AGUCACUUCAGCCAUAGGUUUACUGCAGCACAUUGCACUUAAUCUUGCCUUACACAGGACAAAAAAUACGGAAUUUGUGUGAGAUUUAACAAUCCUCUUUGCAAAUAGUAAUUGCUUUGGAAAGAAAAGAAGAUGUGCGUAUUGGAGGGUUAUAUGAUUUAUAAAAAUACACUACAGAAAAACAUUUGAGGAGCAAGGUGGAACAAUUAAUUAAGCAAGGAGGCGUAUCAUGUCAUUCAACCACUCCUCUCUGUCAGGCUUUGCUUCCGUGUUUACACACCCACAAAAAACAGGACACCAGCGGCCGUCGGAUGAAUGUUUACCGAGCAGGCAUAGAGUGGUGGUGAGGGAAGUGACAGUCACACUGGAGGCUCGGUAUAUGGUGAAACGCAGGUGAUUUCAGCUUCCACGGUUGCAUUUUACAGCGGAAUGUUCACUCGAAGGGGGCAUGGGGACGUCAAGAAAUCUACACAGAAAGUUUUGGACCCAAAGAAGGAUGUUCUUACCCGACUCAAACACCUCCGGUCACUGUUAGGUGAGUGAAAUGUCACCGGGCUUUGAUGCUGCAGGCUCGCUGAGGCUCGGCUAGUUGGGCUAAGCUAGCUGGUAUCAGCCGACAGCUAACGUCAAACAAGGCGUCAGGUUAGCUGGCUGGCAGGCAUUGUGUUGACCAAUGCAAGCUAGCGGACAGGUAACAUUUAUUCACACAAUGAAAAAUGUCACAUCCAGAGAAAUGUGAACUUUUCAGUGCUCAACGCGAGUUCAUUUAUAUCGUUUUAGUAUUCGUAAAAAGACAAGUGAUACUGGAAAUGCAUGGAUGCUAGCAAAUAUGAGCUAGCUCCCCUGGCGGCCAGCAUGCUAGCAAAUGCUAACUGAUGCUGCCUUGACUGAAUAUGAAGAGCAGGUUGAAGCAAAGCAUUGAUCUGUCAUUCAGACACAUGUCAGCAAGGAUCUUCUGAAAUGAGGAGUGCAUCCAACUUUCUAGCUCAAGAAAAAAACACACAAGCAGCUGUUUGGAAAGCAUCAAUAACAAUUUAUUUACUUUGAGUUAAUGUAAGAAUGGACCUUGCAUCCAGGGGGGUAGCCUGGCUCAGAAGCAAUGAAGCUACUGGUAGUUAGCCCUAAAAUAAAUGAUUUUAAAGCCACUAAACUGUAAUCUGUCAUACUAAUGUGGCCCUGUAUUUCAAAAUAAAAAAAUCUAGCAUGACAAGGAAGUGCAGUGUUUAGGGCAGUCAUAAACCUGAUAUGUAGCUAUUGUUUUACUCCUCUCUUCCUCAACGUCCAUAAUAGAGAUAUGAAAUUGAUCUGAUGUAAUCUGACUUUUGCUGCACUUUACAGAUUAGUAUUACACCAAGUGGAACUGGUUUCUAAUCCAUUAUCUCUCUCUCUCUCUUUCCAUCUAUAUAUGUAAAGAAUCCAUGUUGAAGGUUUCUUUGCCACCACUCUUCAGCAUAACAUCUGCAGUUAAUCAUAUAUGCAUUAUUCAGUCAUUGCAUAUCACCUGGGUUGGCUCAUUUUAUCACAACCUAAGUGACCCUUAUAUAUUAUAUAUAUAUAUAUAUUUAGACCUGGAGCUCUGAGACCUUGUUUCUUCAGUGGUCAGUGAUUAUUGUGUGGAGUAGAAGAAGUUUAUUAUGAGGAAUUAUUAAGGUAUAAAAGAACUGCAAAGGGCUAAAAAAAAAAGUGCAUCGACUGUGUAAUGUACAGUUCUCCAGUGUUUAGGUUAAAGUAGGUCACUUUAUGUUGUUUUGUCAGUUUGUCCACAGUAGGGAUGCACACCCACACAUAUUGAGUUCUUGCAUGUGUUUUCUAAUCAAUAUAUCCUAUUUUGUGCUGUUUAGAUAACUCACUGCUGAUGAAAUUCUCCCUUUUUAUAGUCAAAUGUAAAGAUUUAUCACAACAGACCCGAGUUGUCAUUUAUCAAAAUACACCAGACCAGACUUACCAUAAAAAAAGUUUUUUAUAUAAAGCAGUCUAAUUAUAUUAACAGUUUAUUUCAACAUAACUUGAUCUCACUUAAAAAGAGUUGUACCUGAGGACAAAGUGCCUUUGACAUGCUUAGUGUUGAGCCAUUAGUUUCUGCCCACUGGCGCCCUUUUCAUAUUGGUGUGUUAGCUGUUUUAUUGAUUUCUGACUCAGUGGUACAACUACAGCAGUCAGUAUCAGCUUAAUAGUUACAGUGGCUUGGGCAAAACUGGUUAAUAUGGUAACAUCUUUUUUCCACCCUAAAAGCGGGCCUUCAGUGUCAAGGGUAGUUCAGCCCAAGUGGAGGUCAAUCCACAGCUGUACGUGUCCUAUCUGUUUUUCUUUCCCUCAUGUGCAGUUAGAGAUAAGGCUGGUCUGUUUGUCCCGCAGCUGAUAGUCAGACUUACAUGUUGAUGUCCCCCAACCACCCUAAUUUCAGCAUGCUUUCAGCUGAGGAAGGAUUUCCUCCUGGCUCUGCUGGUUCCUGUGUGGACAGGAAGCAGUGGUGAAAGAUGGGGUGUUGUGGCAGACAGGACAGGGGCUCAAGAGAGUACUGUUGGCCCCCCUUCCACUACAGUCAGUAUCUUGUAUUUUUGUUAAUCAUCCUAGUCAUGAUACUUGUAAGACUAAAAUGUAUUUUUGAUGAAAGAGAAGCGGUCCAGCCCAAUCAUCAAAUAACAGCACUAAUGAUGUAUCUGUCAAGUAGUAUUAAAUAAGACUGUUGACAAACCACAAUAACUCACGACAGAAAAAGUGGGCGCAGCAAUAUUAAAUGGCAAGUCAGCCAGCACAGUAAUUUCCAUUAGCUUUCUUGCACUCCCCUUGCCUUCUCACUGUCACACCUGUAAGGAUGGGCAUGGCCUAAAGUCAUGCUACCUACUGACUAGAGAUGCACCGCUCCAAUUCGAUACCGAUACCUGGGCUGAGCGUAUUGGCCGUUAUCUGAUAAGAUCUCAGGCUUGACUUUAGCCUAACUAAAAAAAAGUAACAAAUUAACACAGGUAUACAUUUUAUUUAAUAUUAUUUAUUAACAAAUAACAAAUUGCACAUUAGCACACAGCAAAAAUAAGUAAGACUUCCAUGUAAACAUUUAGUGCAAGAGGAUAGACAGACAUAGAAUAUAGAGCAAACAGAAUCGCUGUGUUGCUGUGUAUGAUAUUUAUUAAAAGACAAAAAAAAAAAGACUGGAUCGGAACGCUGAAUCUGCGUCAUUCAUUAGACAUCCGAUCCAGUUCAUUUGUCAGUAUCAGAGCCAAUAUCCGAUCCAAAUAUCAGAUCGGUGCAUCCCCACUAUUGACCUUUCUUGUUACUGUAGUUCAAAAAGGCUCACUGUAUAAUAAUUCAUUACAUAUAAUGUAUUUAAUUCAUUACAUACAAUAUAUUUUUGGACCCUACACACACACACACACACACACACACACACACACACACAAUUUAGGCACAGGAUUUUUUGGGGCUUUAACCUGUGAGAAUUGCAGUUAAAAGUAUUCUUUAAUAUUUGACCUAACCUUUGUCAAAGACCCUUGUUCACGAAGAUUCUACAUAAAUAUUUUGUAGACUUUGUUUAACAGUCUCUCUUGGUUUGUAGUACCAAAACCAGAAUUGUGUUUGGCCAGCUUGUUGAAUCUAUUCAUGGCAUGUGUUGUAUUGGAAUUGAAAGUACAAUCUGUGGUCUGGGCUAUUUUCAGAGUGGCCCUGUAUUGGUUUUCUGCUCACUGAGCAGAUCUGUGGGAUAGAGUGUGAAAGCUGCUGCAUGUUAAUUUGCUGGUCAUGCCUGGCUGGAUUUGGCUGAGGUUGUUAAUUACAGGAGCCCAGCAAAUCACCUGAUCACUUUACUCUUACUGGAGGGAGGAACAAACAGGGAUUCCUCACUCUGAGACCACUCUGCUUCCUGUUGCAUAUUACUGACAUUAUUCCCUCCAAAAUAAGACUGAAAAUGAGAUCAAAAGGCCAGUAACACUGACAGGUAUUGACAGGUAUAUACUUCCUCUUUUGGGGCCAUAACUGUUAAUUCUCUAAGGGAAGACUUCUUACUUGUUCCUGCCAUUUAAAGGACAGAGUGCUAAACUGCUUUAGAUUCAGUCGGCCCUGCUGAUGUAAGGAGUGAUUUGGUCUGGAAGGUGUGUUUGCUCCCUUUUGUUCCCUACAACUGAUAAAAACAAGCUCAUUCUGAAUCUGUGGUGAGCUGUAUGGGGACAACAGGUAAUGUUUGUUCGCGUUUGUAGUGACAACAGUCAGGUGUGUGUUUGUAGCAGCAGGGGAGGGAGUUUUCACUGCUGCCAAACGCAGUACUUUUUAAGGGAGCUCAGAACUCUCAUCCUCAGGAAAAAAGAAAUAUAGUGUCAUUACAGUUACUUUCUCUGUCUGAGUGCUCCAAGUGUUGCUGGAGUCAGGGUCGACUGAAAGAGCUGCUGUUAUGAGAGGAAAUCACAAGGUGAAGCACCAAAGGAAACAAUGGGCUCCACACUGAAAGGGCUCUCGAGAAGGUCUUCUGUGUGGCUAAAGUAAAGGCUGAGAUUACUCGACUUCUGAUUCUCCUCUUUAGUGAAACACUUAGACUUGUGAAUAACUUCAGGCUCUUAUCAUCUUUUAUCCCACACUAUGUGGGAAUGAUAUCUACACUCAAGAGUAGUACUGUGUAGCCUGCCAUAAAUAGAUUUUUAUUAACUUUCAGGAUCUUAAGGCUUUUUGUCUUCUGUUUCUUUUUACAGGCUGUCACACACUGAAUUUGAUUGAUGUUGUGAUGUAGUCUUUGUGAGGAAGUAUAAAAACCACAAGGCACUUGACUUCCACAGUUGUGAAUUGUUUUUAUUCCAGAUAACUUAGCAGUGUUGUGUAUCACAAUAACAGUUCUAACCUUUAUAAGACAGUGGAUGAAAAAGAAGAAGAACUUUAUUGAUUCAUGAAGGGAGAUUCAAUGAAUAAAGCAUUUAGACACUGAUUGGACAAAACAAAUCUGUACAAAUUGACUUGAACUUCAUACCUGUACAGAAUAAAAGAAAACUCUGCUCAUAGGUUGAAGCAUCUUAAGCAGUAAGUAGUUUGUUGAAGGUAUGUCAGGGACACUUUAAUUGCUGUUUGAGGCUUGCUUUUGAUUUUUUGUUUGAGGCUUGCUGAUACUUCUGUCAGGUUUUGCGCUGGCAUAGCCGAUUAUGAUAACAGCCUCUACCGUUGAGUUGGAGUUUUAUGUUUCAGUGCUAGCUCUUGGCGUGUGGGGCAGCUUGAGUAAGAGAUUGGACAAGAAAUUAGGAACAUCAAUGCAGUAUCACAACAUCUACAGGAUAUAUAUUUCUUGAGCCAAUACCAAUAAUGGAUAGUAGUUUUCUCCUGAUGGCUGAUAUCUGUAAGAUUAUAGAUUUACAUUUACAGGUGCAUCUUAAUGAAAUAGAAUAUCAUCAAAAAAGUUGAUUUAUUUCAGCAAUUUAGUUAAAAAAGUGAAACUAAGAUGUUAUAUAGAUUCAUCACACAUAUACUGAUAUAUUUCAAGUGUUUUUUUUUUCUUUUCAUUUUGAUAAUUGUUACUUAUAGCUGAUGGAAACCCCCAACUGUUUCUCAGAAAAUUUUAGUAUUACUUAAAACCAAUUAAAAAAAGGACUUUUAACACAGAAAUGAUGGACUGUUAAAAAGUACUUGGUUGGGGCUCCCUUUACAUGAAUUACUGCAGCGAUGUGGUGUGACAUGGAGGUGAUCAGUCUGUGGUACUAAUGAGGUGUUCUAGGACCCUCAUUCAUAGGGAAUUGAGGUAGUACAUUUGUAAUAAUGAUAAUAAUAAUUUAUAGCACUUGCUGAACAUAGAGCCUAAAGGGCUUUCAAAAUAAAAUGCAAUGUUUAAAUUCUAUUAAAACGAGAAUUUAAAAAUAAAUGAUUAUAAAUACAACAAUUAGAAAAGAUGGUAGUAACAGGAGUGACAUUAAAACACAAAGGUUUUGUCUCAAAGUUUUUGUUGUGAUGUCUAAAAUUAUUGUACAUCUUGUUGCAGGAGUGAGUGACAGAAUGGUAGGGAGAAGGUCUAAGUUCAAGGAUCUUUAGAUGUUGGAAAUCUGGGCUUCUCAGCAAUCAAGAGUCAUGCAUGAGGGCAAGGCCAUGUCCAAGUUACUAGACAAUAAAGCAAGGAGAGAGGAAUCACACAUUUCAUGAGUGUGACACCUUCAAAAGACACAGGAGAGGGAAGUAGUUGUCGAUCAAACCACAAGCCACAAAUAAUUACUGCAAGUGACAGUCAAGGAAGCACAGCAUGACAAGGUUCCAGUAUAAGUGAACAGGGAAAAAGCUCAGGAAAGCCAGGCAACUCAGCAUAGAUUCACUGGGUAAUCAAGAUGGUCUUGUCACACUUCUCAUUCAGCUUCAGCUCGGAUAUGUCAGAAAAUUUUGGUCAGAUGUUCUCAGACAGUGAAUUUGCCAAACGGUUUUCAUGCGGUGCAACAAAAUCGGCUUACCUUGUAUGCUUUGGCCUGUGUCCAUAUUUGGAAGAGCAGCUGAUCAAAGUUGUAAGAAAAGCACAGUGCUGUGUUGUGUCUUUUGAUAAAUGCCUAAAUAAAGUGACACAGAAAGAACAAAUGAAUGGUGUUGUGUGGUACUGGAGUGACUGUGAAGAGAAGGUAGCUGUGCAUUAUUUUGGUUCAGAGUUUUUGGGACACACUCAAGUGGAGAAGCAUUUUCAAAAUGAUCCUGUCUCCACUUGAUCCUAAAAAGCUCUUGCAGAUCUCAAUGGAUGGCCCUGUGGUCAACUAGAAGUUCCCUAGAAUAUUACAAGAGGACAAGAGCAAAGUAGACCCAAGUUGUGGUCUGCAUGUCAUGCAUAGAAGCUUUCAAUGCGGGGAGAAAGAAACAGGUAGGAAGGUGGGAGAUGUCCUGAGAGCUCUUUGGUAGUUGUUCCAUGAAUCACCAGCAAGGCGAGAUGACUUCAUUCAGGUGACCAAAACAAUGUUUCCUCGAUGGCUGGAAGAUCUAGCAGUUGCCGAGCGGGCGAUAGAAGUGUGGUAGGCAGUCCAGGAGUACAUUAGCAGCCACAAGAAACUUCCAAAAAGUAAAGUGCCAUCAUCUGCAUCCUACUGUUGAGUAGAAAAGGACAGUGAUGGCCUACUUUUUGAGUCUUUUGCAUGUGUUGCUCGACAGUGAAAGCCUUUUCUGGAGACAUUCCAAACAGAUUGCCUCAAUGGUGCCGUUUUUAGGAGCUCCAGUUCAUCCUGAUAGGCUUGCUGGCUCGCUUCAUCAAACGGGAAGAGCUGGAGAAGAUAAAAUCACCUGUCCAGGUGCAGAAACUGGAUCAAAAGACAAAACAAUACAUGUGUCGCUCAAACAGCUGGACACAGGAUUUGCCACAAAGAAAACUUUGGAGGAGGCAUGCAAUAAACUCCAGAAUAAUCCAAAUAAUAUACUGGCGUUCAAGAAAGAAUGUGUCUCCUUCCUUGUCGUGACCUGCAUGAAAAUCAUGGAGAAGGGUCCUUUUAUGUAUCCGGCAGUGCGGCGCAUGGGCUCCCUUGACCCUGUUGUAAAAGAACCUGAAAUUGCAAUAGCAGUGUUUGAGAAACUUCUUCUGGUUCUCCUCAAUGCAGGAUGGUACACUGCUGCCCACUGUGACAAAGUUCUUGCUCAGUAUAAAGCAUUUUCAUUGCAUGUCAGUGCAAACCAUAAAACAGAGUUCCAAGAUUUGGUUUACAGCUGCAGGCUUGAUGAAUUUCUUAGAAGAAAUGUCAGCGGCAGAGCAGAGUAUGCAGCACUGUGGGACCUAAUGAAAUCUCUCCUCUCACUGUCUCAUGGACAAGCUGUAAUAGAAAGGGGAUACUCUGGGAACAAGGACAUGCUUGUAGAAAACCUGAAGGAGAGGACUCUAGUAGCAUUGCGUCUGGUCCAGAAUGCAAUGGCUGGACAUGCCAUAGACAAAGCACUACCAAAAGAACUCAUUCAACACUGCAAAGCAGCAAGAAUGAGGUAUGUGCAGUACCUGGAUGAUGAUGAAAAGAAGAAAAAUACCAAACUGCUAAUGAGAAGAAAAGAAAGGACCUCCACCAAAAAAUGUCAGAUGUCAAAGUAAAUAUAAAAGCAGGGAAUAAUGCAAAGCAUUGAGACGAUGCAGAAAGAGGCAGACGAAAUGGCAGUCAGGGCAGAGAUAAAACAGACUUCGCAUUACUGUCGAAAUCAAAUGCCUUUUGCAAAUGUGUAGCAGAGAAAAGGAAAGAGCUGGAGGUUAGAGUAGAGUUCUACUGAGGUCAAUUUAUGCACUUUAAUUUCACUUAUCCUCUAAUUGUUAUUUAUUUAUUUCAGUAAGACAGCUUCCAGAUUCCUUUGCUGGUUCUUUUGUUUUUUACUUAUUUAAUUAUAUAUUUUUUGAGCAAAGAGAAAGCUGAGAUGUUAGUUGUCCAUUGGUUGCACAAAUGAAGUAAGGUGCUGUACAUCUGUGGUUACAUUAUUCUCUACUCCAUUUGCCAUAAUUUUUUAAGCAUGUAAGAGAUGAUUUCAUAGAUAGCCAUAGACUGCAAAGUAGGCUUCCACUGAGAGGAACAUAAUGGACUAUUUAGGAACUAAAUUUAGACUUCCAUACCAGCUUAACCAUCACUGAAGAUGUCCUGGAAAAUGAUCUCUGGAAAAGAGUGGGAACCCUGAAAUAAAAAAGUUAUUUAAAUCGACAUGUUGCUCCCUUAUGUGAUCGUAUCAUGAUCAGUUCCUUUAAACUUACUAAUUGGUGAUAGGCCACAAAAAUCCUGAUCAUGCAAAACCUAGGGAACUGGUACCUUCCCUCAAUAAUUUAUGAUGCCACUGGAGAACAAGUUAGUAAAGUUGCGAGUGUACAGAAUACAGGAGCAGUACCCCACCAAAAAUAUAAAUUCAUGUCUGUUAGGGAUUGACUUUGCAAAGUCAGCAGAAACCGUUUAUAUACGUCUCCUGCGGAUCUAAACGAUUUCUGCCGACUUUGCAAAGUCAACUGCAGAAUUAACGGCGUUCUGAAUGAACGGCGCUUUGAAAAGUCCCGCAGCAUGUGUUAGACGUCACCAUCUACACAUGGACCAAUCAGGGGCUGCCUUUCCCUGUUGUUCGGGGAACAGUGGAAACACAGUCACUGAUUGGCCCGGUUAUUUUCUGAUCGCUAAUACAUGCUCCCAAUGGGCCGAAGUCCAGACUGUUGUGGGAAGGAACGGCAAGUGAUUCACGCAAGAGGACGGCCCAGCCAGGCUAUCAAAAACAUGGAUUGGAAUGAAAAUAUUUUUUAUCGUUAACGCCAGAAUAGCAAAACGUAUUGUGAUAAAUUUUGCCAGUCCCUUAUGGCAGUCCUUAUUUCUACAGUUUAGCGAUAUUUGAGCCUUUCUAUAAAUUGGUAGCAAUACUUUGAAUGUAAAUGAAGUCCCCUUAGUCCCACACUGUACAAAUACUUUUGUUAGAGUUUUGCUGUGCGCACAUUAAUUAAACAGAAAGGAAUAAAAGAUUACUAGUUAUAUAGUUUGUUUUAUGACUUGAUGUACAGUUCAAAUAUACAGCUUUAUAGAAUUAACCUUGUUUUUUUCUAUCUUGAGUUUGUUUUAAUUUUGUCUUGUGUUUCAGAGCUUCCUUAAUUUGGAGCACUGUAUGAUAUAAAUCACAUGGUGUGGAAUGAAAGGCUUUUUCUUUGCUGACCUGAUAGAGAGCCAGAGAUAGGAAAACACUAGUGCUCUGUGUUCUGCUCUGGAUGAUAUCUGUGGGAUUUAACACAGCACGUCAAAGAACCAGUUUGUCCAGUUACACUGUGUACCUGUCCUGCUUUUGUAAUAGUCUAACCAAGCCCAAGACUUGCAGUUGACAGUUGCAUCAUUACUUUUUAUAUUUAUCAAGAAUUGAUCUGAAAGUGGACUUUAAUUUAAUGUGUCCUUUCUGAGUGCCGAAGCUCAAGCUAAUCUGCUGUGGAUUUUCAGGUUUAAAGCCUUAGGAAAAUAAACACUUGGCUCUGGCUUGAAGUAUUAGCAAACUUGUUAAAGAGCAUGCUGGCAACAAUUUUGUGCAAGGGGACACUUAAGGAAAACUUCUUUAUUGGAAACAAAGACUGCAAAGAAUGUUGUUCAGAUAAACGGAUUUUUUAAAAUCCAGCAAAAGUUGUAUGUAUUUUAGGAUGUAUUUACUCCAUGAUCAGAUGUUGCUUUCAUGGAAAUUCACCAUUUCACUCCAUUUACCUUUAGAUAUACAUUGAUGUUAACAGACCAUUGCUAAAUAUAUGUCAGCAAAAGAUAAUAAGGGCUUAGUUUUAGGGUUGAAAACAUUUGCCAGAGUCACAACUUCAGUGCAAAAGCAAAAAAAUAAAUCACAGUUGGAUUAUUCACUUCAACUUUUUGGCUUUUGAGAGUCUGCAUACAAAAAUCCUAAUAAAUCUCAACUACUGCAGAAAUGGCUAGAAAGAACCAACUGAGUAAAGAAACAAAAGUAUAGAUCCGUACAUUGAGGAAAGAAGGAUACACAGAAAGAGGAAUUGCAAAACGCCUAAUGGUGUUUAACAAAGGAGUCCACUACACUCUGAAGAAACUAGAGGAACCUGGAAUUUAUGAUGAUAGAAAAAGGCCUGGACAAAAGAAAGAUACUACAAAAGCAGAGGAUAAACAUAUUGUCACUAGUAAGAGAGAUCGGCAAAAGACAGCAACAAAAAUAAGGGAGGAAAUCAACAUGACAAGGUCGAAACCCAUAUCUCUGACAACUGGGACCCACAGUUACUAUACUUGGCAAAUAAAGGCAAGUAUAUGUCAUUCAAAUAAAUAUACUUCUUCCAAAAUGUCCUCUUUAAUCCAUUAUUUUAUUAAUACAAAGUGUUGUUAUAUUUGACAUUAAACCACAAAAUCUGCUUUAUUCAGCUCUUUGGAUAUGGCCUGCUUUGUAAAGGAAGGUUUCCCUGAAGUCCACAUAUAUGUAUAAUUUUUUGAGAUAAUGAAUAUUAUGUGGAGGCAAAGAUAAGGAUUUUCAGGCCUCCAGGAGAGGGAGAGUGAAAGUUGCCAGUUUAACAGCUCUACAGUGCUAAGCUGAUGAGAUAAGCCAUCCUCUCAUGUGUGAGCUCAGACUGGGUUAAGGUCAAAUCUGCCAGUUCUGCCAUGGCUCUUUCACACUGUGCUCUUCAUAGACCCAUGGGCCCCAAUCUGUUGCACAGCUAGACAUUGACUGCAAGUUGAGAGGUGUUACGCAGCACUUGGCACAGUAGCAUCCUAAUAAAAUUAUAUGCACCAGUGGGGUUAUGAUAGCAUGAAAGCCCUUUUCGUAAUGGUCAGAUGUGUCGGAUUUGUUUGAGUGCUGCUGAAAUUAUUAAAAUGCAUCAAUGAUCAUAAGACUUAAGAUGACUCUGCUUUAUAAUUUACUGAGUUUCUCAUUUCUCAUUCAGAGUUUUUCCAGAAGCCUUGCUUGUUAGACUGCUUUACCAGUUUUUAAUAGCAGCUCAUGCUGUCUGUUCUGUCAGCUCAGAAAGCGCUCCAGUGCUCUGUUGCUUUGGCCUGGCAGCAUGUCAAUCAUUCUCUGUAAACACAUUGCUCAGAGGAUGAAAUAUUGCAGGGCUAAGUCAGUUAUUCAUGCUUUUCCUGAUCAAAAUUCAGCUACUGUAGACCUGUAUGGAUAUUGGUCUGCAAUGUAGCAGUAUAUAGUGAGCUUUAUAAGUCAAAGCAGUCCAUAGAAAAUCAAGCAGUAUUCAGACAACUGGGGGAAAGGGCUCCAGUUGACUCCUGAUAAGAACAUCAAUGUACUUUAGUGAGUGUUCAAUUAUAAAUGACUUCUUCAGACCUCAAUUAAAGUCUGGAGUUUCACAAAUGGGUCACCCAACCUGCUACCUACUGCCUGGUAAAACAAUUGACUGCACAUGUGACAGACCUGACCUCCUCAGCUGAUUUCCCUAUAUUUAUGAUUAACUUCUGCUAUGACUGUGGUCAGAUACCACUCUCCUCACCCACAUGACACAGUCUUUUAGUUGAUUUGUUCCUAUUACACCUUUUUGUUUUGCGUUUGUGUUUUAAUAAAGUACAUUUAAAUAAAGAGUGGCUUUAUCUGGAAACUGCAGUGAUUUUAGUAUAUUUUUACACAAUUAAACAGAUCAUUGUUUUGCACUUAAGUCAGGCAUUGUUUAACACAGCAGUCAAUAUUAAAGCAUAAAUCAAGAAAUUAAAAUUAGAAAUUAAAGCAAUGCAUCUGUCAAUGAGUCUUUGGGGUCUCUAGACCAUAUUAUUUCUGAAAGGUUGCAUAUAGUGAUCCCUUUCUUUGUCUUUAAAGCAAUUGCUUCCAUGGAUUUUCUAAGAGUAGCAUCAUAUGCGGUGUAUCCAGCAGCUUCUACAUAAGCUACUACCCCCCCUGUCUCUUCCAGUAAGUGUCAGUGCCCUCCAGGCAUCCCUCUGCUGGGGCCCUUAAAGAGUCCUCUGUGUCUGAUCUAAGCAUAGUGCCAGAGAAACAUAUCAGUCUUUUCUCUCCACUCAUCUCCUUCCUGGCAAGAAUCUAGUGCACCUGCAGUGUUAGCCAGCACAGCCUAAUGCAAAUGAGUGUGUGUCCGAUCAAAGGCCUGAUUAGACUGCUUUUAGAGUAUGAGAUGGCAUGUUAAUGACUCUGCCUCAGGCAAUAUAAACCCACGCAUUGUAUGUUUCCUAAAAGCUAAAUAUGGUUUAACACGGCCUUUGAACAUUGAAUGUGAGUUCUCACGGUGCGUGCGUUGUGUGCUGAUUAAGUUUAAACAAGGAGUUGUGUGCAGAAUAACCUGAAGUUUAGUUUGAAUGUGUCAAUAUACUAUAGGCUUCCACUGACUUGUUGACCUUCACCCAUUUGCCAACAAGUUGUAUGCGCACACCGCUGUGUGCACUUUCUUUAUGCUUGCAAGUCAAACCCAGUCUAUCAUCAGUUCAUUAAAAUAGCAAGCAACAGAGGAAAUUCAAAUUAAUCAGAUUAAGGUCACAGUUAUUCUGCUUCUUUUAUCAGUGGAAGGUUCCACUUUAUUACCAUAGUUAUUAUACACCAAAAGCAUGUUAUAGAAUCACAUCAUACAGUGUAGGAGUUCAGUUUAUCUGACUUUAACUAAUGGCCCCGAAUGACAUAGCAAGUUAGCAACCUUCAGUCAUAUCAUGAAGUAUCAGAAUUUUGUCCAUUAAGUCAGAGGGUGAGUAAUUAAUGGCUGGUCUUUUUCCAUUGAGUUCUUGUGGAAAUUGAAGUGAGUUGUUAAUAUCUAUUGCUUUUUUGGCCCAUAGCUCCAGGUGCAUGUUAUUGUUUUCCGGUAGGACCUCUCGCUUGGGGUUUGAACAUCUGCGGUUAACAGGAACUAUAUCACAAUUGAGAAUAUUAUUAUCCACUGUAGUUUUAAACCACAAUGGAGAAUAGGGCUGGUAUUUUUGGCAUGUUUCUAAUUCCCCAAGGUAAGAUUGUAGAUCUGUGCCUCAUUUGGUUAUCACUUUCAACAGUUUUUUAGUCUGUUAAAAACAAAGAUGACUUAAUGACCCCUAUUUGAGAAAGUCUGCUUACUGUAGUUUAGUCAGCUUAUGGGCAAAAGCUGUGUAUUUAGCUCCAAUCAUUAAGAGGUAAAAUUACUAGGAUUGCAAUUUUGGAAACGAUUGACCCUUGGUUGGUUUGGUUACUGAACUGUGCUUGGUUUUCAUGAGUCCCUCCAUCUCUUCUAACUUGCCUUUCAUUAGUUUUGUGUAAAACAUUGCCACACAUUUUCAAUAGGAGACAGGUCUGGACUGCAGGAAGGCCAGUCUAGUACCCACACUCUUUUACUUUGAUAGCCAUGCUGUUGUAACACCUGCAGAAUGUGUUUCAGUACUGUCUUGCUGAAAUAAGCAGGGACAUCCCUGAAAAAGACUAGGCUUGGAUGGCAGCUUAUGUUGCUCCUAAACCUGUAUUUACCUUUCAGCUUUAAUGGAGUAUUCACAUAUGUGACAGUUAGCCAUGCCAUGGAUACUAACACACCUCUAUACCAUCACAUCUAAAUGCUGGCUUUUGAAUUUUGGGCUGAUAACUUUGCGUCAGCCCAUCUCAGAUGAGCUCAGGUCCAGAGAGGCCAGUAGUGUUUCUGGGUGUUGUUGAUAUAUGGCUUUGGCUUUCCAUGGUGGAGUUUGAACUUGCACUUGUAGAUGUAGUUAAUCAGUUUGAACAUCAAAUAUAUUUUUUAAGUGUAUAUUCACAUGGUUAAUAUAGGUCGAAAAAGGAUUUGCAGAUAACUGUACUCUGUUUUUAUUCGUGUUUUACACAUCAUCCCAACUUUACUGGAAUUGGGGUUUAUAUGACAUUAGAGUCUUGCAGAGGGAGGGGUGUCAGUUGAAGGCUACAGUUAUCUUGUUAGGCUCAGAGGAUACAGUGUCAUCCCUGAAUCCUCAGGACCUGAAGAACAGGUUUUGUCUCUGUUAUGCUGUCACCUGAGAUGCAAGAAUUGGCCGUUGGGGAAGGGUCUUGCUGGAUAUUGCACUCUACAAUGUUGUCAAAUACUUAACUUCAGUCACUUGACGAAAUAUUAACACACAGAUGGUCCCAAACAAGAUAGGAAGGGAAAAAGCGGAGCUAGGCUGGCCCACUACAAGAACCGGGAAUAUUUAAUGUACUCAUUUCUUAGUUGUGUAAACAUCCAUUUAAAUUCUGACUAACAAGUCUAACUGUAAGAAACAACACUGAUAAAACAAGAGAAUUUUCCAGGUUGGGAUCAAUAAAGUAUAUCUAUCUAUCUGUCUAUCUAUCUAAAACAACCAAAAGAAAGCAUGAUUACUUAUCGCACAAUCUGUAGGUUCAUGUCAAAUAAGUUAGCAGAAUAUGGCUAACAUGAGCCUUCAGUCCUUGCAGGCUAAUGUUCUUUAGCCUGUGCUGCGAUGCGUUGUUCUGGUUGAGUUUAAUAGUUCAAAAUACUCCCACAACACGGUUCGCUACCGUCAGUCAUCUGUGCUUGUUUACGUCAGGGGAGUAAAGCAUUUGUAGCAUUAUAGUGGCAGUCAGCCCCCAUCUACUAACAGGCAUUUACCACAAUGUUGCACACCACACACUAUGGGAACUAUUCAAUUUGUCAUCAUUUGUCGUCGUGUGGGUGCUCUGACGUUGUCUAAGUUUGAGAAGAUUUACGAACUCUUUUGGUGUUUGCCAGGCUUUAGAUAAGCCUUUGAUUGCUUGCUUUGGUCCACCAUAAUCCUAUUCUCACAACUUUGUUUACUUACUGUGUCACAAGUGAAUUAGGGUUAUGCUGACACAGUGGGUCCUGGCAUAAAAAUAAAACUUUACAUGACCAGCAAGAUUCUCUUGUCAGGUUUAAUCCUGAAAAAUAGAUGUUGUUGAUAGGAAGUAAAAAGUGAAACCAACAUUUAGGUGAUUUAUUGUAACCACAAAUCUGAAAAAUGUAUGCCCCUUAGGUAAAACCCAGUUUUGUAGAUACUUCCUAGUUUAAAAGUAUUUAACAUGUACUACUGGGAGGCUUCUGGCUGCCGUAUUAUGUUUUUUUAUUUAUUUAUUUUUUUUUAUAAGAGGGUUAUUGCUCUCCUGAGACUCUUUCACCCUGUCAGAGAACCUCUGAUCUUUUUUCUUAGACCUUUCUUUCUAUCUGUCACGCUUGAGUGGUUGGUUUGGAGUUUUUGAGCAGAUAGGGAACAGUGAGUCUGAGGGCUGGAAUGCAUAAAGAUGAUAGUCCUGUGAUCAGAGAAUGCAGCAUGACUAUAACUGACCCACUUUUCAUCAGGUCCUCACACACCAACAGGAUUCAAAAUUAGAGUUGCAUGAUGAUUGUGUUUACUCCUCUGUAUUUUUCAAAUGUUAACAGGUGUAUCAUCUGCCCAUGUCAGACCUGUUUGACAUACAUGAAUAAUAUAAUAAAUCAUUAUCAAUAAAUUAACAUUCUGAUCCUUACAACUAGACUUACCACCAUAUUGAUAAUGACUGAAUUGAAAUGAACCAGGCAGGGACAAUUAAGCUAAUAUAUUAGCCUUAACUGUGGUGUUAGUGGACAACAUCUACAUCCCCUAGUGUUUGUGUGCUGUUGCAGCCUGUGCAAUAUGAUGGAAAUGCAGUAUUAAUUUUUUAUGCAUUGUGAGAUCAAGUCACUGAUUGGACAAUACAUACUUCAUAGUUUAGUUUUGUUCCACAGUGAAGUGGUUUGUUAGAGUUUGUGGAACACUGAAUUUAGCAGAUGUGAUUAGCUCAAUGCUAGCAGCAAGGAUAAGAUAGUUGAUUGAAUUUAAAGACACUUUAAAACCCUGCUGAAAAAUGCCAGAUUUGAAUCACAAAAUGAAACGUUAACAGAAAUGUGUCUCUUGCUACUUGUGUGUCGAUUUGUGACUAUUUGCGAUGUACCUAGCAUUCAGUUUUAAGCAACAAAAUCUGUUUUAUUCCUACACCAAGGCUAGAAACUCAACACAUUUUUGCCUUCUGUCUGACAAUCUCAUUAUGCAUCCUAAUUGUACUUCCUUUAAUCUCAUGGCAAAACAAGUCAUCGAAGUAUUUGUCACACACUACAUCAUUCCAACACUCCCCAUGAGCUGGACUGCUUUUGGGAGUCUUCCAAUUUGCCAUGUGGUGGAGUAAAAAAUUCCCAGCAGAAGGUGAACCUUAAUUGCUCACACUGUGCCAGGACUCUUCUUGGCCUAUAUUUGAUUAUUCAGACCAGGCCAAUCUCAUAACCUCAGAACUAGAAGACUAUCCAAUAACAGGAAAUCAUUAUACAAGGAAUUCAGCACAUUGUAAGUCCCAUGCUGGUUGCAUCUGUACAUGUACCACUGAUUUCUCUCAUUAAUUACUGCUGCAGCAUCUUAUGUUGCCAUCAAGAUAUCUCAGCAUGACCUCAGUCCAGACCACCAUUUAUCUUUUUUAAAUAACAAAUACAAGCUGUGAACAGUAUUUAAAAUCAGAGUUGAAAAUCAAUAUAAACACCAAAUAGUCAUAAUACCAUGAACAUGUGACCAAUCUUAUGCAACCCAGUUCAACAUGUCGUCAUGCUUUUUCACAUUUACAACAAAAACUGCAAAGUUACAAAGUUUGGUGUCCAUACAAGAUGUAUGCAAAGUUUCAAAUCACAAGGUAGAGAUAUGUGGUCAUAAUCUUAGACAAACACGUGAAAAUGUGAGACCAUGGUUUAGGUGCAAGAUUUAGUAAAAUUCUGACAGAAGAAUUCUAGACUCUUCUCACUGGUUCCUCUGAGCGUCCAGCAAAGCAGAACGUCCUGCCUCUGACAGCGUGUGAGGUGACACACACGGCAGAGUGGGGUAACCAUAGACAUAAUAUAAAUAUACAUUGUAUAUCUAUAUACAUAAUGUCUAUGGGGGUAUUGCUGCUCUGCUACUGACAAUAGAGGAAGCUGGUCGCAAACAACCAGCUCUGUCCUCAACCAGCUUCCUAAAAGCCUCCAGAGAGGUGGCCAAUCAGCAAAAAGUGGGCUUGGGGAAGGAAAGCCUUACAGAAGCGUUUUAGAUGGAAGCUGAAAUAUUGAUAUUUUAAUACACCACUGUGAGGAACAGAAGGCUUUUUUUGAUCUGAAAAUCAUGUAGCUCUAUUAAAGAGGUAUCACAAAGAAAAUAUAGAGUCUUGAAAAAAUGCAUGGCACUGCAGUUUGGUUCAACUUUCUGUGCACUGACAAAACUGGCAUGUCGUGGCUCCUGAGGGACACCGACUAAAUUUAACAACUUACAUAAAACCAAAUUCUUGAACGGAGAGAAUCAUCUUUGUAUGGCAGUAUAGUCUAAGGCUGAAGACAAUAAAAUGCAUUUAUACCAGACAAACCACAAAAAACUUCCAUAACUUGCACAUAAGAAGAUAAAUUCAUAAAUGGAAUUUUUAUUUCAUUCAAUUUAAGUUGAUGUCAUUGAGAAAUGUUCUCUGUGUUUACCUCCACAGAUUUCAUCGACAAGAGUGAACUGAAGGCAUUCUUUGAAAGCAACUGUUCUCAGAUUUAUUUUAUCUUCUAUGAAAGUUUCAUCACACUGGAAAGCAACUUUAAACAAAAAGGUAGGUACCCCCCACCCGAUCCUUUUUUUUUUUUUUUAAACCGCUAUUUGAGACCCGCACACGAAGCCACUAUAACCAGUGUUUGUUCAAUAAUUAACCCCCUGCUCUCUGUGUGGAAAGUGUAACUUUUGUGGCUUGAAUUACUGUCUUCCCUGUUGUGUAGCAAGCAUUAACCCACAAUGAAGCAAUUUCAGUAUAUGUUUAGUAUCACUUUGUGUUCAGCCCAAGUCCAACUGUAUUCAGGGGCAGGGGAGUAAUUCCCACUGGGAUUAUGCUCCUGCAGUAACACUUAUUCCUUUGUAUAAGUGUUCGCCAAAUGGCCUACAUUAAUGUUACAUUAUUGAUGAGCCUGCUGCAGUAUAGCUUCCAAUUAUAUGUUUAAAAACAGAAGUACUUUCUCUGUCUUUCAGGGAAUAAAUCUCAGAGGGAGGAGCUGGACUCUAUCCUCUUUAUUUUUGAAGUAAGUCAUCUGUGUUUUUAUGUGUUGCUCUUCUCGUAUUUGAUUUCACAGACAGUGAACUCUGGGGUGGGCUCAUUGUUUCUAUGGCACCAUGCUACACCUCUAACAACUUCCACUUCCUGGUUAUUUGAUCGAAUCAUCCAGAGAUUGUGCAGAUAAACAAAACAGUGUUUGAUCAGUUGGCGAAUUGUGCCAAGUUGUUAGUCAUUUCCUUGGUGUGUAUGCAAAUCAGAGGGUGUGCUUUGACUUUGUGUGUACAAGGUGUUGUUAGGUUUUUGGCCCCUCCCCCCUGUUUUCCUCAACACUUCUAAUGUUGCAUGUACAGGUUAAAGUCCCUUCCCUUGUUUUCCCACCUGACUGCAUAGUCAGCUCCAGUUUCCAAUACAAACAGUCUGCUCUCCAGUUACAUUUGCUCAGGGCAGGGCUGAAAGGAUGGCAGAAGACCAAGAAAAUGGAGGGCAGUCUGUUGGUCCUCCCUCCUGCAGUAUGUCUCAUCCUAGUUUUCUUGUUUUUGUUUUUGUUUUGCUUUUUUAUAUCACCUAACAGCACUACAUGGAAAUGUCCCUGACAUCAACUAAAACAGAGUAAAUCAUUGUCAGGGCUUUUAAAUUCCCCCUGGUCACAAAGACCUGACUCAAUGUAGAAUCUGUUCUUAUGUUUUCAGAAUGCAUCUUUACGUCUAAUGUUCUAUUGAUGCAUUUUAGUGCAUGAAUUAUGGCGUUUGUAUCUGUUGAGUCUCAGGCUAGUCUGUGUAGAGUUAAAAUUCAAGUUGUUCAGGUUAAAACUUAUGCCCAUAGUUGCUUUUUUAUCUCAAUAAUCAAGUGGAAUAAUGAUUUUGGCUCUUCUUGUUAUUUAAAAUAAAAUAAAAAAAACUAACCCACUAGAUUUCCUUCACUUGUCCAUAUUUUUACAUCCAGUCAUGUCACCUGUGACUAGAGCCUGGAUUUAUAUCUCCUACAUAUUUAUGGAGUCAUCUUUUCAAAAAGAACUAACAUUGAAAGCAGCUUAACCCUCAUUUGUCCCCUUUUAGCCCCUGUCUGUGGCGUUGUGUGCUCUUACCAGUGCACUGAGUAGAUAAGCUGACUUUGAAUACUCUAUACAGGACAGAUACAGGGUCCCUUUGAUCCCCAGCACUGCUACAUUUUUCUCUAUGCAAUAUUAGAUCAGGCUUGUUGGAUCACAUGUGGUCGUGAGUAUCAUAUCAAAGAAUACAUUAUACUUACCAACAUGCGCUGCAGACAUUUACCAUGGUGUCCAUGAGGUCAUGUUAUGUAACAAAAGGAAAGGACAUAUACAGUAAAAGAUUAACCCAUACAUCUGCUGAGGUAUGUGGAUUGUGUCCAUUCCUUUUCCUCUCAUAAACAGACAUAGAUAGCACGUGUUGAUUGUGAAAUUUGCCGCACUUUUUCAUGAAUUUUCUCACAGCGGGAUAGCGCUUUAUCUUUUCUUGUAGUCACAGAAGGCAAUCAACCUUGACACAAACCCUAUAGAAGUCGUGUGCAAAGUAGACUAUGGAUGAAAUGAAACCCAGACAAAAGGUGCUCGUGUCUUGCAACCAGCUGUAAUGCUGUAUGUUUGGUUGAAAAACCCUCAUGAUGCUACAUUGCUGCCCCUAUGUGGAAUAUUUACCCUGAAAGCCAUAUCUUUUCUUAUCCCUGAAGGGAAAACUAGUCCCUAUCACUGUCCAUCACUUGACUCUUUCCUUGCAUUCAAAUCUGGUUGACCACGUCUGCGGUUUGCUUUAAGUGUGUUACGCAAGGAUUACUCCUCUGUCUUGAUAAGGUACGUGACCCCUUUUUCCUGAUUUGCUGUGGGGGAGCAUGAGCCCUGAUGCUUAGCCUGUUUGAGUAAUAGAUAUCCAGAGGGGGUAAUCUUUUGUCCCUCCUCCUAAACACCCCACCCCCACCGCCACCCGCAGCCAUCUCCGUCCCCUUCCAAGAUCUCUUUGUGUCUGCUGCCAUGAAAGCAUUCACCGUGGCAGCAUGUGAUUGUGUAUCUGAACUAGCAGAAAGAGGGACCUUAUCUCUUUAAAAGGUUCAUAUUUCUUGUUACUUUUAUUCACUUUUUACCUGGUAGUAUCAUCAAAGAAAAUGAUUUUUUUUAUUCUAGGUGUAGUCCUUUUGAUUGGAAAUUGAAUACGUGGAAUUAAGGAACAGUUUAACGGCAAAACCACCCAUAAUAUGACACACCUACAUCCUUGGUGGCACUAAUUGUUUUUAGAAGUUGAAUAACAGGUCUAAUAAAGACCUGAGGGUAAUCCAGGUGUGGUAAUCCAAGUGGCUCUUAGUUUAUUACAGGUUUAUAUAAAACAAAAAGUGGCAAAUUCCUGCAGAGAGCUAGCCAGAGAGGCAGUACAAGAGUAUGAAACUGAUUUUAAGCUGCUACGUAUCCUAAGACUAUGUGCAGGUCUGUCACAUGAAGUGGAAAAGGUGACCAUGACAUUAACAACUCAGCUUUUAAUGAAAACUGAGCAAAAUCUUGUUUUAAUAUUGUUGUAUGGAUACUGAUGCAUGCAGUUGUUCUGUAUUAUUUGUAUUGGAACUUUACCUUGUCAUGCAGGUUAAUAAGGAGUUUUGUGAGACAAAGUUUUUGCCAGUUGGAAAAUGUCUGCCAUUCUUACUCUGUACCUGAGUUAAGAGGUGUUGAAUCUGACCUGUUUUAUCAUAUCAAGCUGUUGUACAUACAAAUAGCAAGCAAGUGUGGGUACACACCAAAAGAAAUGUUCUUAAAAGCUAGACCCUCAUAACUGAGGUUGAAGUGUGCUGAAAUGAAACCAUAUGACAACACUCAUGUUUUUGUUUGUGUCAUAUGACCAGAUUGAGCUUCUCAGGCCUUAUGUGACCUCGGCUUGUUGAUGCUUCUCCAUGACUUUAAAUUAUGUUUAGUGUCUGUGAGCAGUUCAGUCCUGGUGCCAAUGAGGUUGUGGGACAGGUUAUGGGAAGCUAAACCACACAGGAAAAGUCUGUGCAAAGCUACUUUCUCUCCAGGAUAUGACCUCAUGAUGACCUUUCAUCUCUCAUUUGGACCCGAAUCAGCAUUUUGAGUUUCCCUUGGCAUCCUGUUUGUAAAAUAAACUUUCUUUAGCUCUGAGACUUUGCCCUGUCAGUUUCCCUACAUGAGUAAGCCUUGAGUAAGUAACUAUUUAAUCAAAUUUUUAUGGAUAGUUUUAACUAAACCUCUUUUGAGGCUGUUGUCUUUUACAAAACUGGAGGAAAUGAGAAGCCCUCAUCGAUUACUUUCUUUUAUUGGGAUGGUGAUUUUAGCAAAAAAUAUAAAAGCCAUUUUUGUUGGCUAAAAUGGCACAGUUUCUAGAUUUAGGAAACACAAUAGAAUCAACGGCACAAAAAACUAUAAUUUUAGUAUAAAUCCAAUACAGAGUGAAAGCGCUGACUGCAGUUUUCCAACAACUAUAUAUUCUGAUGGUUGUUCUUUCCCAGCUAAGCCAGAAAUUUAGCAUUCAUCCCAAGGACCAAUUGAGGGUGAACGUGUCAUGUUAUUUUCUGCAUUAGCUUAUGGCAAACUAAAAAUGGGUUGUUCACUCAUUUGAAUGCCCCUAUGAAAUGCAUCGCAAUAGCAGGGUGCAAGUAAAAGUCAGUAAUUUUGGUGGUUAUUAAUAAUAGUCUUGCUUUGUAUUCUGUAAGGGCAUCAUACUAGUCAUGAUGCGUAUUUGAGGUGUGCCUGAAAACAUUCUGUACUUGUUUGCUAAUAUCAUGUAGGAAAAAUUAACAUUUAGCUAAGUAAUUUCUUUCCCCUGUUUCCUCUUUCUGCUGUGCUUGUUAUGAUUCAUAGGUCAUCAACAGGGGACUAUUGGUAACUGCAUAAAUGCAAGUGUCAGGGUUGAAUUCUAGUGUUAUACGAUUAACUUCCACUUAUAUUUGGCCUUUUAAGACGAACUCCUAAAAAAAUUCAGACACAUACUGCAAAGAAAGCUUAAUUUUCAGUACGUCAGAAAUGUAAUUUGUUGUCUUAUCAAUUAAUUCAUAUGUUUUAUGUUAGUUGACUUGCAGUUUACCAUAAGAUGUCAAGUUGUCAUGCCUCAUAUAGUACAUGGAAUGGGAAACUGUUCCAGAAUGGUCAGUGAGGCUUUGGCUGAGAACAUACAUAAAACUUGAUGGUCAAGGAGAGUGGCACUUGGACACAUGGAAGUUUUCUUAUGUUCUACUACUGCCACCUUCUGGCUAUAGAGGAGAAUGACAGUGUCUUGGAUGUAGUUUUUUUAUUUAUUUAUUUUUUAUAAAUAAAUACAAUUUAAAAAAAAGAGUCAAAAAUGGUAUUAAUUUUAAACAUUGCCACUUCUAGUAUAUUGCAACCCUAAAUAGAUUGAGGCCUUUAAUAACAUAUCAUGAAGUCAAGCCAAGGACUUUGGUUAGCAUGUAAAUAAGCACACAGGCUCGCUUUGUUUAGACUUACCUUCCCAUGCAGGAUAAACAAAGCAGGUGUGCAGUCAUGUCUUCUCUCAGACAGUGUGCAUACAAGUGACUCAUAGUUCUGGUUCAGUUUACUCUGUCAGAAGGUCAGGGUAAGGGUUAUUAUCGGAUACUGUGGUGUCUGCAUAGAUAAUGAUGAUGGAAUUAUUGCACUUUAUUCCUUAUGGACAGUGUUCCAGGGAACUGCCCUAGUUUUGGUAAAGGCCUAUAUGUGCAUCUGGUGUUAUUUAGCUUGUAGUUAAUGUAUAUUAAAAGAUAAGUUUUUUGUCUCGUAUGUCAUUGUGUCUCUUUAGAGGUUUCAUUGUCCUUAAAUGGUGCAGUCACCUUAGAGUUCUAUCAAAAACCUAAACCAAAUGCAAAGAGUUUUUUUCUCUGUGAGUAUUGCGUUUCUGUUGCAAACAUCAAAAGCCCUUGCAGACCACCUUUUGGAGAAGCGUAUUCUGUGGCAUGAUCAGCCCCUACGACUGGAAACCUAAGUGCGGAUCAUGUAAAUGUAUUAAGGCUGAAGUUGUACCACAGUAAUACCCCCAUCUUUAUGCUGGUGUAUGGCUGCAGAUUAGAGUAACUCCACCAACCCUCAGUCCAUUUAUUCACUUCAUAUCAGCCAGUAAAUUCCUCAUUGUUGCAACUGCCAUUCCAACACCACAGGGAGUCUUUCUGAGCUACCCUCUCCAUCUCAUUCCCACUCUUCCAUCUUGGUGCUCUGUAAGGAGAGAGAAAGACAGUGUUAUUGUGUCUAUUCACACACAAACUCAUGCACACAUACACACACACAGGGUAAGGCUUAAGCAAGCCACCCUGCUGUGUUACUGCCUGCCAUAAUGUGUCUGCUGCCCCAAGGAGACUGAGUGAAAGAGGCCAUUAUAGAGCCUGCACAGAGAUGUUGUAAUCCCAUGCGGAUCAAUAGCAAGGUGCAGUCAAUGCUUGUUCACGCAAAUCAUCACGUCUGUGGAUCAGAGAGGAAUUGAACAGCACUGAUAGUCAUUCAGUGCCCCCUUAAAAGUGAUGUAUGUCUUUCUGUAUCUCUGCUGUCACUGAGAAUGACAGGGAUUUACCUUCAGAGGACAAAAAUGGAAAGUUGAAGAUUGAGGAUGACAAGAGAAGAACAAAGUUGUUGACAAACUCAAACGUUCAAGACAUGAGAUGACUUCUUGGCUCUCAGUAUCGUGUGGAAUCAUUGAGAGUAAAACUGAGUUAUAAAAACAAAUUUUCAGACCAUUUCUGUUGAGGUAGUAAGGAAAAUAUCCUGCAUAGCAAUUUAUUGCUUGUAUACAACAAUUGAGACAAUCAUGUGAAAACUUGUUUUUCUUGAAAAAUUGUAGGAAAAUGAAAGGUAAAAAAUGUUGUUUCAUACUUGUAUUGACUGUAUUAAUUAUCAAAUUCAGUUCCACUGUUUGCACUUACCUAUAUACUUUUAUUUCUUUUCUUCCCAAUCAAUGUCCAAAAAUCCUUGAGAGUAUGAAACAUCUUGUUUUUUUUUCAUGCCACACAAUGACUCUCUCAAGUCUUUGAAGUUUUCUGCCAUACUCAUUUCAGAAGGACUCAGUCUUUGUGCUUCAACAAGCACAUUUUUUAAUGCUCUGUAUCUUUGUCCAGUCUGUUUAUGAGCUUUUUAUCUUGCCGGCCAGAGGUGUUACCUGGUUGUGUGGGUCAACGCUGCAUGCUGAAAGCAGUAAAGGGCGGAAUUGACCCCCACAUUACAAUCACCAAGUCUUACUGGGUUAGUGAUUAGGAUUUGAUGAUAAGUGAGCUUUUGGAGCUUCGGUUGCUCACAGUGCGCUGACUAACCAACAGUAUGUGCACGUACACACGCCCACACAUCCACCUACCCCAGCCUUUUUUCCACAUCUCUGUUAACCUGUCCCUGCAUUCACAAAUAAUGAUAGGCUGCUGAAAGGUUAGGGCUUUCUAAUUGAGUUGUAAAGUGAUUGUUGGGGAGGUGAUGACAUUUCUCUGUGGAGUCCUCUGUCAAAGGGAUGUGCAGACAUGCAAGGCCAAAUGGAGGGAGAUGUACAGUAUAUAUAUUUGUUUUUUUCACUCGCCAAACAAAGACAGUUGUUGGUUCCACCUUUUUUCAGUUUAGGUUCAAAUAGAGACAGAAGAUCUUUAUCGGUUAGGUCAAGCACUACCUAGUUUAAAGAGAAUCUUCUUGAAAAUCAGUUAUCGUUUGGUAUCUGUGAAACCGCACAAAGUUCUGAGUAUCUGCUAUGUGGAAAACAAGGGCUACAUGGAUGCUCUUAUAGGUGAAGAAUUACAGAAACAAAUGCAUUUAAAAAUCUGAAUUAGAGUCAGCUUUUUGCAUGAAAGUCUGAAUAACUAUUAUGAAUUAUGUAUAUGAUUAUGUUUUUUUUGCUCUUUUCUUUUCAAGCUAGCAAUGUGAACACUGAAAGAAAAAAGAUCCCUUGUGUAUCUUGAUGCAAACACUCUAAUUUUCAUUUCUGAAAAGUUCCCAAUUAUCAUAGCUGGAUUCUGUUCAAGGUUUCUGCCUGUUAAAAGAAGUUUUUCCCCUCCAUUGUAACCUGCUAAAUGCUGCAAAGUCUUUCAGUCUUUGUCAAGCAUCUUUAGAUAACAGUUGUAAAUUGGUGCUAUAUAAAUGAAGAUCAAUGGAUUUAUUGAUUGAUUUACUAUCAAUUUAUUUAUUCUUUGCUGUUUUUCCUCCUCAGAAAAUUUUGCAACAUCUGCCAGAGAAAAUCUACAGCCGAUGGCAGUUUCACAGUAUAGGUAUGUUUUGCAGUUUCUUCAAUGCUGAGGUUCGUCUCUCUGUUACACCAGAAUCUUAGCUAUGUCCUGUGUAUGCGUCUUUCUUCCUUCAUAUGCAUCUGUAACCUCUAAGAUACACUUCAGGACAAAAAAAAUGGCACCACAACCAUGGUUAAGCCUUCCAUAAUGAAGAGAAAAUAAUUAGUCCUAGAAGGGAAUGUAAAUGGGAAAUGCAAAUGAGCACUUCAUUUGAAAUUCAAAUAAGUAAUUGAAUUAUGCUGGCAUGAUUUCAGUCUCACACGAAAAGGAAAACCCUUGCAAGAAGUGAUAACCUCAAUUAAAAGUGUUGUUUGUCAGCCAUUGGCAGCAGCCAUUCAGGUCUAGAUGAUUGUAGUAGAUGGGCCAUCUUCUUAGCCUUGUCAUUUCAAAUAUCAGAAUUUGGGUGGGACUGAAAAUCAAAACAGCAGCGUAUUUAUUGUCUCACCUACUCAUGCUAUACAGUCAUUACAUUACUAUAUGUUUAUAAUAUAAACAUUAUCUAGCACUCUUAACAGAUUUCUAAUCCAGGUGGUUACUGUUUUACUAACCCAUGAUUCCUCAUAGUAAGGCCACUAACAAUACAAUCUGCACUUCAACUUUCAGGGGCAUUAUGUGUCAGUCUGUUAAUCUGAUAGUGUGUUAUCAUAAUGAGAUAGGUUUACAGUUAAUUUAUUAUCACAAAAAGUCUGUGUCAUUCUAGUAUCGCUCUUAUUACAUAUGGUAUCACAUUAGAGUCACCCUGCGUCUCCCAACACUUAUCAAAACUCCUCUUGAGAUUCAUUCAUUAAUAUGUUUGUUUUUGGACCUGAGUUCAGAGUCACAAAGCCGCCUCGUUGGCCUUCUGCUGAACUCAAUUCUGCGGAAAUCAAUCAGCAAUCAGUGUGCACGUAGCUUUAUAAAUGGUAAUGCCAUCACCAUGCGUGUCUUCCUGUUGGAGUUUGGGGGCAGGUUGAUAGUUCUAAGUAGAAUUCAUAUGAGAGAUUUUUUCUUUUGCCUUCAGGCAAAUUCAUUAAGGAUAUUAGUGACUAGCUAAAAUUUCAUCUGGUUAAUCAGGUCAGGGAUGACAUUAAUGUGGUGUUCUUCUAGCUAAGUAUGCAAGGUGACAGACAUUUGACACCAGUCAGUAAAAGCUGUGGAAAAAACUUGGAUCUUUUAUCAUCCCUGUCUGCUCACAUCUUCCUUUUUUCCUGAAGCUGAAGUCAAAUGAAAAGAUUUCAUUACACCCUAAUGUUUCAAAGGUAAAAAUAGAAUUGAUUUAAUCUGCUGAGAUGAAAAUAAUAAAAGCAUCACAAAAUUCCACUUAUAAGCUCAAGCACUCACAUCAAUUGUGUCUGCUUUUCUAAUCCCUGAACUUAUCCCCAUAAAUCCCCAUAAAUACUAACCUAGUUUUCCUCACAGCCCACAAGGACCUCAUUAGAACAGUUUUGUCCCCAGGCUGUCAAAGUAUGUCCUAAUUCACACACAGGCAGACCUCUUCCGCCCAAGGUAUUUAGCAAUCAGAGCAAUGCCUCAUUUGAUUACAGUGGAACCAUGUUGCCCUCAUGAGUGCACAUCACAGCCAACCAAUGCUAAUUUUAAACAGGCGUAUGUGAAGCCUUACAACUUACUGCACUGGUUUGUUAGAACCUCCAACCAAGGUCAAUUUUCUAUGGUGUAGAUGACAAGCAGGUCUUUUCCUCAUUGUGUAGCAGUCCCCUGAUGAAUCCAUGAUAUUUUCAAUCCUGUCUUCCAGGUUCUGUUCUAAAAAAGCUUCUACACACUGGAAAUUCAUUCAAAGUAAGUGCUGCCUUUAAUGACACAAGAUAGAUCACAAUCUAUGAUGCCCUGUAACUCUAAUUCAAAUAAACAAUCUCUCGCCUAGAUCCGCUGUGAGGGGAUCCGUCUCUUCCUGCUGUGGCUCCAGGCCUUGAGGGACAACUGUGCUGAGGAGCAGUUCCUUAUCUUUGCCUGCUUAGUUCCAGGGUUCCCUGCAGUACCCUCCUCUAGGGGGCCAUGCACCCUUGACACCAUCAUCUACAACCCUUUCUCCAACCCUCCUGAUGGUGACUACAGUCUCUCGUCUUUAAAAUGGCAUUCAGGGACCUUUGUUUUAAUGGGGGUUGUCAUAUAGAUUAUCUUCAAAGAACUUCUCACACUGGAUUGUGUAGGUUCCCUUUUUGGUGGAUUUUUAUUUCCCUACAUGUAACUGACAUCUUUGCAUCUCUUGAUGUGAACAGCAAAGGUGGUGCCUGAGGAGAUUACUCCGCUUGUUCCAGCUGUGGUCGGAGAAAAGGUUACGGAUGACCAGACCUGUUACAUCCUUGAAAUCCUCCUUAAAUACAUGGUCAUCCAGGUAAGGAACAAUCAUACCAGAGACAAUACAUGCAUUUGCCACACAACACUCCACAGGUGUUAUCACAAGUGAAAUUCAUUAGUGUAAAGGUGUAAAUACUGCACUCACACUGGUUACAAUAAAAUGUAAUGGAAUACAGCAAAGAGAUAUGAUAGAUGUUUUUUGGUCACCUGUUAAGUUGUAAAGGAUCAUUAGAUCUUCAUGACCUUGAUUUGUUAUUGCUUUUAUUGCUUCAAAUCGCUUUUUUAACUUCUUGUUUUACAAUGAUGUCAGAAUUACUGUAUUAACUAUAGACUGUAUAUACAACGGACACCGUCUGCCUCCUUGCUCUGGUGAUGAGCUGCAGUAUAGGUCAUAACUCCGCCUCCUCCAGCAAUCCUUAUGAAGCUGUGGACAAACUUUAAAAAUUUAUUACACAGAAAAUCUCCCCCCUGUUUCUGAUGUUGACAUGUAGCUACUGUAAGACUGGUUUGUGCUCAAGUCCUUUUCUUUUCUGUGCAGCUCUGUUUUUUAAAGUUAUAAGCGGGUUCAUGUUUCCUAUGAUUGACACCUGAUACAGCCUAUGGGCGUAUGAAGAUUACGUAGCUCACCACAGGGGGAUACGCUGUUUGAGCCAAGCGUCAUUACAGCGAUUCUCUGCGACUCUUUCGCCAAAUGUGUACAAUGCUACUGCGCAAUGUUGGUUUCAGGAAGUGGAGAAAAGACACGGAAAUACAGAGAAGCUCUUUAGCUUUAAAUCCUUAUACUGGCGGAAGGCGGAACCAAGUUGUCCAUAGUAUAUACAGUCUAUGGUACUCACCGAGCAGAUGUAAAAGCACACACAUUAAAGUGCUUAAGAACAAACUUGACAGACACCGAAAUUAUGGGAAGAGCACAUCACCUACAAAGUUAAAGCACCGCUCCUUUUGUGUGUUUUGGUUACACGGUGAGCUUUACACACUUGGGUUGUUUAUCAUUUUCUUGUACAACACGAAGAUCAAAACUUAACACUCUUACAUUUGAUAAGUACUUUGGUCUGUUAAUCUUCUGCAUAGCUCUCUUUGUACUCUUUGUUUGUGCAACCUUGAGCAACUGUUAUACUGCCAGUGAUACGCUGCCGCUGUCAAAGUGAUGCUAACCGUUUCCUCUGCCUGUCUCCUGACCUUGACUGCUUUUGUGCUUUGUCUGCCAGGCGUCCAGUUUAGAAUGGAGGAACAAAGAGAACCAGGACACAGGCUUCAGGUUUCUCUUCAGUCUUUUCAAGAAGUACUACCUUCCACAUCUUUUCCCCUCCUUCACCAAGCAUACAAAUCUCUACAAGCCUUUACUCGGUAAGCUGGCAUUCACUGUAUGAGUAUAUAUUUGCCUUUCUGCUGAAGCCUUUUCAAACUCAGAUUUCUCUUAUUGGCUCUUUCUAUUAAGGUACACUCACUGUACUCAAACUCGAGAGCUGCUACUUGUGCGGUGAAAGCGCUUUAUAUUUACACCAUCUAAAGAAAACAAAACUGUAUCUGUUAUCUGAGAUUUGACACUGUUACAGCUUUGAAAGUGAGCAGGAUAAAAACAUCACACUUGCCAAAUCGUGCAAAUAACGCUUGAUAUUCUGAACAUACCGACACAGAAAUAAAUCACCUUUUUAUUUUGGCGCUUUUCUCACUUUGUAAUGUUCAUGUUGAAUACCCUGACAGCAAGAACUUGUGUUGAGUGAAGUCUUUUUAGGUAGUUAAACAGACUACAGUUAAAGUCAGGUUGUACAGAUGCAUUGGAAACAAAAACAUCUUUUAGAAACAAAUUUUAUAAAAUUAGUUGAAGUAUAAGUUUUAACACCUCAUUACUAAAACCUUCAAUAUUCAAAUCUCAUCUCUUACCCUUACUCCUAUUCUUAUGUUCUCAUACUAUCCUCUCACCAUUUUUUCACUCUUCCUCUCAUUGUUUUGGCUUUAGACUUACCCCACCACAGACCAAAACCCUUGUAUGUGCCAGUGACACGGAACAACGAAAGCACCUUCUGUACCAGGGACCAGUACCUGGCACCCCGUGUGGCCUUCAUCACCUGGCUGGUCACGUUCUUCCUGGAGAAGAAGUAUGUCAGUAGUGCGGCACAGGGCGCGAAGAACGGCACUGAGGUCAUUCCCAAACUCAUCCAGGUGGGCAUGUAUCAUCGUAUUGAUUUCUUUGCUUUUCAUUGAGAGUUUUGGAAGUGGGGCUGUUUUGAAGAAGUAGUCACCUGUUAGUUUUUCAAGUAUAAAGUUCAAGUCGGAAUUAGUUAUUACCUUACCCUCAGAGAUCGCCAUAUCCUGGGGUGACCAUAUGUCCUCUUUUACCCGGACAUGUCCUCUUUUUGGAGGGGCUGUUCAGCCUUGUCUGGGGAAGUUUAUAAAAUCCUUCAAAUGUCCAGGGUUUUGUAUGGAAGUUUAAAGUUUAUGUCUCCUGGAAUUACUGAGUUUGAAGCACAUAAAAAACACUUGACCUCACCCAGAAUACUCUCAAAAUGUCCUACGCACGACUUUGUGACUCCGCCCCACAUAGUAGUGUCCUCUUUUUGGGGAUUCAGAAUAUGGUCACCCUACAUAUGCACAUUUAACAGAUAUAAAAAAAAUUGUCAGUGAGGUUUGCAAUGAAUUAGAUUACAGUGAGGUGGCAGCUGUAUAGCAUACCAAGUCACUACCACCUCUCACUUUAUCUCCUUGGUGUUCCAGACUGUCACUGCAGGCAGUAGCAGCCAGGAAAAGGAAAAGACAUCAGAUGGGGAUCCCAAUGGGCCAGCGGGGGAGCCUGAGAAGAACCACUCCAACAGCAGCACACUGUCCGACCGACGGCCAAGUGAUUCCAGUUUGUGUAGCAUUGAGGAAGAGCACCGCUAUGUCUAUGACAUGGUGCAUGCCAUCCUGCUUUCCACCAGGGACAAUGUGAAUUUUGUCAACGAGGUCUUCCACCAGGUACACCAGGAUCACAAAGCAUUUUUGUCUCAGUCAAUAGUUGCACUGCAGUUGUAUUACAAUGCCUGCCUCUGGAUCAUAAUGAGGAAACUGACUCAAUGCCAGCGCAGGCAUUACAUGUGCUAUGUCGUUGCCCUCUGCUGGUCAUUUGUUAGCAUAACUUUGAAAUUCUUUUGACUACCAGGAUGUCUUCUCUGCUGUCAACAGUGCUGCAAUGGUUCAGGUUUUAAGUUCAUAAUCUGCCCUUUUAGGCCUUCCUGCUGCCAUCCUGUGAGGCAUCAGCAACCAGGAAGGUGAUCAAAGUGUACAGAAAGUGGAUCCUGCAAGAGAAACCCAGCUUCAUGACUGAGCCUGACAAGAAUACUCAGAUGGAUGAAGUGGAUGACAGCUCUGGAAAAAUACUUAGCCUCGAGACGAACAGCAUGCAUGCACAGGUAAAACGUGAGAUACAGACAAACAAAAUGUAGAUGCUGAUCUUAGAUUUAAUUGAAAAAGAGACGUGUUAAGAUUUUAAUAAGAAAAUAAAUGUAUUACCGUUUUGUUAAAAUUUGUGAUUGACAUUUAAAUUUGACAGCGAUAUAAUAAAUUACAUUAACAAUCUAUGAUUCUGACUCUAUCGAGGGUCUCAAAACAGUAUCAGUAUCUAUGUUAAGUGCAUAACGUGGGAAUCCCUCAUAAAGAAAAAAAAUAAACUUAGGACCCUUCCCAUUUGAGGUGUAGUGUCUCUUAGUUUUCAGUAGCUGAGUUUACAUGAUCGGUCCUCUGGUGGAUCAAUUAAGUGACCUGCCCUUUUCUCUAUCAGACAAUAGAGAGUCAUGGCCACAAGCGAUCCUCCAGCUGGGGGAGGACUUACUCGUUCAGCAGUGCCAUCAGUCGAGGCUUUCUCACAGAGGAGGAAAACAGGGAUGUCAAGGCUGGUAUCCAGCCAACACUACAGGUCUGUUGCAGUAUUGAAACAGCACUUAUAUGUUACAGUUUUACUGUAUACUCAGCACUGACAUGUCUGUAGCAGCCUUCGUCUUCAGUACUUUUUCUUUAAAUCCGUGCGGGCCAUCAGUUUUCCUCUAACUGCACUUGCAGGUGUUCCUGACCAAUUCAUCCAAUGUGUUUCUACUGGAGCCGUGCCAGGAUGUUCCUAAACUCCUGGAUAACCAGGUUGAGGUGUGCAAGGGAGUUCUCAGCAUCUACAGGCACAUGAUCAUGGAGCACACUAUGAACACACAGACAUGGUCAGUGAGAUAUGCAAAUGUACACCGAAAACUCUCAAGAUCCCUUCAUGCAUCUUACAUACACUGCCUAGCAUUAGUCAGUACACCCUCUAUUAAAAGUAAUGUAUUACUCAAUAUCCAGAUGAGCAAAAGUACAAUUUCCAAAGUUUUGACAAAGCUGAGUUUAUCAUAACAUUUUAUUUACCAUAAGAUGAGAACAAGGGCGAUAUGGUCACAAAAAUUUAGCUUUGCUUCCAGAAUUUUGAUCGGGGUGUACUCAUUUUUGCAUCCUGAUUUUAAAUUGAAAAAAAAGUUGUAUGCAACUUAAAAAAUCUUGUUUGCAAUCAAUGGCCUACAUUUGGGGGAGUAUUUUGUUGUAUAGUCUGACAUAGAAAAUGUUGAUUUUAAAAGAAAAAUAUAGGUUUUCUGACAACUCUGAAGGGGUGUACUCAUUUAUGCUGAGCACUGUAGAUCUAGUUUAUUUAUUUAUUUUUUUAAUCAUUCUCAUUCACUCCUUUUUUGUCUUAACUAAUGCUGUUAAUUUUCUUUCUGUGUUCUACAGGGAGCAGAUGCUGCAGGUAUUGCUUAGGAUUACAGAGGCAGUUAUGAAGAGGCCACAGGAAAACCAAAGAAAAGACAGCUAUGCUGAAAGUUUAGCCUCUAUACUCUUUAGGGUAUGUUGUUUUUAACACAAGUGAUCUAUGGGGAGGGUGUGGAUAUAGAAUUUUCACCAUAGAAAACAGCUGUGGUCUUUUAGGGUAUACUGUGAUUACAUAAAAUGACUGUAGAUAACUCUUGAUACUUUACUGCCACAAUUUGUUGCUUAGGCACUGGAAUGAGAAGGUCUCUGUGUGUGUAUGUACCUGUGUCUAAAAUGUGUAAUGCUAACACAAAGGCACUACACAAACGAGAUACAUCAGCGUGAGAAAUGUGCUGUCACAUCUUAUCAGGAGCUGGUAUUCAUAGCAGCAACACUGUCUGUCAAAGCUAAUUCCUCUCUCCUUUUCUCAUCUCGCAUGCAGACCAUCAUUGUGGCGUGGGUGCGGGCCAACCUGUGCGUAUUUAUCUCCCGGGAGCUAUGGGACGAGCUGCUGGCAGUGCUGUCCUCUCUUACCUGCUGGGAGGAGCUGGUGACAGAGUGGGCCAGCAUCAUGGACUCGCUGACAGCUGUGCUGGCACGCUCCGUCUAUGGCCUGGACAUGGCCAACUUGCCUCUGGACAAACUGAGCGAGCAAAAGGAGAAGAGGCAGAGAGGACGUGGUGAGAAAAGGGAGAAAAUAUCAAGAUGUUUAAAAUCUUGUCCAAAAAAAAAACCAAAAUUUUAAACGGACUUCUUAAAAUAAUGGCGUAAUGGACCAGUUGAACUGUUAAGUUAUUUAUUGGUUUUUAAAUGCUCAAUAGGGUUUUAGAAAGAUGUAAAAGAUGCAAAGGGGAAAAAUAGAGGGGAAGGUGUUGCAAGAUAGAUAUUGCAAAUCAUUGAAAGUCUUUAUUUAAUUAAAAAUAGUGCAGAGACAACAGAUAAGAUGUUGAAACUGAUAGGUGUUAUGAUAAGUGAAAAAAUUUGCCAGUUUGAUGUCAACAUGUUUAAAAAAAAAAACUCAAAAUAAAGGCUUUAAGUGAUUUUCAAACCAUCAAAUUCUGCUUUUACUGACAUUUUACACAAUUCAACUCUGAUGGAAUUAAGAGUUGUUAUUCAUACAUAUUGACCUCUUCCCUGUAUGGAUGUAACUGCAUGGUGCUGACUUUAAAUUUAUUUCGAUGACAAAUCAGACCUUAGACAACUUUCUAAUGAAUACAGUCUAUUUUCAGAUCCAUCAAGCUUGAGAAAGGGAAAAAUACUGUGUGUGCAUUGUGAAAAUUACUAUUUUCGACUGGUUUUGACUGCCAGCUAAUCGAAAAUCCUGCGACUUGUCAACGUCACAAAUUUCAUUUCCCUCUGUCUGCCAGAAUGACUUUUACAAUACGACAACUGGUGGUCAUAAAAAGUUAAAGAAUUUUAAGAUCCUACAGAUCUUAAAAACAUUUUUUAAUGAGUUCAUGCUAGGCUAGAUGAUAUCUCAAUGCAAAAAUUAAUGCUUGCAAAUUUUUAAAAUGAGGUGGUUAGUCCUUAAAAUGGGAUAAGUGGUACUGUAAUGAUAUCCUUGAAGAGUCCUUGGUGUUGCUCAAGGCUAUGCCCAAAUCUUGGUGAUCAGAAAAUGUUUCCUGCUUCUAGGAGUGAUCCAGGACUCUCAGAAAGCAGCAGCCGUUGCACGUUCUUUCUCACUGAGUUGGAGAAACCAAGGGGAGCAGGGUGGGCCAGGAGUCCAGGAGCCCAUGAGGAUUCGCUCAGCCACUACGUCAGGAGCUCCUGGUGUAGAAAAAGCCCGCAACAAUGUCCGACAGAAGGCCUCUGGUAAAUACUCGUAAUAUUAUUCAUAUCAGUAUUGUUGCUGUAUGUCCCCAUACCAGGAAUAAAACACAAAGGAUGGCUUUUAUAAGACAGUCUGUAUAUACGUGCUAAUCUAUGUCCAUGCUGUGUUAAUCUUCAGACUUACUGUAAGCCAACAUCACAGGGUUGAUAAGCCUUAGGAGCACAAAGUUUAUCAGAUGUAUUGACAAUGUGUGUAAGCCUUCAGACAGGUCCAUGUGUACCCAAGCCCAGGUGUCACUGAAAGGCCCAAUCCAAAAGACAAAGAGGCCAGCAGAUGGCCCUCAUUGUUCCCUUGGCAUGUCACUGGCCAAUGUCAACAUGUUUCUAUGUCAGCUUGAUUGCAGGCAUACAGGACAAUCUCCCCGUGAUGACAUGUCAGAGGCCAGCUUUGGACACUCAUUGUCAUUAGCUCAAUUCAGACACUGCAAACCCUUCUUAUCUGAUGAGAAUGUGGCAGGCUAAUUAUAAGUUUAGCUGAAAGGCAGUCGAGAAGAAAGUCGCUGCAGUGCCUGUCUUCCCCGUCUUAAUUUUGUCUAGACAGAAUCUUAAUGUGGAGGAUAAAAGACACAGAUGAACUCGUAGCGAUUCCUGCCCUUUCGCCACUCCAAUUACCACCAACAUACUAAAAUGAUGAGCUUGUUGAGCUAGGAGCAGAUGAAUUUGUGCCUGAGGAUAAAGUCUGAGAAGAGGUUUGUGUGCGUUUGUGUGUGCGCGGACAUCUCUAUUGUGUGUCUCGUGUGCAUGUUAAUUCACCUAUUCCCUUAGUCUGUUUAUUUGUAUCUGUGUGCAAGCAAAGAUGGACAUUAAACACUACCGCUUCAAAUUCCCUUCCCUUUCUUUGGCCUAAUUGGAUUCCUCCCUCAUUGAUCUUCAAAGGCCCAACAGCCCUCCUCCCAACUCCUCAAGAAAAGCCCACGCAUCAAUUGUACCCCAGUUUUUGAUAGUUUCAUUUAGAGUGUAAUUAAUGCUCAUUAAUAUGCAUAAAUAGGGCGCAGUGGCAGGCUGCAGCAGAAACCAUGUAUCUCUCCCUCUCUCUGAAAAGCAUAAUUAAAGUGUGCUGAAAACAGAGAAUAGAGCUGUCCUCUUUCAUUGCUCUCUUUGAGAUUAAGUCUGAAGUGCCAGCUAGAUACAAUGGCAAUGCUUCAGCAUGGAGAACUGUCAAAGUUUGGCUGCUGUUGUGCAUGCAAAUACAAACUAAUAUUGUUGUGAACUCUUGUUCAAAGAAAUCAACAGAGUAAUUCAUUGUUGUACUGUUUAAUGUUCUCCAACCACAGAGUCAGUUGAACCUGCUGUCACUUUGCCAUAGAGGUGUGGUUAUUAGGCUUUCCUGUAUGCAGUUAGUUCUUGUGUAUUGGUACACUGUUUGAUUAUAGGUUUGUAUUUGAAAGACAACAUUAGAGUAGAUACUAUUUACACACACAGUGUCUGUAUGUAAUAUUCCUAUAUCAUAUUUCAACUAUUUCCACGUACCAUUCAGACAGAUCAACCCCAACAAAACAAAGAUACAUGCCAGAUACGUCUUAAAGCUUUUAGCAAGGGGGCACAGAGCAUUAAGUUAAAUUUUAUUCUCAAAGCUGUAAAGUGCUCAGAUUUCAUGAUAUUUAAAUGUCCCCCAGGAAAGUAUAUCUCGCUAACCUGCUAGCUAACCAUUUUCAGCCCUAGUUUAUUUUCUCAACAUGUGGCAGAGAUGAUGCCUACCUCACCAGAAGUAUCGCAAUGCUUUUAAAAAGAAAGCAAUGAGUCUAUUAGUCCUUUACUUGAAGAAAACACAGUUCUCUCUCUAAAGCCUGUAUCACUGAAAAUGUCUAUAAAUAUUUCUGUUUCAAAAUUUAAUUCCAUUUAACACAAAGGCCAGAGUGUGGAUUCAUCUGGUUUAAGAGAAGUCAUUAAGAUAAGUUUGCUGAAAAUUUAAAGUAUGAGUUUGGAAGUUUGGUAUUCCUAAAUUUCCCUUUGAGUGUCAAGUGCCUUAUUUUACAUAAUCUGGAGAGUUGUUAUGAACUGUUUUUAUUUUUGUGAAGAGAAACUUGUCCAGUUCAAUGACAGUUGUCUGAUACUUUCAGCAUCUAAAAUUCUAAGAGCCAAGGUACAAUGAUGCUUAUGAGAGACAGAAAGACAAGUUUAUUCAUUUGUACUCCUGCCCAAGAGAGCCAUAAAAUAUAGAGACUUAGACUAAACUUUAUUCAUCCCUUGUGAUGACUCCUGCAGGAAAUUUGGGUUACCAGCAGCUUUUACAGGUAAAAAGGUAAAAAAAAAAAAGGUGCAAAGUGCAACAUGCAAAACGUAGUUACAACAUAAAAUAAGAUAAAAUAUAAAAAAUAAAGAAAUAAAAAUACAAGUUACACAAUCUACAAAAACUCUGUAGAGUCUUGCACAUUGAAAAAAGGUACAUAUGUUAUUACAAAUAUUUUGAUAUCAUAACAGUAUGAGGAUUGACUUUUUUAUAUAUUCUUUGCACAAUUAGAAAAUAUGUAAUUUAGUCCACUUUCAAAAUGCCCCCUUUUCAAUACCAUCUCCAGGCCUGGAUGACAGUUUUUAAAAUGUCAAGCUUAUUACAUGUAUGACUGCUGACUGUGUAUCUAUGAACUCUUACCUUUUUGUCUCUUUCUACUUCAUUUCAGGCAAUAAUGAGUUUUAAUACUUGUUAUUUAUGGCUACAUAAGCUUAUAAUCAUUAUAUUUUCAUAUACAAUACCUUUGCAUUUCUAAACUCUUUAUAAUUGUGUAUUGAGGGAGGAUGCUAAAUAUUGAAUUAAUAACUAAACAUGAUUAUCGAGACUUUUUGUCAGAUUUAAACUCUGACAAUCAAAGUAAAAAUUCAAUAAAAGAAGGUGGAGGGUAUGAACAAAUACCUAAAAGUAUUGUACUUUGAUAGUGGCCCAGAGAAAGACAGGAAUAGGCUGAGAGCAUUUACACAUGGAUAUAUCUGGAGUCCCUUUCUCAAAUGAAUAAUUUAUAUUCCUAUUAAAUAUGUGCAGCCAGAGAUUUAUGUAUUUAACUUUGAGAGAAAAUUCAGUUAGGAUUUUUUUUCUUUUUCUUGGGCAGCUAUAGCAGUUGAUAAGUCUGCUUCAAUUUUAAAUAACUUGGCAACCAUUAGAAUAAAGUAGUCAUGAAACCCCCUCUGGUUUGUAGUGAUCUUUGUUUUAAAAAGAGCCAGUUUGAGGAUGAAUCCUCUACAGAAAGACAGUGUCAGCACAUGAACUUUUUAUCCUCACUUUUGUGAAUUUGCCAUUUUAGUGACUGAGAUAAGAGUUUUAAUCAUUGUAAUCACCUUUUCCUCUGUUUUGGUUGUUUUUCCUGCAUUUUUUCUGUCUGUCAUAGUCAAAUUGUAAUAAACACUGAGUUGACCCAAUUAAAGUCGAAGUCUGCUUCUGCUCUGCUGUGCUCUAUUCUCUGCCUUUAUUGAAUACUGUCUUCUUCCCUCUGCCUUUUUUUCUCUUUCCACUUCUUUCCCUUCUCUUUUGUCUUUUUCCCCGAUGGAAGCUAAACGAAGCCAAUCAAUCAGCAACUGUGUUCAUCUAUACGAGGCUUUGCCCACUACUAAAAGCGUUCCUAUGCUGCUCCACACUGUGAGCUCUUUCUUGCCUGGUAUCUCUUCUGGUAACUCUGCUUGCUCUCACAGACUCUCAGGUAAAGUGUUUUUCUGAGAGCUGCAUGUGUGUUUGUGAUCUUUGUCCUUCUUUUCUAUCCACCCAUCACUAUCUGUAAUUCUCAACCAGCUUCUGUGUCUGUUGUGAUGGAUUUAAGGCAGAAAGGUUGAUGUUUGACUGGAAAUUUCUUGUGCUCAUCCAUUGAGUAACAUACGGUAAAUCUUUAAAACAUCCCUGUAUUGGAUAGUAAGUGUGCAUGUCAUAAUUAGUUUUAACAAAUAUUUCAGUGCUUACAUUUCCCUUUUACAGUGUUUUCAAAUCACUAAAUCAAAUCAUAGUUGGUUGUGUUUGUAUUUGUCUUGUCACUGUUUUUUUUUUUUUUUGGUGAGUUUGUUUUGUUGUCUUUGAACUCCUUGACUGUGUGUCUUUUUUCCUCCUGUCUCUCAGAUGUGGAAGAGUGCCAGCUGUCAGAAUGUGGAGGCGAAGAGGAACUUGCCGGAGAAAGUCCUCUGCCACGUAGCAGCAGUACCUCAGACAUCACCCAGCAAGUGUCUGACACUUUACCAGGUAGAAUCUGAGGCACUUCUAUUGACAUCUUUCAUAUUUGUAAAAAUUAAUAAUUGACACAGGCCCGCACACCCUUUUUUUUUGUGGCUCUAAACACUUUGAUUUAUUCUUUUACUCAUAUAAAGAGGGAAUCAGGCAUUGGAGGAAUCUAAGAAUUAUGAAGCAAGUCUUGUAAUUUCCUAAAUCGGUUGUAUUAGCAUAUUAGACAGAGAUCCUGAUUAAUAGGGAAAAAAAAACCAGAAUGAUCUCAAAUACCCAUGGAGCAUUCAUUUUCAUUUAUCAUCUUGGUAUCAGCCUAAACAGCUACUCCUAAAUGCUGCUUGCUAACCCAAUAACCUCAAACACAGAAAAUAAGCUGUGAAGAUAUAAAAACAUUUGCUCAACAACAAGCAAAUUUUCUUUUGUAAUGAGUUUUUUGGUUCCUGUUUGCAAGAGAAAUCCCCCUUGUGUCAUGAAUUCCCUCAUAAUAAGUAUUAGUUGCUGUAGAUAACUUUAUAACAACUGCAGUGCCUUUUUUAAAAUAUCCCCUGUUGCACCUCAGCCCAGAAAAGAGAGUACUCCCCCUCCUCGUGCGGCUCCGAAAGCAGGACAUCUGAAGGGAGAAGAGAAAGUAGUGAGCCACCCGUGGUAGGAAGACUCAUCUUGUGCUAGAAUAUAACCUAAAACUAACAUUGCUAAGUUUUCAUAUUGGUGUUUAUUUACUUAAUUUUGUGUCUGCAUCCUCAGAUCCUCAUUCGUCAGAGUAGUAGUCCAGCUGAUACAGAGUGUAAUUCAGAGGGACACACAAACUAUGCUAGACCCAAACUCAGAGAGAAAAGUAAGUCUGUUUUUUUUAUUAUAAUCACUGUGAUAUUCACAAAGCUCUAUUUAAUAUGUAUGUUCUACUGGAAAGCCUACCGCCUAAAUGUAACGCCAAAUCCAAAGUGUAAAAAAUGACUUUUUGCAUGGAGAAAUAAUUUUCUAUACACAACCAUCUAACUCCUUCCGAUAAUUCUCUUUUACUUUUUAUGUCAUUUAUAACAUUCCCUCAACUUUUGAAGGUGAGAGUAUAAGCAGUGAGACAUCCAACGGCUACCUGAAUGAAGCGGAGGUGACCUGGCAGGCCUUUGAUGAGGAAGCUGAUACUCAGUCCACACAGUCGGCUCACAUGGACGUUACGGCUGACCCUCAGAGCCAGGGGAGUUUGCUUCUCAGCCAUAACGAGGCCCUUGCAGGUAUUGCAGAACUAUUAAGCCUCUCCAUGAGGAAUCGAGCACAGUUGGACUAUUUUGACCCUCUGUUCCUCCAGAUUAUUCUGGCAUCUAUUGCUUUUAACAACAAUCUGAACAAAAACUAGUAGUAAUACUAGCUCUGCCACUGAAAAUACAUAUGAUUGUUAAAGUUAGAUAAGUCCAUUGAUACUGGCCAUAAUUUUAAAAUUGAUCCACAUUUUUAUAGCUUAACCUGCAAUAAUUUUGUGUAAGACUUUUAAAGUCAAGCCCUGUUAGCUGUAGAGGAGGUCAAAGUAGGUUACGUCUUUUUCUCUCAUUUUUUGAUUUUUGGUUAUUUUCAGAAAAAAAAGUGGGGAUUUUUUUUAUUCUAAUUUUGUAUUAUCAUUAAAAAAUUUAUUACAACUGUGCUCUGAAAAAAACAUCAAUAAAAGAAGGGAUGCACCAAUCCACUUUUUUCACCUCUGAUACCAAUACAGAUAUGUACAGUUUAGUAUCGGCCAAUACCGGUCCAGUUCCGAUACAGAAAAGUCACGCUGAAUUACCUUUAGUUGUAACCUGAAGUUUUAUCACUGCCCCUUGGAUUGUUUACUGCGCAGGUGUUGCAAGUGGCCGCCAGGCUUGUAGGCUGAUGUAUUGUGAUAAAGUUCAAGAUAGCAGACCUCUUUGCUCGCUCCAUUUUGAAAACAACGUGGGCAUCCACUCAGCGUGUUAGUUGUGGAUUCCACUGACAGCGCAAAGCAUAGAGCUAGACUGAAAAGAUCGGCCCCUAUGCAUCAGGCCCAUUGUCACGAUACCCGAUCUAAAAUUUUCUUCAGUAUCAGGACCGAUACCAAUAUCAAACAUCGGAUUAGUGCAUCCCUAAUUAAGAGUUGAGCUUUAUCUGGUAUGUUUCUGGAAUCUUAAGUGUCUUCCAUAACCUACCACUUGAUGGAUUCGUCACAUGGGUAUACUGUUCCUGCAAAGGACUUUGGCCUGCUUGUCAGUAUCCUCUACAGUACAUUCUUGCUAUUUAACAAUUUAAUCAUUCAACACUGCAAAUAGGUUGUGUGUACAGUAGCUGAUGUCUUCUAGCUGAGUAUUCUACUUUGUCAUUUUCAAAUGAUCAAAAAUGUUAUUUCGGAUAAGAUAUUGUUUCUUCAAACCUUUCAGUUUUCAGUUCUUCUCUCACAUCACAAAACCAUUCCCAGCCUUCUAUGUGAACUUUGUGUGUAGACCACAUUGUGUAGAUCAUGAAGUUCUCACUCCUCUCCAUGCUCCCGUCCUCAAACCCAGAGUUAUCCCUUUCCCCUUGUUGUUCUUUUAGGUCCUGAGUGUUCCCAUCCUCCCCACUCUGCACCCCCGUCCUACCACCACCACAACCACUACCACUACCCCCAGAACCCACCCGCCUCACCAGCCCUUCUUGUGCACACAGAGUGCCCGCGGGACUGCCCCUUGGAUGACAACAUGCAUCAGUCUGUCUUACACAUGCCACACCACUUGGGUACUGCUCCCCAGCUGCUACUCAUCAUAUAGACCAUAGUUCUCAUUUACCAUCAACUCUCCAUGCUCUGUGGUGUUUUGCUUGCAUGUUUCUUGAUGUUUUUUGUCUUUUUAGUACAUUUUCCCCGAAAACUGUUUACUUACUGCUGAAUACAGGAAUUUGACUUUUCUGGUUUACUUGGAUUAAACAUGCAUUCCUGCUUAUUCUGUUUUUCAUUGUGCUUAACAUUUUGCUCAAGAACUCCAGAUUCAUCUCUAAUGUGCUACAGAUGCAAAGUAUUUCUUUGGUUUGAGCUCCUUUUACCCCCUCCUCCUCCGUCUUCUUCCUUUUCCGCUUCUUCUUCUUCUUCUUCUGCUGUCCACUAGGUGGCAGCAUCCUCUCACAUAUCAACAUGAAUUGGCUGAUGCAUGUGACUUGUGCCUGAUUCCAAAAGUGUACCUGUGUUUUGAUAAUUUUUAUGAGAGGAAUCUCUUACUUGGACACAUUUGGAAAAAAUGCACAUGAAGUCAAGAAAAUUGGUCAACAACUGCUCAUACAGUGACAAGACUUUCAUGUACCACAAACAAACCUGAUGAUUUAAAACCUUUACCGAAGUUACUGUGCAGUUUUUGACCAGUUCCCAUAAGCUCUACGAAACCCAGUGUAGAGCAUUUGCAGUUGAUACAAACACAUUUUAAAUGUAUGCUAGUGAUUUGCUUUCUAACCCACAAACUUCUGAAAUUCUGUGCCUAACCUUGCAGACAGUAGUGAGUGUCUCACUGAUGAUGUCAGCAUCAUUGCGGGUGGGACCCUGACUGGUUGGCAUGCUGACUCUGCUUUUGUCCUGUGGAGGAGGAUUUUGGGUAUCCUUGGAGAUGUGAACAGCAUCCGCUGCCCCAGAAUUCAUGCCAAGGUCUUUUACUGUCUGUAUGAGCUCUGGCACAAGCUGGCAAAGGUGAGUACAAUCAGUUUAAAAAGUUUUAUGUAAGAUGAGAAUGAAAAAAAAAAUGACACCCAUUUUGCCAUUGAGAUAUUACUGUAAAAUCAUGAGAUACAUUACAUACCACAAAAAAAAGUUUUAAUGAUGUAAGUGACUAAUUAUUUUAGCCAACAGUAUUUAUCUUUAUGUUUAUGUUUUUAUUGAAAGGGUAUUUCAAACCAAGAUUUUCCCCAAUAUUUUUCUCCUGCCCUAUGUUAAAUUCAUGCUUAUAGGAAUCCUGCAUGUUGGUCGUUUAAUUAACUCAGUGAACAUUUACUUAUAGAUUCGGGACAAUCUCGGGAUCAGUGUAGACAACCAGUCAUCUCCCCCGCAGCCAGCCUUCAUCCCUCCUCUUCGAAUGCUGGCUUCCUGGCUUUUCAGGGUAUGUACAACAGAGACACAGACCACAACAAUUACAAUACUUGAAUACUAGAGGCACAGCAUUGAUAAUAUGCAAAAUACAAUAACCGAAGUACUGUUGGAUAGAUUGAAAUGUGGUAUCUGGUUCCAGUUUUCCAAAUUGAAAAGGUUCAUGAGGAAUCAGUUCCAUUAUGUCCUUAAGACCCCAAAUCGUUUCCAUGACCUGUAGCUAUUUCACUAUAACCGAGUUUAUCAAUAUGUUUGUUGUACACAAUAUCCGGUAGGUGUUUCCUGGGGAAAGCCUCUUUGCUUGAGAAGGAAUUGGAUUAGAAGUAAUUAAAUAGAAGUGGCUGGUAUGGAAAGAGGCUGUGAGCCAAUCAAACAGCAGCUUACUGAACCAUUUUAGAGAUGAAAAUAAAAGCAUACAUUUUACAGCUCUCUUGUUGAUGGAGAACAGCCUCUCUGUUUAUGAUAGAUUUUUAGUAUCUGUAGCUUCAUUCAGGAGUGACAAGUUUCAGCCAAACAAAAAAAAAUACUUUUUCAGUGUCCUUCUUACAUAAUGUCCAGAUGUCAAAGUUACAACUUCCUUAUUACAGUAGUGAACUUAGCAUUUGUGUUCCCUCUUCAGGCCACCAUGCUGCCCGCUGAGUACAAGGCUGGUAAACUGCAGGCCUACAAACUAAUAUGUGAGAUGAUGACCAGGCACCAGGAUGUGCUCCCGAACAGUGAUUUCUUGGUACACCUCUACCACAUCAUGCACAAGGGCAUCACCAGUGAUGACCAGGUACAGUCAGAAGGGGGCACCUUCAGAAUAGCUCCUCGCUCUUCCUUUUUUUCACCACUAGAUGGUACACCAGACACAUUCUGGUGGAAAACUAGUUGAAAUUUUUACAAUUUCCUUUGCAGCCUGAGAUGACAGAGUGAUUCCCAGUCAACUGUUAGUUCUUGAUGUAGACAGACUUGAAUCAACACCUAAAUGGAUCAGUGCCAGUUUUUUUUUUUUUUAUUUGAAGAUAAUUGGAGUCACUAUGAGGACUGGGACUGACAGGUGGAAGAAUGGGGUUCAUAUUAGGUUCUCUGGGAUGUAAUUGUGUCGAGUCCCUGAUUAAGUAAAUGGUUUUGAAUCUGUUUGCCAACCAGUGGUGAUGAAGAAGGCCUGUGUGUUUUGGCAUUUUCCACCUCCUUCGGCCACACCCUAACUUGUAUUUAAUCUUGGCCAGGCUCCAUUUCUCCCAGUCCAAGCUGAGUAAAGAUGAAUGGAGUCCCCCCAAAACAAAGGAAAGGGAUAAAAGUGUGUGUGGUUGGGGGUGUAUUGGAUGCAUGUGUGUGUAUAUAUGCCCUCCUGGCUUGGUUUCUAUUGCACAUUGGCAGCGCGACAAGCUUAUUAGAAUGUUUUCCAUGUCGUUAAAUAAUGUUUUGAGCCCCUGCCGCGUAUACGUGAUUAAUUAAGGAUUGACGUCUGUCGCGCUCCGUUAGACUGACACGUCGGCCAGGGGCCCAGAGUAGGCUGGACUGCCUGCCUGCCUGCCUGCCUGCCUGCCUGCUUGUCUGUGUGUGUGUGUGUGUGUGUGUGUGUGUGUGUGUGUGUGUGUGUGUGUGUGUGUGUGUGUGUGUGUGUGUGUGUGUGUAUGCAAGUGUGUGAAGGAGCGGGAGGGGAGACUGGGGAACGUGGUGUAGAGUAGAGCAAUGAGGGGGGCACAUUGAGGGACGAGGCAACAUUCUCCAGCUUUUGUUGUGGCUCUGUAUAAUGCGUCGGGGGGCCAGAGCCAGGCUGGCCACUGAAGCAUGCUCAAAUUGGCCGGAGAAAAGAGUCCUCACGCCACACAAUAGAGGACAGCCGCACGCCUGCUUAACAUAAGAAAGUGGCUCUUACGUCCCCCCCUCCUCCUUCCUCUCUUCACCCAAAACCCCCAACCUUGCAAAAAAAAAAAAAAACAACCUCUCUGAAUCCAUCAUACAAAUACAUAAAAACAUGUUUUAUGAGGUUUACUUUUUUCAUUUAUUGAUAUGUCACUAUCUUUAAAAGAUGGACAAGAACAAUCCAGGGAGGUCUGUACAUACUCUUUAUGAUUGUCUUUAUGCAAAGAAUUAAAAGGGUAAGGUCACGAUUGAAUUCAGACUUUAACCACAUGCUUUUAUUUUAUCUAAAAGUACUCAGGUUUACGCGUUGAGCAUUUUUUAACUACCUGUUUCAGAGGUCACAAAACCUGCCUUAACCUACUGGGUUUUAUGGACAGCAAGGAGAGUCCCUGUGUAAACCCUAUUCACUAAAUUCGACUUAGCUUUGAGAAAAUGACAGUUCCCUCCGAGAGAUUCUCCUUCCAACUGACGGGGUGCCAAGGUCAUGGCUAUUGUCCUGAUUGUUCAUGGUCACUGGUCUCACAAAAGCAUGGCCAUAACACAAUAGCAGUAAUCUAUCUAAUAGGUCUACCAUCUGAGCUGCAGUUGUUAACAGCAUAUUUUGUAAAGUGUAGCAAAACGCAGACAAGCAAAGCAUUUUUUCCUUUUUUUUUGAGAGAGAGGGAGGCAGAAGAAAACAAAAAACAACCCUAUCAUUGUAUAUUCUUUUCCACUCUUGUGUUAAACUAAAACAUGCUGUGUACAAGGAUUUGCCAUGUCUGUCCCUGCAGAAGAGGUACCUUGUGUAAUUAAUUCACUGUCAGAUUAAAUUCUGCCUGUUGACCACAAGUCACAAAGGUGGCUGUUGAUUAAACCUCCCACUUCAUAGUUAUGCAGGUGGAUUAUGUUCUACAAGGGAAAACCCCAGAUACUCUGUGUAAUAAGGGGGGUGUUGAAUUGCAACAGAAAUCUUUCCCGUACUAAACUGGAAACAACCAUUAGUAAAUAAGACAAAAAAACGUGGAAUGUUGUGUAGACUAGUGCUGCCAUACUGGACUGAACACUGUCACCCCAGAGACAAGCAGGUGGACAGUGUGUGCUUUCCUGGAGACGAGGCCAAAUGAAAAGGCCUCUAUUCACAGUUACGUUAAUGCACCUUUUGUUGAUGUAGGGGCCAUUCCUACCGCCAACACAGAGCCACACGCGGGGUUCAAUUCCCAUCUCUAUACACACACCUCAAAUCAGGUUCCCUCUACUUACACAUACAAUGGAAAACACUUUGUGUUCAACAUUUGUGGCUUCCUCUAAAAUGCUCAUUUGAGGCAAUCAAGCAACAGUUUGUUGCAUGCUAAUUACCUCUGACUGCACUGCACAUUAUGUUUCAGAGGUCAAUUACUAACAAAAUGAGGGUAAAAUUGGCCCUCAAUCCUAAAGCCCUUCCCUGCAAUUUUCCGCAUGUAGUGCAUCAUGUUGACUUCUUGCUCAUCGCCCUCUGCUUGUUUAUUUUAUCCCUCUGGAGUUCACAUGUAUGCCACGUUUACUAGAGCUUUGGUUUAUUCAUGUUAAAGAGAUGUAGAUAAAUAAAUACUUAUAUAUAUAAGGAUACUAUAUGGGACUGUGUGUGUAAAAGAGAGAGAGCAUGAGAGAGAUCAUUUGUGCCUGUGUUUGCCAGGGUGCUGUUUUGGUUCAGCUAAAAAGAAAGCUAAUGUUUGAACUGUGCGAUUUACACAAGUUUAUGGCCAAGAAGGCAGGUGUUUCCAUCUUGGACCUUGCCUUUGUACACAAACGUACAUGCACAUGUCUCCGAUAAGAGAGGGGCACUCUAUCUGUUUCACUGAGUUGCUGUAUCCAUAUGCCAAUAUUUGACCAGUAUAGAUUUUCAAAACAUUUAAAGUUCAGUUGAAUUUAGUAUAAAUGUUUUGUUGAACUUUUUGUCUAACAAAGUUAUCUCUAAAAAGUAAAGAAAUUUAGCCCCUUUGCUGCAGCUGAAUGUUGCAUGGAAAGCCUUUUAGCAGCUUUUCAUGCUCUUGUCUUGCAUGGUAUUACACUGUACAUACUUGAGCAGUUUGUGCAGAGCCCUCUGCAGUACAGCAUAUGUCAGUGUUGAAAGAGCCCCCAUCUGCCACUGAGCCGCCUGUACCUCAGCAAAACAAUACCUUGUCUCUGGCUUUAAUUACAGGUUUGCUUGUGUGUAUAAACACGUGACUUUCAAAAGUUGGGGUCUUUUGUUCUGCCUCUGUGAACAAUCCAUCUGCUGCCCCUUCCUCUCUCUCUUUCGCUCAUUCUCCUUUUUUCCCCCUUUUUUCUCUACUCCUUUAUCUUUCUUUAUCCACUCAUUUUUCCUGUGUUUUGACAAAAACAUACUGUGGUGUUAAAAGCCUUGCUCCACAGAAGAGGAUUAGAGGCACAAGAAAAAAAAUCAUAAUAAGGUCCAAUGAUAUAUAUUUUAUUUUGAUUCUAAUAUUUAAAAAAAGGUUAGAAUUUUGACUUUUUCUUAGAAUUCCAACUUUUUUUCAGAGUUCUUACUUUUUUUUCGCAGAAUAAUAAUAAUAUAUAUAUAUAUAUAUACAUACUAGGGGAGGGAAUCACUAGUGGCUCCACAAUACAAUUUUAUCACGAUACUUGGGCCACAAUACAAUAUUAUCGCGAUUUUUAACAUUUUGCAAUACAGUGAGUAUUGCGAUACAAUAUAUUGCAAUUUAUACAAUUUUUUUACUGUUAAGCUACUUUAGCUUUUGGUUUUCCUUUAUGUUUGUCUUAUUUACUCUGUGUUUUAUUUCAUGUACCACAUCUUGCAAAUUUUAUUUAUAUAUUUGUUGAACUAACUUUCCCCUGCUCUAUGAUGUCACCUCUGCCAACUUCACUGGACAAUCAGUUGAUUUCAUUUUUCCAUGAUCAUAGAUUUGACUUCAUAUUAGCGAUUAAUUUGAAAGAUGGAUACUUAGUAAAUGAGACGAUACGAUAUAUCACCAGACAAAAUAUUGAGAUACUAUGCUGUAUCGAUUUUUUUUCCCACCCCUAUACAUACUAUUUCUCCUAUUUCUUUUUCCCCAGUUGCUAAUCCUCUUCCAUAUUACUCUCCUCAACUCAUAGAAAGUGCUUAGCCUACCUGUUGGAGAAAAGCCUAUUUCCUGCCAUGUCCCUGAUAUGUGAUUGACAAAACACUGACCCCACUGGACAUGAUCCUCUGCUGUUAUUAUGCACCAAAUUAUAUCAUAACAAAGGACAUACUACAGCAGUAAUGAGACAUUUUCAGUGUUUGAAGCAAUGAUAGCCGUUAAUUCUUUCAUUUAUGCAUCAAGUUACACCACUUACUGAUGCCUAACAACAUUAUUAUUAAAAAGUAAACCACUGUGCCUAUUGAUAAGUGUGCGUGUGUGUGUGUUUGUGUGUGUGCGCGUGUGUGUGUGCACUUGCAUAUAUUUUUGUCAUCAGGAUGUUUUGAACACUAUGAUCCGCUCCUGCUCUCCUCGUUUCUUCUUCCUCGGCCUGCCGGGUUUCACCAUGCUUGUCGGAGAUUUCAUAACUGCUACUGCCUGUGUUCUCAGCUCAGGCUCCCCAGAGGUAAAUGCCCACUUUAAAAAGUUAGAUUUUAACCAGAACCUGACACUUAUUUCAAAAACAAAGAUGUUGCUCGUAAAUUCAAUCAGUUCAGACACAUAUGUAAUGGUUCUGCAUCUUGUGUUGAAAUAAAAAACUCAGGAUGCUGCAAUCUAAUUUCUUUUCUGAUAUAAUAUGACCUUCAGUUUUUGCCACAUUUAUUCAUCCACUCAUGAGUUGUAGUUCUAUGACUAAUAAUGCAUCCUUUUAACUUCUUGCAUUCUGAAGCAACACUUAGCUGCACUGAUUUCUGGUAAUAAUUAAAGAGACUUUCGUGCACAAAUAAGCAUGAAACCUGAAACAUGUUCUUUGUGUAGUUGAGAAGGUAACUGGGAUAAAUUACAGUCCAUCUGUCAAUGCCAAUUCAGGACUGUGCAAGGAUGACUAAAAUUAAAAUUAACAACACUGAGACGUCUUCUUUUACAGUCUUGUCUUUGGGAACCAAAUGAGCUACUUGCAUAUAACAUAUUCCACUUCCACAUUGUGCUGUACUGAUAAGAUUUAAACUCAUAUCGUUAUAACUAAAAUGUGGUUUAACUGUAAAUAAAGUAUUUGAUACUCAAAGUACAGUUUAUUUAGAUAAAACAGGUGGAUGUGAUUGGUAAGUUUUGUUAGAUACAGUCCACCUUGGUUUAGGGAUUUUGGACCAAUUUUAGUAAAUUGUUUUAAAUUAUUGUCGUCCCAAAAUAGAGUAUGUCAACUUGUUUAGUUUGCAGGUUGGUUUUUUUUUUAUUUUGUGCUCUUGCACAUUAACAUGAACAUUGACUAAUGUUAAAAGAUGCAACAUGAUUGGCUGGCUUUGAAGCAUUGAAGCAUUGAAGUAGAGCACAUUUUGGCAAGCUCCUCUCCAGGGUAAGAAGACUUAAAUUAAUACAAGGGCAAGUUCUAUUUACUGUGGUUUUGUUGAAUUCUGAGUGAUCCAACCAUUGAGAAAUCAAACCAUAGUGGCAAAACCAACAUCCUGUUUCCAGGAUAUUGGUUUUGUUAAAAUGGCAUGAGGUUAUUAAUGAUAGCAUGUGGGCUUUUUUCUCCUCUCAUCUCUGCCAGGCUCCAAGGAUGGAAGCUCAGACCAUUCUGGGCUCUCUUGUGUGUUUUCCAAACCUUUACCUCAAGAUUCCUAUAUUGCAGCGAGUGCCUGGCUCUGAUGACAUCAUUGUGGGUAACGAGGAUAUCAAGGUAGACGGUCAACAUGUGUCAAACUGGGCAUGUACAGUGCCCAGCAUAAGUCAGUACACCCCUAUUAAAAGUAAAGUAAUACUCAAUAUCUAGAUGAGAAAAAGUGCAAUUUCCAAAGUUUUGACAAAGCUGAGUUUAACAUGACAUUUUAUUUACCAUCAGAUUAAAAUAAGGGUGAUAUGGUAAUUAAAAUGUAGCUUUGCUCCCAGAACUUUGAUUGGGGUGUACUCAUUUUUGCAUACUGAUUUUAAAUAAUUAAAAAAAAAACUUUUUUUGCAUGCAGCUUAGAAAAAUCUUGUUUCCAAUCAAUGGCCUACAUUUGUGGGAGUAUUUUGUUGUAUAGUCUGACAUAGAAAAUGUUGAUUUUGAAAGGAAACUAAAGGUUUUCUGGCAACUUUGAAGGGGUGUACUCAUUUAUGCUGAGCACUGUAAAUUGCAGUCUUGUAACCUACAGUGCACUUGUAGAUUACAUGUAUAUUGACUGUUAUGACAAAAGUCAUUGAUACUUAAUUUCAAGCAUGUAAAUGUUAUUGUAAGAAAUCAUUAUCCUAUGAUAGAAAUAACCAGUUUUCAAUGAUAUUUUAGUGUUAAAGACUCCAUACUUUCAUUUAAAAACAUUUUGAAAUCAUAAAAUGUUUUUUUUUUUUGCUGUCUAGGAUUAUCUGGUCAACAUCUUGCUGGAGACUGCAACAAAGGAACACUGUGAAGGGGCCAGGUACGAUUGUAGUGUUGAUGUUGGGUGAUUUUUUCGUUUUCUUCUCUGAGAUUCCACUGUCAUUUUCUGUGAGGUGUUCUUCUGGAAUGUUGUCAUUGGUUGUUUAAAUCGAUUGAAAAGUUCACAUCUUGUAAACAAGUGAGCACGACACAAUUUACAAAAGAUCUGGAGCACAUCCGUUUCUUUUUGAUGUGAAUGUCUGGUAACAUACAGUUAGGGAUGGGCAAUAAAUUAUUGUUUACGAUAUAUUGUCAGAAAAAUCCUCCAUGAUUAAAAUUUUCCAUCUCAUGACAAAUACGAUAAAUGCAAGUUGAUGUUGAGGGGCAAGCGGCGAACUCACAGCCAUAGCCCACACAGAGCAGAAUAACAAACAAACAUGGCUGAAGGUAAUGAAGAAGACGUUUCUGAGCAGCUUAUUACUGAGCGAGGCUCCACAUGAGGGAUUCCCUUCAAGAUUGGGGCUUAGAUGAGUGCAAUCAGAUAUGCCUGACAUCAGACAGUGGAUCUGCUCACUCUGGUCACUCUGUGCAAUAAGAGUUUUGAAUAAAUAUUGAAAAUCUUUUCACAUUUGAGACUAGUUUGAUGUCAUGAGUUUUCUCCAUCACCUACCACUCAAACUUGUGGUGAAGUAUCUUAUUUGACUAUUCCAACUUGUGUUCUUAAGACAAAAUGAGUCAAAAAUAUAGAUUGGAAUUAUAGAUUCUUUUAUCUGGACUUUUGUUGUUAUUGACAGAAUGGCAAAUCUUAUCAUGAUUAAUUUAUUAGCCCAUAUCGCACAUCCCUACGUACAGUAUUUGCAGUCAUACCAUGAAAACCACAUGGGUCUCUCCCUGUUCUCAGGAAGUUUGGUCUGUUUUUUUUUUUUUUUUACACACCCUGUAACUUUUGUCUUCCAGGUGCAUUGCUGUUUGCAGUCUGGGUCUGUGGGUUUGUGAGGAGCUGAUGCAAAAAAACUUCCACCACCAGGUUAAAGAUGCCAUCAAUGUUCUUGGAGUAACACUAAAGGUCAGUGGCACUGUGAAGCAAAACAGCCAACAUUGCACCAGGCAUACUUGUGUGGUUUGUUAUCUGCUAAGUAAAGUGUACACCCUCUAAAAACCAAUGAAUGAAGGCCUGUGUUGAGUGUUUUAGUACAUCAUUAUAAGCCAUAAUGUUUGAAGACUAACUGUUAAAGGUAUGAUUGGACUGAAUCUGGGUUUAUGUGGUUUUACCUGGAAGGACGUACAGUGUUUAGCUCUUACAAAAAUGAUUGCUGAUCACAUAUGAGCACUGCAGAACAAUUUCAACAUCGUGAGCAGUGAAGUGUGACUGUGAGAGUAAAACACGUCUAGUGAUGUGACUCAUGGGUAUAUUGCGAAAGAGCCCACUUUUUCUCCGUGAGUGAAGAGAUGCAGAGAGUCAGAGAAGGUGGAUUUUUUUCUUUUUUUCAUGGAAAAGGGUUUUUGGGGCGGUCUCGUAAUUUCCAGGCUACUCGCUCGCAGUAGAUGUGGGCCAAUUUAAGCAGCUACAUCUCCCAGCUUCCUGCUCGAGUAACCCCCUCCACCCACCCCCCUACUCUCUAAUGGAGCAGUAAUCACUCCCCUGUACAACUUGACACACAGACUCAGCCAGCCCCAAAAAUAGAGGGUAUAGGCUGGGUGGGGGAUCUGGGGGGAGAGUGGCACUGAGAGUCUCUUUUCUAAAAGCAGGUGCUGAACUCUCAGGGCCCCUUUUUGUGUUUGGCCAUUUCUGCACUCCCCACAUUGUCUGCCCUUGUUACAUGUUGAGAGGCAUUCAAGCUGGAAGAAAUGGGAAAUUCUAUUUCUCCACAAAGAAUUUCAAAUCACUGAAGAAAUCCACAUUUGAAAGAAAAUUGUCAACAGCUCAAAUCUCUCCUCUGAUGAGUCUGGAGAAAAUGAGCCAUGGGUUGAAGUGGAAAGGAAAUUAUGCUGAUUAUGUGCACAUUAAGUAAAAUUACCCAGAAUUCUCUCAUAGUCAGUUUGUGCCUAAACUUUUUCUUUCCAUGUUUUCAACCAGCAUUGUCCCUCUUGCCGUUCCAGAGUGUGUGUAUUUAAAAAACACAAAUUCAAUGAGGAAGAGUGCAUAAAUACUAACACGCAACAAAGAAUCUCUUGCUAAAAAAUCUGAAUACAGUAAGUGAAGUCCUGAAGAUCAGAAAAAAACUGUUUUGGGGACACAUCGCCGUCAGUUCUUGAUUUCUGUAUAUUUAGAGUACAUACAAAAGGUACUAUUAGUGUACUAUUAGUGUAUGUUGUGUGUUCUUUAGAUUGAAAAGUGUGGCUAAGUAGCUCCUGUUUAGUUGCAUCAAAAUAAACCCAAACAGAGAUUGAUUCUAUGUGAUGAAUUUCUACAGGCCUUUAUUUCCUCCUUUGCUGCUGUCAGUCAAGAAAAUAUCUUUAUUGACAUACAAACAAGAAAAUCCCACAAGUGACUUUAUAAACUUGACCCAGGGAUACAAAAGAGAAAUAGGGCCACAAGAAGAAAAAAAACAUAAUAACAGGAGGGAGAUUUUUUAAAUUUCCAUUUCGGGAUUAAAGCCGAAAUUUCAAGAUUAAAGUCGAAAAUUUAGAAACUUGAAAUUUAGAGAUUAAAGUCGAAAUUUCGAGAUUACAUUUUUAAAAAGUAAAAAUAAAAAAAGUUGAAAUUUUGAGAUUUAAGGUGAAAUUUCUGGAUUAAUAAUGUCGAUAACUAUGUCGAAAUUUUGACUUUAAUCUCGAAAUUUCAACUUUUUUAAAAUUUGACUUUAAUCUCGAAAUUUAGACUUUUGUCUCAAAAUGGAAAUUAAAAAAAUUUCCCUCCUGUUAUUUUUUUUUUCUCUUGUGGCCCUAACCCUCUUUCGUACAGGGAUGAUUACAAUCACCCUAGACUAUGAAAAAAACGCUUCCCCCUGGUCUAAAGAUGUAAAUCUACAGAAACAAAAAUGAAAUGAUUGAGUUGCCAACCAAAAUCUCCUGACCUUUAUGUUACCUAAUGUAAAAAACUUCAUGUUUGCUUUAUGGUGCAGUUUGGAAACAAAGCAGUGGCUCAGAUAGCCUGUGACGUGUUUCAACUCCUCAUCUCUCACUGGGAACAUCUCCAGAGGUUGGAAUCGACCCUUCCCAAGAAAAUCAUUGAGGUAAUAAACACACCCACACACCUAUACACAUACACUUGAAUUGUCAGUUCCUGUUAGUAAGUUGUGAAACAAACUUCAGAAAAAAGGAUGUUCCCGUCAUGUCAAUCAUGCUUUUAAAACUGAGAUUUUCAUGAACUAUUACUCAUUGGUUUACAUUUACCCUACAUCCUGUAGCAUUUCGUCCAUUUGGCACACAGCCCUGACUCAGCUGAUAAAUAGGAGUGUGUCAUCCAAUUAUCUUCCCUCUUGUUUUGUCCCAACACAGAUCUUUGUGGCCACAAUAGCGUUUUUGUUGCCAAGCUCAGAGCACUCAACAGUGGAAGCAGACAAAAAGGUACAUUUUUGAAAGGAGGGGACAUGAAAUACCUGACAUCUAAAGGCCCUUGAUCUAUCAUGCUGGAAUGGUGCAUUUGCAGAGGAAUGUUUCUCUUAAUGUGUUUUUCUCUUGUCCUUUUUGUCAUUGCUUAUAUUUUAUCUGUGCAGCUCUCAUUUAUUACUGUUGUUUAUCUCAAACUACCUUGUCUUUUUUAAAUUAAUUAUAUAUAUAUAUUUUAUUUUACUUGUUGUUACUGAAUAAGAAACUCCUCUAUUCUCACCCCUUGUUAGCUGAUGGUGUCCUUGCUGCUCUGCCUUCUGGACUGGUGCAUGGCAGUUCCUCUGAGUUUGCUCCUCGAACCCAUUACCAUGCCUUUGAUGGAGGACACCGCAUCUCACAAAGCCCCUUUGCUGGACUACAUCUACAGAGUGAGUGGCCUCACGUCCAGCUCAGCAGGGGGGGAAUAGAUGAAAGUUUCUGUUGCAGCAUUUAAUAGACCUGAUGGAUGGCCUCUUACCAAAAUCUUCUAAAACACUAGAUCUCUCUUUGCCUGCAGGCACAAUAACUUCUGCCUCGACAUCUUCACCCCUACCCCCAAUCUCAUCAAAUGGGCUUGUCACUUUAAUUAGACUCACCUUCAUCAUGACCUCAUGAAUAUGGUUAUACUGGCACAACAGCAUAGCAGCAGCUGACGUGUUCUGUUGGCAUUUCAUCAAAUGUAGAAAGUCUUAAAGUUGUCUUCGCAGUAGUUCUGUUUAAUUCAAGCGAGAUGUUCCGAAUUCAAGCCAUUUCUCUGUAUUUGUGUCUGAGCCUUUAUUUUAUGGUCUGACCCUGAGGAUGAGGGGCAAGCUUCAGGCACAAAUGAAUGAGGUAUUAUUCAUUCCCUCCUGUCUGGGCAGAUGCGGUCAACGGCAGAUCUUUGUAAGGAUGUCACCCCUGAUAAGAAAUGGUCCAAUUAUUCAAACAGAACCCUUUGUCCACUUGAUAAGCUUCGGCUAUAAAUGCUUGUCCUGAAGAUUUGAAUGGAAUAUGUCUUAAUAUGAGAGCAACUGCAGCUGCUAUAAAAGCAAAGACAAUUAGACAUGAUUGGUUGUCUAUCAGCACACAAAAGCCAUGGCCCCUCUGGGUUUUAUUGAAAAUAAUAUAUUAAGCAAGGCAUAACAAGAUGAGAGAAAACAAAUGAGCACCAAGUCAAAAAUCUAUACAUUUGAUGCAAAUUAUAUUCUUAACGGCUCUAACGGAAACCAUCCCCUUAUUAUUUUUCACAUGUCACUUAUAUUUAAUUACAGUUUUAUAUUUUAUUAACUCAGUCAAUCCCAAGCCACCAAACACAAGCACAAAACAUGUCCUCAGCUACUAAAGGACGCUGAAAGUAUUGUGCAAUCCUGAGAAGACCAAAAAAGCAUUAAAAGCUGUUUUGAUGUCCAACAGCAUUGCAGAUUGUGUAAAGAGCAAUGUUACAGUAGACUUCAUUGGUUCAGUGGUGUUCUGUUCAAGCCUCUCCAUCUGCUCUCCCCGCCUGCCGUAACAACCAGCUGCACCACCCUUGUGUGUUUAUUUGUGUGAGAGUGCGCAGUGGAGGGAUUGUGCGUGUUUCUGUGCAAAAGAAGCAGAGAGGUUGGGUACAUGUAUGAUUAUGUGCCUUUUUAUUAUUAUUUGUUUUCUGUGUGUUCAAAGUUUGUCCCAUAUAUCCUAAUAACCUGCGCUGGUUUAAGUACAAUAUGCCAGUUUCACCAUGUGUCACCUUCCAGGAACUGUUGCUAUGCAAAGUGCAGUCACUUAGUUGUCAAGCUCAGCUGUGGGCCCCCUCCCUCUUCUUUGGUCUCUCCACCUCUUCAUGGAGAAACCUCUUUGGUGCUUUUGCUCGCAGCUGUUUGUUUCAGGUCUUUUUAGUAUUGAGCCUCAAUCCCCCCCCCAUGCACCCAGAGGGCCGUCGAAUCAUCCACAUACUGUCUACAUUGCCUCACACACAAUACUGUUUCGCAUGGCAGGGCCAGCAUGCCGAAGAGCGUCUCUUAGCCAAGUAUGAGCGUAUGUGAGCACUGAAUGGGAUUAGCCUUUGCAUGGCUUUACCCAAGUUGCUUUACUCUGAAUGAGAGGCCCCCUUAUUUGCAUGCAUGAAGGAUGGCAUAAGGCAUGUUUUUUUUCUCACUCAGAUACAGCGGCCUAACCUUCUGUCAGAUCAUACAGUAUACAGGUGGGUUUGUGUGUUUUUUCAGUGUGGAUGUUUGUGGUUGGAGCUGUGCACAAGGAUAAAGUCUUAAUUAAAUCAAACAGUGUAAACCUGUCCGAUGGAUGUAAUCAACUGCCCCAGUGCGUCUUAUCUAGCCCUGCCAACGGAUGCUCUGCCAUCUGUUAUGUAGAUCGAUACACUCACACAUCACAGGAGAAAUGGAUUAGUGGCAAUAAAGACCCUCUUUUCUUUCCCUCUCUCACCCCCUUCUUCUACCGCCUUAUGAUGUAAAUAGACCAUAUAUUUCCCUUUCAUGUGCUCCUGGAUCAUGUCAAUCGAGAAGCAGGCCUGCAGGGGUGUCACUGUUCAUUGUUACACCAGACACCACCAUAUCUAACAGGAUGAUGUCAUUGUACAUAAUAUUUCAUGUUCUGUCAUCAAAGAGCGUUUUUGUUUUCAUAUUGUAAAAGGCCUACUCAUGAACCUUAUAGUCACUUAGUCAUACCUCUUUUCUACUUUCCCCUAGGUGCUGCACUGCUGUGUGGCCGGCUCUAACCUGCACACCCAACAGAGCCACUACCUCCUCACCCUCUCGGACUUGUCAACUGACUAUGACGUCAUGUUGGGUCAAGUUAAGAGCUUCGAGCCACCACCCUCCCAGACAACCAGCACUGAAUAUGGCAACCUACUCACUGUAGCUGAGGGUAAGAGCAAAAACUCAUUUUCAUGUUUGCCUAAAAUCCCGGCUGUUACAUCAAAUCUUAUCCCAAAUGAGUUAAUCUAAUCACAGUUUGACACACAACUUUAUUUAGGCUCAAGGUUCCUACACAGUUGGAAUUUCCAUAGUUUUCCAUACCCUUCUUUUAAGAAUUACUUUUGGAAAUACCUACUUUUCUAUUUUCUAACAGUAUUUAAGAACUGUGGUAAUAGUCUGGAAAUGUAAAUAUUUUUCCAUACUUUUUAAGACCUGGAAAUUGAUCAAAUUUAUUUCCAUACUUUGCCUUACUUUCCAUACUUGCCUAGGAACCCUGUAGGUUUCAUACUACACCUAUGAGCGACCACAGAGACAUAUAGUGCAAAUUUAUUAAAAAAUAAAUAAAUAAAUUCAAAAAUUGAAGGAAAAGCAGACCCAAAGUGGCCCAUCCAUUUGGGGACUCUCCAUUAAAUGUCAAUAUCUUAUUAAAAGUCUGAAAGGGAAAUCAACCACCACAGAGAAAGAAAUGUUCGCAUUGGUACUCAGCCCUAGAGAGAAGACCCAUUACGGGGUUUGAUAAAAUGUGAUUUUUUUUUUCUUCUUUUUUAGUGACCUUGUGAUUCCAUUAGGCAAUGUAUUCUUCUCUCCUCUGUGUCCUUAACUUCUAAAAAGUCCUCAUAAUUCAAAUAUACAGAGCACAUGUGUACCUAAAACAAUGUUAAAAAAUGUGAACAGCAGCUUUUCCCCAGAACAUUUCACCACUCUUGUGCUUUUUUUUGUGCACAGCUGCACAGAGUCUUAGUGGAAAUAACAAAACACUAUCAAAAGGGCAAACCAAAGAGUGCCGGCCUAGUUAUAUUCAUGCUCCCACCUCAUAUUGAUCAAGUCACUUCAAAGGGCCAGCACAUCUCUAAUGCAGCUUGGCCUGCUUUCUAAAGAGCUUUCUCCACUUUGAUGGGGGAUGAUGGUAUUGAUAGCACUGUCACAAUGCAAGAGUGCAUCUUCUUGUUUUUCCCACAUCACUGCAGAAUAAAGCAAAGCAUGCCUCUCACUUGCUUGUAAAAACCUGUGCAUUUACAUAAAUGCAAUUGGUUUUGCAGAGUUCUAUUAAGCAGCCUGUAAAGAUGAUGGUUCUCAUUAGCACUCAGCCAGUCCUGAUGCUCGUGCAUUGUAAGAAGACUCAAUGAGCUUUUCAAAGUUCUCCCUUAUGAUCAGAGGCUACCAUCCAGGAAGUGUGCCUGCCAAGCUAUUGUGAGAAAUGAAUAAAGUUCCCCUAUUAGUGAUCAUAAAUGAGAUUGGCUUUGUGUAAAGAGCUAACGGAGAUGAUAGCGUGUCAACAAACAAAUGUGAGCCUUUAGAAAUCUGGUUAGAAAGUCUGCCUUGGACGUAUUAUAAAAGAUAGCCAAUGUGCAGCUUCUUCUUCCAAACCCAUCAGUUACUUUUAUGAUUAAGCGCUGUACAUUUUUCACAUCUAUUUACCACAGUCCUUAUUUCUGCUCUCAUUAACUUACUCUCUCAUCAGAAAAGCGUCGGAGGAACAUGGAGCUUAUUCCUUUGACUGCGCGUAUGGUCAUGACACAUCUGGUGAAUCAUCUGGGCCAUCAUCCACUGAGCGGUGGCCCCGCACUUCUCCAUAGUCUAGUGAGCGAAAAUCAUGACAACCCAUAUGUGGAGACAACGGAGCUGUCCUCUGAUGUCUUCAAAAGUCCCAACCUGCAGCUCUUUGUCUUCAAUGAUAGCACACUGGUGUCCUACCUUCAGAUUCCUUCAGAGACCCCCACUGUUGGAAAGCCCCCCCAGCCUUCCUCACAAGUGCGCGUCAUUGUCCGAGAUAUCUCUGGCAAAUACUCAUGGGAUGGCUCAAUCCUUUACUGCACCACCCAGGAUGACUCCUUAGACAGGGGAGCUUUUAAUAUAUUUGAUCACCCUCUGUCUACCACAACUGGAACUCACUGCAGGAACCAGCCUUCCUCUCCAACAAAGGGGCCCAACAAAAGUAAAUGCUCAGACUCCCUCUCAGAAUGCUAUGAGGAGGAAGAGGAAGAUGUCCUAGAUAAGCUUUUGGAGGACCUGGGCCAAAGCAGCCCUGAAUGCCUGCCUCAGCCUCAGCUCAGGCUUAACCAGCCUGCACCCUCACCCCAUGGGAUGAACUUGGAGCAAGAGAGUGCCAUCCUAGAGGCUAUUCUGCGCCAGACUCAGCAGGAGGAGGAGCAAGUGAAGAGGUGGGAUGCUGAUGUAAGCUUUCGGGCUGCAUGCCAGAGGGAACCCUCUCCACAGGAACCCAAGGCUCCUUUCUACUUCUGCCGGCUGCUUCUUAAUGACCUUGGCAUGAACUCUUGGGAUCGCAGGUACUCUACCAUCUGGAAUUGCAUACAACCUUUGGCUCAGUUCACACUAUACAAGAGAAAGAUAGAGAUUAAUACCGAAAGGGUAGUUUGUAAGAAGUCACACAGGUUUUUUUUUUUUUUGCAUGUGUCUCUUAGUGUGUUUCUGAAUCAUUUUGAAAAAAAAAGGCUUCUGAAAUGAACACAAAAUUCAGGAAAGGAGAGUCAGAAAAUGCUUUUAUAACCUCAAAAGUUUAUUUUUGAACCCGGGUUACUUUCUUCUCCACCAAACGUCGCAGCUGUUUUCUUGUUACUCAAAAAAGAAAGAGUGAAGCUAAAAGCACACUGAAGUCUGCAGUAUCUUAAUCUCCUCUCCACAGGGUAAAAGUGCCCAGCUGUUUUCACUAAGGUCUGCUUUGCAGAGCCACAUCUUUGCAGUGCUUCCCUGUAAAUUAAAAGCUUACACCUCUUAAUGGUGAUGGUGUGACAUGCACACAGCUAGUAGGAGAUUGCUUUUUGCACCUGUGCCCAUUUUGCUUUUGUUAGUCUUGACUCCAAAACAAAAAUAGUUUGCUUGUAGAUUAUUCUACUGUUUCAAAUGGCUGGUUAUUGUUAUUGUUGCCAUCAUAGCAGUUUUCUGAAUACUGUUCAAUGUCCAGAUUCGACAGCAUCUUAUCUAAAAAAAAAAACCCUCUCUUUAACAGGAAAAGUUUCCAUUUGCUGAAGAAAAACUCAAAACUCUUAAGGGAACUGAAGAACUUGGAUUCCAGACAAUGGUAAUUCUUCUAUGUUCUAUUUUAUGUCCUCAUUCAUCUCUACAUGAGCAAAAUUUACACAUUAGUAAUCAUAAAGUGGGCCACAGCAACUAGAGCUGUAAUCAACCAGAGAAAUUGUUGGUCAACUUAAACCCUGACAUUUUCGACCAAAAAUUGACUGUGAGGGACAAAGCAGCUCGGCGGGAUGAAAAUAUACUGAUAUCAGAACAAGAAGGCGAUUAACACAAAUAUUAUAUUCAGAAAACCACUGGACGUUGAUUAACGUGGACUCUUUUCAAUCGAGUGUCUCCAGUGGGUUGGGCGAAUCCAAAAUGGUAAAAACAAGGAGGGUGUUCUGAAACCUGUGCUCUGAAUAAAACCCUAUUAGCACUUGGUACAUUCCUCCUGAUGAAAUUCACCAUAGACUGUAAAAUAUCGAGCAACACGUCUCGACCUAUAAGUCGAUUAGUUGACUAGGACUUUACAACCCUAAAAGCAACACCAUACAUCACUAUCUGCCAAUUCAACCCCCUUGUUUGUUUUUUGAGCCUUACCUAUUCACUUCUGGGGCUCAACACCAGCAGCUGCCUAUAAAGUAGCUUUAUCUGUAUUCUGAAAUUUCCCUCAACAUCAAUCAAGAAUCUGUCUGUCCUGCUGAUAACCCUAACCCUAGCCCAUUUACCAUCUUUUUCUGCUUCUAUUUAAGUCCAAUCAAUAAGUUCUUGACAAAUUGCUGAUGACAGAAGCUUAUCAGAAAUCCUCUUUGAACUGGAUCUCAUUCUCCCAAAUAACUGAACUUGCAUGGACUAUUACAAAGCUGCGGGCAAGCAUGGAAAGUGCCCUCAAUUUACCCUAGUAUGUUUUACUGCCAUGGUAACAGGGGAAGCAGGAGAGACUACUUUUCUUUAAAUUAUGUUGACGCUAGAGAAAAAUUUAGUUGUAUUUGUCACAUUGUGCUCCUGAUUGUACUCAACAACUCAGUUUCACUCGCACACACACACACAGGUGCCUUGGUUAGUAAGGUGAAGGGUUUUAAUUCAUGGCAUUCACAUUAAAAAAAGGAAUUAAUUAAGUGUCUGAGAAGAAAUAUGCUUUUCAAAUUCUGUUUCAUUUCUAAAACUGUCCAGUGUUUUCUUUUUAAUAAUUCUAAUACUUCACAUUUUGUACUUUAGUCGGGAAACACACAAGAUCGCAGUCUUCUACAUCGGGGAGGGCCAAGAAGACAAGUGCUCGAUCUUAUCUAACAGCACGGGCAGCCAGGCUUAUGAAGACUUUGUGUCUGGACUUGGAUGGGAGGUGAAGACAACCACACCUUCACAGACAAGCACACUGCGUCCACACAGACAACAUGAAUAUGCUCACACAGAUGUAAAAAGCACUCUUAGCCCUUAGCUGAGUUGUUCAUGUGUUCCUCAGGUGGACCUUGCCACACACUGUGGCUUUAUGGGUGGCUUACAGAGGAAUGGCAGCACAGGUCUGACAGCUCCUUAUUAUGCUACCUCCACCAUGGAAGCGAUCUUCCAUGUCUCCACUCGUAUGCCGUCUGAUUCAGAUGACUGCCUCACCAAAAAGGUAAGAAUUUGGGUUUGGUUUUACAACCUUUUCAACCUUUGAAAUGACACAUUUUUAGAUGACUCACGACAUGAGGUCUUUUCCCCAUACAUUCAGAGAAUAUUGCAGUAAAAGAGACAUUACUUGUGAAGAAUUGCCCAUUUGAUGCAGUGAAAUGGCAACACAGCCCUGCCUGACCAUAGCAGUAUGUUGUUGUAGCCUUCAGUUUUGUGUUAAGCUGUGAUCAGGAGGUGUGACUCCAGAGUGCGGGCAUUGAUUAGUGACCCCAGCCAGGCAGGCCUGAGGAGUAGAGAGUCGCAGGCGCGUGAGUGAAGAGAGGGCAUGUGCCGUGGUGGUAAUGACUGUGAUUCUGCUAGCCCAUGCACCCCUCCCUGUGUGCUGUGACCAAGGCCUGGAUUCAGCCAUUAGCUCUCCCUGCUAGGGCAGGCGCCGGCCGGAUGCCGGCAGGAUCCUUUUAUCCAAUUCCUGCUGCCGCCACAGGAGCAAUCGAUUGGGUUCUGCAGUGGGAUUCUGGGCUGUAGUCCACCAGUAGUAGUUAGCACAAAGAAAUGAGCCGCAAGGCCCCUGCCCGUGCUGCCAAUCUUCUCAUACAGCACCCCGCUGAGAAGGGAAAUUCAUCAGGCUCUCAUCAUAUCCAGCCCCUCCUCUAAUACUCCACACAAUCCCCCCCUUUUCCAUCUCACAAAUAACCCCCUACUUCCUCCAAACCUGUCUUGAACCUCUGCUUAGAGGCUGUAAAAAUUAGUUGAACUGAGUGAAGACUUUGGCUGUCCAGAGUGAGGCGCUGGAGGGGCCGCCAUGCCUAGAGAGAAGUGUGCUACAGCCCAAGUUCCAUUCAUUUUCACCGAGAAUUUCUGUAAUUUCAGAUGCUCACCUUGCACAGAUCUACACACCAGCCACAGGCUGCAAAAGAUACUGGCAGGCUGACUGACUGACUGCAUGCAAGGAUGCUUAAGAAAAAGACUUGAGGACAAGAGAGGAGAGAAAGUUGUAUGAAGAAUUGGAAUGUGAAGCUGCAUUUGUCUGUGGGAUGUUUCCCUGUCAAUUUAAAAAUAACACUUUAAAGUCCAGCGGUCACCCACUUUGCGGCCUGUAACCACAGAGGCAUGCUGUGACAGAGCAAUAGAUGGGACAAUUCUCGCUGGGCAGCUUGCCUGUUGGUCGACAAUGGAAGGGGGGGACAGCUAAACCAAAAAGAAAAGAUGCAAAACCAUGAAUUCCUCAAUCCAAUUGUGGGUUUUAGGGCAGUGCAGGCUGCAGCAGUAGCAGCUGGCUUCAGUAAUUCAGUUACAGAAGUGACCUGCUGGGUUGGGGUCAGGCUGUGUUGACUGUGUUCAUGUGCAUGUGUGUGUGUGCGAAAGAGAGAGAGAGAGAGAUAGACAAGUGCUUUGGCGAACACGUACAACCUCGUCAUUGAUUCUCAACUGGGCUGUUGCUGUUUUUUCUUGUAUCUAUGGGUCCUCUGGUCUGCCUUCUCCAUUUGCCGGGUGGAAAGUCAAAGAGGACUAAUUGGACUAGAGCCUUUGACAAGUCAUUGUAUUAAAGAAGUCUCAAACAUUUGGACGUGAUUAACAGAGGAGUAAAUAGAUUGGAGCAGGAAACGAUUGACUUCAGCAAAAGCAUCCUCAUUAAACUUUGAUUAAGAUCCUCCAAAUGCUAAUAUCUUAACCCAGAUUAACAUCUCGUGUUGAUUGUCUAAAGCGAAUACAUAUUCAACAUUUUCUUUGAAAUUGUCCCAGUGACUGACCUGGUUGGUACCUGCUGAUCCUUGGACAGACAGACUGAACCGGCAGGCUUCAGUAAUCAGCGUUCCGUGGAUUUGUUUAAGAUUAUCAUAUUACCAUAAUUAAAGGCUUAUAAUAGAAUGUGCUAAUUGCAUUUUUGGUGGCGAGGGUAUGCUUCUUAAUGGCUCAUUAGACCCACAGUACAUUGGCAGAUGUUUUCUUCUGAGUAGAGGCUCACUUUUCAGUGUCCAUGAUACCCCAGAAAACAUCAUAAGACUACAAGCUAAUAAGUCAUCUUCACAGGUAAUAUAAUGUAACUGUGUCCUUCCAUUUUUGCUUCGGAAAGGGGGGAAAGCUGUUAACCUAUUUUAAACUGGCAACAGGCAAUUUCCUGUCACUUAAGUGUACCUUCAUGCCCUGCCCAGUUCAUUUGUGUUUGUGAAUAGGGUGGAAAUUGGAAGCAAUUUAAUCUCUGAUGGGUCAAGUUAAUUGGAUGUGAAUUAUUUGUUUUUGAAAUACUCAGUUUUGCACAUUUUGGUUCCCAGACCCAUAUUUACGACAUUGUUCUCAACAGGGUUUGUCAUUUUGAUUGAAAUUAAAAUAAUCUCUUGCUUUAUACCUUCUGCAUUGCAUGUACAGCUGAAAACAGUUAUGGUGCUUUAUUGUUCAACUACAACUUAUCAGUCAGUGUUAUUGUCCAGUUCCUUUUUUAUACCCUGUUAAACAUCGUUUCACUCUGGAGAAGUUACUGAGUGGAUAAGACACUCUCCAGUCUCAUUAAAUUUGUGUUAUGCCAUGUUGUGCCAUGCACCUGAUGAGGCUGAUUUUCUUUGUUUGGCAGCUACGACAUCUUGGAAAUGAUGAAGUGCACAUAGUGUGGUCAGAGCACACCAGAGAUUACCGACGGGGCAUCAUCCCAACUGACUUUGGAGAUGUGCUGAUUGUCAUCUACCCAAUGAAGAACCACAUGUUUUUCAUCCAGAUCAUGAAGAAACCGCAGGUAAACUACAACAGGUGGUAGUUUUUUGGUGAGACCAGCGCCAGGUUUUUCUCCACUUUAGCCCAGCAUUUUUGCCUACACUUACCCUUUUUCCACCAAGCCAGUUUAAGGGCUAGUUUGUGGCCAGGACCUUUAAUUUAGAACCAGUUCUUUGAGUUUCAACUGUCAUUCAUAGAAGUGGCUUUCAGCCAGGAAAACAAGUUUCUUAGUAUAACCAGUCCCUUGCUUUGUUACAAGGAAGAACUUCUCAUGUAAGGGGAAGGAGGUGGGGUUAUUCUGGCCAGAAAUAAACCUCACUAGGAUAAGAUCUUAAAAAACAGGUAGUUAAAUGAAUGUCGUUAUUUAAAGGAUCAUGUGCUGUAAACUGUGUCUCCACCAAGAAGAGUUUUGUUUUCAAUGUUUGUUUUGUUUUUAGAGGGCAUGUUAUUCCAUAAAAUAUCCUGUAAGUGACCCAGAAAAAAACUUUAUUUUCAGCGCUUUUCAACUAUAAUUCCCAUCUUUAAGCCAGCACAAGCAGCAAAGCCCUCCCUAUACUGACUGAUUCAGUUUGGUGUAAAUUGAGCCAGACUUCAUCCUGAUCAAGAUUCACUCUCACAUACUGACGGUUAUUCCUCCUCGCCCUGCCAGAAGGCAAAAGAGGAGUGAGAGCCCAAAAGACAAAAUAUUGCCCAUAACCUUGUAUUGUUUAAUAAUUAACACACCAGCAGCCAACAUGAUUGACAACCCUUUUUACAGGGAAAGUUCACCUUAAGCCUGAAUAAAGAGUGGUGUGUGUUACUUCUUUCACCAAAUUACUCUUCCAGACACAACUUUAGAAUAAUUGAGAGAAAACAAUGGGGGUGCGAACAGCAAUCCACGAGUAAAAGUUGUGUCAAUUUCAAUACUUUUAAUAUAAAUAUAGCUGAUACAGAAAAAACAGUGAGAUUCACUGGUAAUCUGUUAACAUUUACACCAAAAAUGAAUCUGUCUAGAGGUCUCCAUGUAGCCAAUAUGCCUCCUGCAUAAACCACCAGGGUAGGUUACAGUCUGCUGUGGAAAGAGAGGCAAGAUCAGGGUUUACUGUCCUGAUCUAAAACAACCCUUUGGUGGAAACACACUUAUAGUUAGGCACAUUUAGUCAGCUCUUGACUAUCUUCAGUUGAGCUCCAGCACAUGAUUAUUUUCUGAGAGAUCAUUGCAGGGUUUCUAUGCAAGUAUGGAAAGUAUGGAAAAGUAAGAAAGUAUUUUGAUCAAUUUCAAGGUCCUAAAAGGUAUGGAAAAUGAAAAAUGUAGGAUGGAAAAAUAUUUAUGCUUCUGAACUACUACCACAGUUCAAAAAUACUUUUUUUUUUUUUUAAUAGAAAAGUAGGUAUUUUCAGAAGUAAUUCUAAAAAAUAGGUACCCUGUCACUGUGCUAUACAGUGGUUAAACACAUUAAGUUUAGCUUCAUCAGCAUGGAUUAGUUAAACUUGGAUUUUUUAAACCCAAUAAUAUAUUUUUUAAUCUAAUUACAGCAUAUUUUACAUGACAUGUAUAAUUUAGAUAACAAAAUGGUAAGACAGUGUGUUUUAUAUUUGAUUCAGUGUUUGCAGAAAGCUCCCUAUUCCUGUUUUCAAAAGUCUGCUUCUCUCACUUGUUGAAACCCCAAAAUCUUCUAAAAGUAUUUCAUUUCUUUGCAUUAUAACUUUUUUUACAUAGUGUACCGAAUGUUACUGGUUUGUGGAGUUUAUUAUGUCUGGUUAUGAUCCAUUGGUUGAAAACUGUGUCUAGUUAUUAUUCAUGCUGAGCUACCAAGUUAAAAACAGCCGGACCUUUUGGAGAGACUUUGACAUUCACGUCAACUUCCAGGUCAACGACCAUUGAGCUUUAGUGAUUAAAGGCCCCUUCCCAAUAUGCAUGAACAGACACAUGUAGCCACACACACUCACAGGCUGCUGCUAAAAUGCAUAUUGUCCCUUUGUAUAUGUUCCAUAGCUCAAUAUAAAAGCAUUGUUAAGUAUUGAUUGCCUUUUUAAUUUUAUUUACCUCGCAUUGAUUUGCAUUAGGAGCUGUGUGGUUGUCAUGCAAAGUUAAGUAAUAAUCCAAUUGGAUUUUGAACCCUUCCCCCAAACAGAUGGAAAAACGUCUAAAACUUAAAUGGACAAAGAGAACUUCUGUGAACAGCAAAAGGACCUUUCCCAAAUGUAAUAAUAAUGAUAAUAACAAUGAUAAUGAUGUAUUUUUUCCCAUGUUUUCUCUGCUGUUUCCUUGCUUUUUUACCAGGUUCCUUUCUUCGGGCCUCUGUUUAAUGGCGCCAUCAUCACUGGAACGCUGCUGCCAAGCUUGGUACGGGCUACGUGUAUCAAUGCCAGCAGAGCCGUCAAAUCUCGGCUGACACUCUAUCAGAGCUUGUAUCCUUUGCUGCUUGAUUUAACAUUUGCUAUCAUGACAGGGAUGGCUCUAAAAGAUGCACCAGUUUUUGAAGAUCAACCAUUAGCUACACAAACAGCUGCAACCACUGGGCUUUGAGUGUAUAUGUAGCACUUUAUAAGAUGGGUACAAUUGAGUGUUUAUUACAACUCAUCUUUAAUCUUCAGCACCACCAGUGGAUCAUUUGGGUAAAUUCGUGGAGACAUGUGGUGUGGUUGUCACGUCAGCCAACAUACACAGCUGAGUGCUGACACUGAUCUUUAUGGGCUGGCUGAUUUACAUACAGCUAUUAGGCUUGGGCUGUUUCACAGCCUGGAGCAUCAUGGGAGGUUAUGCGGGACUGUUUGAGCAGGAGCACUGAUAAUGUGUCAUCAUCUAUCACUCCUGUUUUAUGGAGCACAAGGACAGCUAAAAUAAGAGUACCCUCAACAAAUACAAGUGCAUACAAACACGAGCGCACGCACACAUCUCUCCACCCAUCAAUCCAACAGUGUGCCGUUGAGGGCCUGACUCCAGCUGUAGUUGUCAGUUGGUUUAAAGGGAGUGUAAUCACCAAUGGAGAUGAAUUAGCAUGUGAAAGCCAGCAGCACAGAGUUGGGGGGUAAAAGGGGGUGGGCAGAGUCAGGAUGGUCCCUGGAGGGGGAAACUUGAUCUCUCAACGCCCUGCUCCUCCUUGGACAGCAUGUACAGCACCGCCUCACCAGAACCACGCUGCCCCUCUGGCGGUUGCCAUAGAAACCUCCCCAAGGAGGUUUCAUUUGAUUGGAAGACUAAAAUCUAUUGUAUAAUUUAAAAAUACAUUUUAAAAAUAGUUGUAUUAAAACUGUCCUCCAAUCAUUGUAGCAGAGUCUCUUGAUAAAAGACUUUUAGCCUUUAAAUGUACUAUGAUACAGGCUGUGUGUAGUGUUGUUUACAGUUGUGUGUGUCAGUAUGUAUCUGCUUGUGUGCAUUUCACAGUGCAUCACACUCCCUCGCUCCCCACCACGAUCAGGCCUUGUCUGUGUAUCCCCAGGGGCAUCCUGAGUGACAGAUGUCUGUUACUCAACGCCAAGUGAAUUAGCCCACUGUGGCUCUUGGUGCCAGAGGGGGAGCAGCCACAGGCCUGCCUGCCUCUUUGAGCCCCAGGGGGUAGGGGGUAGUUUGGACAGUACUGGGCCUGUGGUGGACCACAAAAGCCUUACCUGGCAUUCCUUAGCAGAGUAGCAGACAGCACAAAGGCAUGAUCUAUGAGAGGAGAUAAGCACUGCCUCUGGAGUUCUGGCACUGAAAGGCAGCCAGGAGAAGAUGAAUGCAUGAGCCAGGCAAACCUCUCUGCCAGCAUUAGUAUUUGCAUGGCUGCUUUUUCAGCUGUUUGUCUGCUUAAAUAGAGAUGCUGUAAGGAAAGGGGAAAUGUAUAAUGUGCAUCAUAGCUAAAUAUUCAGUUUGAUGUGGACACAAAACUGAGGAAAACUGGAAUCAAAGAAUUUCUUUCCUCGCUCAAAGUCUAGCAGAGGGCAGGAGGCCAAAACAGAGGAGAGCCCAUCGUGGCAGGUGUAGUAGUUGCUGUUUUGGUAUGCUCCCAUCAUUGGACUUACUCUAGUUUUAUACCUUUCUUCUUCUUCAUUUAUACUGCCCAGCUGUCAUUCUUCCAUCUUCCUGGGUAAUGCAGCUAUCAGUCAAAGAUUGGAAUAAUGACCAAACCUUUUUCGUGGUAGGAUUUUUUUUUGUGCUUGAUGAAAAUCCUCAUCCUUAGUUUACCCCUCCUCAAUGCCUUAGCAAUCCACAGUCUGCUCUCUGCCUGUGAGGCCACUCUCCAAGGUAAUUAGUUGAAUAUUUCUUCAAAGAGAAGCUAUAUGACCCCUGUGUGUCCAGAUAAAAGGCCAGUAUGGUGCUGUGGCUCCCUCUCCAGCUCUGUCACAGGCUCGAGAGGACUCCAGCAGUCUGCCGCAACGCUCGUAGGAUCUCUCAGGCUAAUAGGAUUUGAUAUUGAAAAAUGACCACCAAGAACAUUUUCAGAAAAUACAUGCACAGAUAGGCUUCAUGAGUGUUUUUCAAAUGGAUACCCCCCACCUUUGUCGAUUUUUCUUUUCACAUACUCUGUCCCUCUCUCUCUGUUUCCCUCCAUCUCGGAUUUUGGAAAACUGGUUGGUUGAAAUUUUUUUUUUGCACAAUCUCCGUCGUUCAUUGUCAGCUAGAAUUUGUGUCAACCGCUUUGGUCGAGAAGUCACUAUGGCCUCGUGGACAUCAUAUUACAAGCCUUUCACAGACAACUCAUAAUGUAUCAUCUAUUAUUUAUGUGCCUGAUGGAAAAUGCAGCUGGUCUGGCUUUGUGUGUCUAAGUGUGUUUGUCUGCAACUCGUCCACUCUUCACUGCUGCAUUUUAAAUUUUAAUUUAAGAAUUCUCAUUUUAAAAUGAAGAUUUUUAUCCAGUAACCUUCUCAUUAUUGAUACCGUAGCUACAAAGUAAUUAUUGAACAGUCGUUUUUCCGUAAAUGCAACUUCACUGUAUGAACACAAAGGUCUAAAACGAAUUGGCUGGAAGGAGAAAAGUAAUUUUGUUGGUGUCGCAUGAACCCAGCCUGUAACUGGAUGUCUUUACUGGCCGCCUGAACUCUUAAAACUGUCUCUAUUUCGUAAUCUUUUCAUCCAGAUGCGAAAAAAAUGGUCUAGGUCUUCAAAAACACUUGAAUCUGAUGUAGUGUCCAUCACUGUGUGGUGGGGAUAACGUUCAGGAGGAAAACUCUGUGAAUGUGUGUGUGUGUGUGUGUGUGUGUUUUGGAGAGAUGGCAAGUUUGUAAUAGGUGAGAUAGUGCAGAGCUGACCUUGAUUCAGAGACACAGCCUCCCUACUGGAUGAAAUCAAUAGUUUUUGCACACUGCCCUUAGUCCCCAUCCUCUGUACUGACACACAUAAACAGACACACACACAGAUCCAUCUCCAGGCAACGAUCAAUAACCAUAAUCUGUUUCUGCCCAUCGCCAGUCAUGCGAGUCAGGCUUUUAGGUGUGUGUGUGUGUGUGUGUGUGUGUGUGUGUGUGUGUGUGUGUGUGUGUGUGUGUGUGUGUGUGUGUGUGUGUGUGUGUGUUCAAAAAAAAAAAGGGAGGCAGCCUUGAUCCUUUAAGGGAACCCAGGAAGCUGCUGAGGUCCGUCAUGUCCCCCCCACAGGCUUAUAUGUACAUCUCUACAGUCUCCCCCAUUUGCCAAAGCAAGAUUGUACAUUAUUUCAUUAUUUCAAUGGCUGUCAGCUUAAAAAAAACAAACAAACAAACAUCUUAUAUUGCAAAUGAUAGAUUACAUGUACUCCUUUGUGUGUCGGAGCUGACCCCCUCGCACCAGCCCAUCAGACGCUGUUAUAAUUAAUACAGUCCCUGCAUCGACAAUGACACAUUCCCACACCCCUUCUGAGCAACUUAUUGUCCCGCUCUCACUGUGUCUUUGUCCGACAGCAGUGCGUUUCUUUUGUAUACUGUAAGAUUCCUCACCUAGCAGAGAUGAAAGUGCGCCUGUAUGCAUGAUGGGAUGUCAUGAAUACGAUCUGCCAUGUUAGUGUUGUCUCACAUGAAUUAUUUAGCAUUGCUGAUAGGUCUAAUUUGCCAGCUGUUGUGCCAUAACUGUCGGCAGUCUCAUAGAUAAUGCUCAGCAGUCUAUAUCACUGUGGAGCACAGUGCUUGACUGGGCACAGUGAGAUGCCAAGCUUGUCAUUAUGUGCUGGAUUCAUGUCAUGGUCUGAGCUAGUAUGAGUGAAACUGGCCAACUUCCUGUUUAUGAAAAACAUGGGGUCAAGUAUAAAAAGUGUGAAGGGACAAAAUAAAUCACCUAGACUUGUUGCUGCAAGUGUAUUUAUAUGACUAAUGAAGCCUUUUAAAGAUGGAGUGUAUUGGGUGUUAGUGGGGUAAGUGGUUUGGGUUUAGUUCAGGGAUCAAUUCUGAGUCUCUGCUUGGAGUUGGCCAGAAUGGUUUGGGCAGGGGUUUGCUUUGGCGUUGCAAGUUUACGCAGUAUUUGAGGGGCUUCACAUAGAGGAGGGGUCUCUCCCCCACUGAAUGUUUUAACCUAAUCCCAUUAUCAGUGUAGCGCACUGCCUCUCGUCCUUUCCCCCCUCCUUAUCCCGACCCCCUCCCACCCUCCUCUCCAGCUGACCAGCUGUUCAUGCGGGGAUUCACGACAAUGUCCGAUGUGUUCAGAUCACUGAGUACCCCCCCCCCCUCUCCCUCAAACACACAUAGGAAUACACUGAGCAAUUGCCUUUCCCAUAUCUGGAAGCUAGGGGAGGCCUAGAGGGAGGAGGACGUUAGUUAUGGAAGGAGGGGGUAGCUUUGGGGGUGAGAAGGGGGCAAGCACAGGCCUGUCAAACCAAGAGCCCUGACUCAGGAGGCAGCCCAGCUCGGAUGGCAUAUGGCGUCUAGCUUCAUACAACAUGCAAAAGUAUUCUCUCUCUUUGCCCCCCUCAUCCUCCUCCCAACUCCCUGUCUCCCUCCCCUGCUGCUCAUGCAGAAUGACUCAUAGCAUUACUCCCUUUUUUCCCCUCUGUUCCCCACCCCCCCAUCAUCAAUUCCUCCUCCUACUUGCCACCCAGCCUGCAACAAAAGGCAUUCGCUGCAUUGCACCCACACCCUUAAAGCCCUGGGGGCCCAGCCCAUCCCAGCCUGCACUCUGAGGUAUGGACUUCAUGGUGACCGCCCCUUUUAAAUACAGGUAGAGCAGGCGUGUAACCAGACGGCCAACAGCAGGAACCCAAAGCCCUGCCUGGGGUAGUGUGCACACACACUGCUGGUGUCAAACUGUUGUGCCUUUGCCUACAUGUGUAUGGAAGCUACCACCAUUGUUGUGUGUCUGCUUGUUCAGAACAGGUUGUGUUUUUGUCUGUAUUUAAGCAUCACAACUCCUGUGUGUGCCCUUCUUUAAUCAUUUAAUGAUCAGUCAAUAUUUGUAAUGGACUCAUCGACCAAAAGAUAGAUGUGUGACUUUCACUUAUUACUUGUGAUUCUCUUCUUUUAUUUUUACCUUUCAGUUUUUUUUUUGUUUUUGUGAUAUUUUAUUGAUUUUAUUAUUAGAUUUGUAUGUUGACUGAAUCAUUUUUAAAAUAAAUCUAGUAUAAUGCAGACUGCAAAAUAAAUCAUCUGAAAAAUGUAGCAUAGCUUUAACAGCAUAGCCAACCCAGAGCGUCUUGUUGUCUUCUGUGCCCCCCCCCAUCUAUUAUGCGUGUCUGACAUCUGUGUAUGCUAGCAUUAGCAGCAAAGUGAAAGCAAGACUGCCAGUUUAUUUAGUUUAUUUUUUUAAGAGACCGUUCAAAACCCAUCCUGAAUGAAGUAAGAUCACAACUGUCCACCUAUAUCAACCUAACAACAUUACAGUCUUUUCUCUUCUUUAAUUAAAAACAGAUGCCAAUUUGAGACAAUCUCACCACGCUCCCCGUUUAAAACACAGUUGGGUAGAUUCCUAUACACCAAACAGGCAAAGAGUCCCAUUUUUCACUUGAACAAAUAUGGAUGAGAGAUUUUCCACAUUUAGCUGCAUUUGUGUGUGUUGAUCGUUGAGGUUGAUGAUUAGAUCUCAGUUUUUGUCAAAAUCAGAACUUUUCAAAGGCGGUUUCAAGUUUUUAGCAAGAUAUGAAAAUGCCUAAGUGUCUUUUUUGAUCAUAGGUUAUUGGUUUCUGUCCAUCAGCCAGAACUCUUUGACCUCAGUGUCACCACUGGACAAGUACCAACUACACUGGCGUUGAGAAGACAUGUUUGGUGAGAUUGAUGUGUGGUGGUACUGCUUCUAAAAACCUGUCCGUCCGCUUGAAGUGAUAAGCAUCCAGCUAGCCAUUCCAUCUGUUCCCCCUAGUCCUGUUUAAUUAAUGAACUGUCUUUCUCCACCCCUUAGCCAACCAGCGCAACACUAAAUAAAAGCUGUUAGCCCUCUCAGGUUUUCCAAAUGGAUGCCCCCCACCCCCCCUUAUGGGUGCGUUCUCAUUGAUUAGUUAUGUUUUGUUUUCCCAUCUUUUGUCUCUGGGUUUUUGAAGGGAGAGUUAAUGAGCUUUCCUGGCAGUCUGAAGCACUAGGAAUCCUGGAAUAGAUGGGAAUAGUUUUUUUGGUUAUUUUGCUCCGCUUUUUUUUUUUUUUUUUUUUUUUUUUAUUGUGAUGGAUUUGGCAGAGAUGUGAUGCCUCGUGCCACCGUGUGUGUUUGCGUGUAUGGGUGCGUACAUCAUUGAUGAUGUGUGCUUUUUUAGAUGUGUUUGAAUGGCUUUGUGGUGGAGUAUAAUGCAUUUUAUUCCUGCUGGUCCAUUAUUCCUUUUCAGAUGAAGGGAAUCUGGUACACUCUUUGACAGCCUGUGUCACCAUCCCUCCUUUAGCUAUCUCAGCAAAACUUGUGUACUGUCCACCUUUAACCAUGAAGUGCUCUCUCUUUUCCUUUAUAUGUUCCCUCUUCCUUCCUUGUCUCUUGUAACAAGGCAGUGGACAGGCCUUUGUCCAGCUGGGGCUGCCCUCUUUUGUUUGUCCAGCCUUUUUUAUCCUUGUGCUAAUCGCCAUGGUCGUGUGCCUGAGUGAGACCCCAUAUUUCACGCUCAGCUCUCCUUUGUUUGACACACCGCCCCUGAUAAGAAUCCCAAUUCUAGGGCCCCUCUGAUAUUGAAAUCCAACAGCGGCGUAGAGAGAGCCUUCAAUCAUCCAUUAUCUGUGCUCCAGUGAUUACCAUUCAAUCUCCCAGGGUCCAUGCGCCUCAUCACCGGCCCCAGAGCUGAGGCUGUCCCCUGAAAGAACCUGCAUCCCUUAACGCCAGUGUCACAUACACGCAUAUCCACAGAUAUUUCAACCACCUUUUUGAGACAGCCAGGCAUUGAAUGCUACAGGGAAAUGUCAGUGAAAUGUCACUCAUCAUUCUCCACUGGAAUCUUUUGGUCUUUGAUGUGGCCCUGGGUUUUUCUGGACUCUUGUGAGAACAUCUUUUGACAUUAUUGGGUUUCUUUGUCCCUAAAUGGCUAUUAAAUUUCGAUUCUCCUUUUUCAGCCAAAGAAAAGAAAAGAUUGCUCUUUUACUUUUAACAUAAGACUGUCUCACGUAUAAUGUCACACACGUAAUUCGCUGUUAGAAGGUAUUAGUUGAUUAUUUAUAAGUUGCACAUUAAUGCCUCUUUAAAUGGUUCAAAGGCUGUGUCUGCUCCUCUGCUGGCCUAUGUCCAUUAUUAUCUUUUAAAGGAUGUCCUUGUGCCUGCAGCAUUUGCAUUUUUGCACUAAAUGGAAUUUUUUGCAUCAAGAACACCAUGAGGCAAGCUAAACCCUCACAAAACAAAACAUUGAAGUAUGCACCUCUGUGCAUUGUCUGCCUCUUCGUGCGGUGAGCAGCCUUUGAUGUGUUAAUAGAAGGAGUCUCUGUUUUUUUGUCAAGUGGUUGUCGUAGCUUGAAGAGAUGCACCAAGAAAUACUGACCAAAUCUACCCAUGCCCUCCUCGGUUACAGGCUGUGAUCAUGUUGUUUGGCAGUGGCACACACAAGUGCAUCAUAUUUUUGUAUUUAGAUCUUACCUCAAAAACUAAGUGCAUGUAUAGUACACAUUAAAUCAAGAGGUAAUGCAACAUGUGAUUAUAAUUUAUGUGCAUUUUGCAUUCAUUCAGCUCAUUUCUAUUGUGGGUUCAGUGUAUGAAAGCUUUGUUCUGCAGACAUCUACUUAUCCCACACUCUGUUUAGAUAAACAAUAGCCCUCAGUACCUUUGUUUAAUCUAGUGUACACAUCUUCAUUUGUUAUGUAUAGCUUCUAAUUACUAUUGAUGAGAGGCUGGCUGAUUUGGGUACAAAUCUAUAGCUUUUGUCAUUCUAAUGAGUGUUAUUUAUCCUCAGAUCUUCAAGCCAGGGGUUCGAAAUAGAGCUUUGUGCAGCCAGAUAUGGCCAGGCCACACUUGUUUUUGCAUGUUGCCGACUUUGACAAAAUCCAGUUUGCCUCCCCCAUCACCACCAGCCUGCAUGGAUGUAUAAAACACUUCCCGCUCCUCCAUCUGUUUUUGUCCACCCAUGAAAAGGUCCAUUAUAAUCUGCAGGAUGCACAGUUGAUGUGCCACUGGCCCUGUUUGAGCCAAUCAGGGCCGUCCACUGAACUUGAACUACAAUUUUAAGAGGCCCUAACCCCUCCCCCAGCCAUUUUUCAUUAUCUGACUUCUUGUCUGAGAUCUUGUGUUGAACAAGAUUUUAUAACAACAUUUUCUCUGUCAUUUCUUUUCCACUAUAAAAGCUUCCAGUCUGAAUGGAGCUCUAUGCAUGCCCAAAGGAUGAUGGCAGGCUCCUGAUUAACCCUGGAGUAACUAGCUAAUGUCAAUGAAGGAGGGCCACCUGGCUGUGAGAUUGUACAGUCAGCUGCCACUGAAGGGCCAGAAUAGGAGAUGACCAGGUGUUGGGCUCCAGCCCCCCUUAAUUGUUGCCAUGUAAUAGCCUGCUUGACUGCACAGUAUAGCCCAGGGGCCAGGAUUAGGAAAAAGCUGUUGCCAACACAGAAGACAAUUUCUUUUUUUGCAAGGUUUUGGUGCGUGUGUUACUCUUAGUGUGCAUGUUAAUCCUAUGUGUAUCCCUAUAUGUACUCACAUGUGGUGUGUGUAGAUAGAUAGAUAGAUAGAUACAUACAUACAUGCAUACAUACAUACAUACAUACAUACAUGGUAUAGAUAUACACAUAGAUCGAUAUAUGGUAGAUCUAGAUAGAUAGAUAGAUAGAUAGAUAGAUAGAUAGAUAGAUAGAUAGAUAGAUAGAUAGAUAGAUAGAUAGAUAGAUAUAGUCAUAGAUUGGUGUAUGGUAUAGAUAAAGACAGAUGGUAGAUUUAGAUAGAUGGGUAUAGAUAUAGACAUAGAUCAAUAUCGAUAGAUAGAGAGAGAGAUAGAUAGAUAGAUAGAGAGAUAGAUAGAUAGAGAAAUAGAGAGAUAGAUAGAGAGAGAGAUGGAUAUAGUCAUAGACUGAUAUAUUGUAUAGGUGUGCACAUAGAUAUUUGGGUGGACUGACGGAUGGAGGGACAUUAUACCAGAAAAUAUCCCUCUUGACCUUAGAGUAACUAACCCUUUUUUCCUUUUUAUUCAUCCCGGCUGUGAUUCUAUGUAACUCACUGCUAAUCAUUAUCAUUCCCACUAAAUGCCUGGCAUUUUGCAUAAGGCCAAGCAGCCUAAUUGGCCCAAUGAACCUUUCAUAGUGGGGGCAAUAGAGGAACACAAGAUUACAUAUUCAGCAUGUCUCAAAGGAGAAGCAGACUUAGAUGCUUGGCGUUAAGGCAUCACAGUUAUUUUGUAGCACAUGCCACAAACAUCAUUAAAAUUGCAGAGGCCUCGCUUCGUUUUGUUUUAAUAUUUCAUUGGCGCUUGUCUGAACAGUGUUUAACAUAUGGUUAAAAUUAGAGCCGUUUUGCUUGGCCCAGGGUUUGACUGCAACUUGCUCAAAUGAAGUUGUCAGACUGUGUUUUUAGGUUUGUGAAACAGAUAAAACAUCAAGUUACUGUGUGUUUUUAUGCUGUUUUGAGGUGCGAGCAGGUGAGCUUAAACAGAGUCUGUAGCCUGACAACAAUUAUUACAGGACAAAUUUCAUCAUGAAAGUUUGAAGAAAGAAAAGGUGAAAUACCUCACAAGAAAUCAGAUGGAUUUCAAUCAAAGUCUAGGUCCUGUGUACCCUUUCCUGUUUCAUCUUUGACUUUUUAUUAAAAGUUCAAAUUUAGAUCAGAUAGAUGCUGUUGUUCCCUGUCUCGAUUCUGAACAAUUCAAAUAUCAGGAACUGAAGGAACAAUAUGAUGCGUAUUCACCUCAGAUAGCUCAUAAGAUGCACACCUUUGUCCUGACCUAAUAAUGUUUCCAGAAGGCUGAGGCAUUCAUGUCACCCCGGCCAUCAUCACCGACAAAGGGGAACCUUCAGAGAUCUCUCACCCAGUGACAGAACUGUAUCUGUUAAUCUUCUUCCCUAUGAGCCUUUUUGCUCAUCUUAUUAUGACUUUCUGUUAAUGCAUGGUGAAGGCCUGUGUGACUGUCUGGCUGUAAUGGGCCUGUGUUUGAUUAAUCAUGUCGAUCCAUUGUGUUUCACAUCUAAGGCUGCCGUGUUAGGACUCAUCAAUGGAGACCAGAGUCCUUUGAAAAAGAGAUUGGUUACAGACUCAGCUCAUCUGAAUACACAAGCCCAGCAGGCUUUGAUGGUUGUGUUGUGUUGAACAAACCAUGCACCAAGAAAUUAUGAUGUCACCGGAUGGCUUGUGGAGGUAACUUGUUGCUUUAUCGUUUAUGAAGCCCCAACGAUCGGUAGGUCCGGACAAAGUUUAGAGGUCAACAUUGACUUUGUUGUCGGUGCUUGUCUUAUGAUUUGUUGUGGAGCAGGAAUCGAUUUGAAGCGUCCCCCAGAGGAUCAGUGGGCUGCCAGAGACUUAAGCAAAUGGGUGACUACUUCCUCCAGUCAGCUCAUAAAUAACCUGCUCAUGCCAGCCGGUAGACAUCAGAUGUCUGCAGCUGUGGCAAACCUGUAUGAAAUCACUGAUGGGCAGUGAUGAUGUCACAAGUUAGGAGUGAUGUCACGGCCAUAAUUUCCCAUGCUGCUGUCUGAAUGCCAGAUGGAGGGUAGAUAGGUGUUGGAGGUUGGAGCUGGGAAAGCUCUUGCUGUAGGAAACCCACCCCUCAGGAGGUGUCAUUAACCUGGGCUUACUGUUUGACCUAGCUCCUUUGGGGCUUCUGAGCUCCAGUUUCCUGGACCGGCUCCUAAUUAGGCUACUUGUUAAGACUCUCUGAAAGCAGCCAUUUCCCUAGAGCAUGUGAUGUUGUGUAUGUCUAUGCACACCUAGAAAAUGGACACACAAACACCUCCACUCAUCAUAAUGCAUCUGUGACACAUUCAGACGUUUUCUCUUCUGCUGCUGUGUCUGAAGCAAAAAGCUGUUUAAUGAGACACCAAGGUUUGAGUAGCUGCUGCAUAAAAUGGGAAUGGGACACACACACCAACACAGCGCAAUCACCCUACUGGCAGGUUUCUGUAAUACACACUCUCACUUUAUCUGUGUCUAUCUGUUGUUCUUUCCCACACUGCCAUUAUUCCAGCAGCCAGCUUUAUUGCCAUAUUCACUCUUUCUGUCCGUAUCCUUCUUUCUCAGUGUCUCUCCAUCUAAAUGUCCCGGUCUUUCUGCCCAUUUUCCCAUAAUCACCUCACACCUCUAAGGGCCUCUGCUGAGACGAGCUUCACACCUCAGCCCUCACUGUGACAACAGGUACCGCUGGCACUCACCGCCUGGCCUCUCUCCAAUCAACACCUGCUCAGCUUUAUCCCUCUUUCUUCCCGUCCCCUUUUCCAUCUCCCCCCUCCCUCUUUUUCAUCUCCACCCUCUUUCUCCAUCAUGCUGUUGCUUGUUUGGUGUUUUUGAUACUGGUGCAUUCGCCAACCUUUUAAUUCCAUUUUGCAUCACCUUUUUGCCUUUACAGCGGUAAACAAUAGUUCAUCCAUAUUUAGUCCAAUUCAUUUUUCUAAACAGACCCCCCCCUGGGAAUGAUGGUAUGAAGCCUCUGAUCUAUUCCAACACCAAGUAUCUUCUUUGCAACAUAAACUGUAUCAUAUAUUCGCCAACCAGUGAGUGAGUGCAUGAUCAGCCCCCUCCGGUGAUGAUGGGAAACAGUGACACUUCCUCGUUCAUUUUGUUUUGGUUGUCACUGAAGAAAGCUAGUCAGUCGAUAGUUUGUUGGAAAUAGUUGCAAUGUUUUUAGUCUUUGUAAGUUGGCUCAGGAUACUCUGCUAGGAUUUCUGCAGAAUUUAAGUUUUCUAAAACCCAUUUUAAGCUGCAAUAAAGCUGCGUUCUGAGUGGGACUUGUAGUAUUGCUCACUAAACGCAGGUAUCCUUUUCAUGGACAUGCUAGGCUUUUUUGUGUUUCACCAUUGAUACUUUUCUCCCUCUCAAAGAAGCUCUCCACAAGUUUUGAUUUACUCGUUUUAGUAAACUUGAUUUUUCCUGCAUCAUAGCUUUGACAGUGACAUAAAUGUGUUGGGAGGCAAGACGGGCAGUUUUCUAAACAAAAGACACCACAGGUCAAAAAAGGUUAAUGAGAUAAAGUAUAUGAUUGAUGCUUUUCAGCCAGGUACAUUAUCACCUUUAUUAAUAUUGAUAUCUGAUCUCAGUAAAAAAAUGAAUAUCAGAUUUUAUCAGCCUGCAUCUAAAAUCUCCGAUAGCAGCGCUUGGAUACAAGCAGUCCAUUCCAGACUCUACUCCAGCACCUCUAUCUAUGCAGAGCCUACUCGAUCACAGUAACAGUGUGUACUAAGGUACUAACAAAGUAGCAAAGAGUAAAGAGUAAUGUCGGCAUGUGGCAGUAUUUUUUGUUUCAGUCCGAAAAAGACAUUGCUGCUGAGUGAAAAACUCGUCGUGCAGGUAUCCUUUUCAUAUUAAUAUCGGAUCAAGAUCGGUAUCGGACAAUACUGAAGGCUACAAUAUCGGUAUCGGAAGUAAAAAAAAUUGUAUUGGGACACCCCUGUUUCUUAUGAUUGCAUGUAGCAACCUGCAUACAAGAGGUUAGCCUGGCCAAUAUUUGCUUCUUUUCAUUUUUCACUGAUAUCACUCCUUUCAGUUUACCACUGAUGCAGGACACCGGAACCCCAAAUAUAAUUUGAAAUGGAUUGACAUCAUUUUUAUAGUAUAUAGCAUCAUGCUACAAGUGCAUCAAUGGUAUGCAACCAUAAAUUAUUAAAAAAUUAGGAAUGCACUUUUCAUCUGCUUACUUGAGCAACCAAGCACCCAACCAUGCCGUCCUCUUAGCAGGCCAAUUAUGUGACUGCUCAGAGUCAAUGGUGCUCCUGAGCGCUUCUCUUCAUCAAGGUCAAGCUGAUUGGCCCAGGUUAAUGGGCAGAUGGGGGGCUAAGAGAGGAGGGGGUCAAGCACCGAGAGGUACCCUCUACCUCAUCUCUAAACUGUCCCUCUUCACUACAAGAGCUCCUUUCACCAGCAGUGCUUCUACAAACAGGAUUAACCUUGGCUGAGGCUGGGGUAGCCCCCAAUAGCACAGAGGUUGUUCCUCCACUUGCAAAAUGACAAUCUUCUUCAAGAUCCGUGUUUAGAUUUGUAUUUUCUAGUGACGUUUACAUUUAUGUUCCUUGAAGUCUCCUCAAAACAACUUUUCCCACCAUCGCACACAUGAAAGACUGUGAAGAGUAUUUGGAAAGGUUUGUGUGUUUGGUGUGUGUGGGUAUAUAAAUGCAUCCGUGUGUACUCAGUAAAGCUUUAAAAAUACUGAGAUAUGGUGAUGUUUUCUCUCGGGAUUAUGCAGAUUUAUAGUAUAAACUAAGAUUAAGCAAAAGUGUGAUUUUUGAUGAUGGUGCAAAUUGUGAAGUUGAUGAGGGCUCAUCUCACCAUUCCAACCUGAUCUACCCUCAUUUUCUAUGCUAUCCCACAUUUCUGCCUCCAAGAAUACAGGGCUCCUCUUUUUGGAGUUUUUCCUUUUUUUGCCCCUUUCUUUAUAUUAACCUCCCGACAGCCCUGCUCUGUUGUAGCCUUGUUUUUGGAUGUUCAAAGCUUUGGAUAUGCUUGUCAUCUUGAUUUCACAUUCCUCAUUUUCAUAACACUUUCCUCUGAAGACGUGACAUAUAUGAUCUUGUAUAUUGCAUCAGUUCCUAUCAUGUACAAGGGAUACCCUCUGUGAGAGUGCUCUAUGGAUUUCUGACAAAUUAUUUACAGAUGGCAAUCUUGGGCUUCACAAAUUAAUUUUGCCUCCUUUUCUAGCAUCCUCACUGGGGUGAAAAUAAUAAAAAGAAGUCAAAAUAAUAAAAGCAUUAAUGUCACUAUGGGUCUUUUUAGGACCCCUGCGAAUGUAGACUUUCACACUGUGCCCGAACGAAUCAACAAAUCAAGCAUAUUCUGUACGUGUGAGUGUUUGUCUAUUUUGUCCCCUUCAUUUAUGCAAUUACAACACAAGGUAAAAAACACAUCUUAAUUAAAUGUCCUUCUUUUGACCGGUUGCCCUGUCCCCGUUGCCACAAAACAACCCAUACUGUGUAAUAGUGCAAGAAAUACAAACCACUGUUAAGGGUUUAUUGAGUUCGUUGUAGUGUUGACUCCAGACCGAGAGUCAUAGUCUCAAAUCUGUCAUAUCAGAGUCUGAUUCCUGUGUCAAGUCUCGUCCAAGGCGAAUUCCCCUUGAGUCAAGUCCCGAUAAUUAAUAGUUUAAUUUGCUAUAAACAAGGUGUCUUUUUCACCUCAAAUUAUUGAUUGUUUGAACUUUACAGUGGGGGAACUUCAAAUUAGUAAAAAACAAUCCUUUCUAGUAAUAUCAGAUUCUAACAAAUCCAGUUAAGAUUUAAAUUAUCAGUGCGGUGUCGGGGCUGUGUCUUUGUGUAUAUGAAUAUAAUUUAUCAUCUUCUGAGGGCAGCUUGUCUUUUUAAUUUUUACUAACAUUUUAGGAAAGUGUAGAGGAAUUUUGGAUCCUGAACUGAUCAGAAAUUUGACCAAGAAAACAUCUUGCACCCAGUGGUUGAGUCUCUUAAGAGGCUAAUGUUGUUAAUUUGGAUUUCAUAUUUUGGUGACUUCUCUUUGAACUGUUGGACGUUGAAUUGAGAGGUAAGAGGAAAUUCAUAUGAAGUCUGAUUUCAUUAUCUCAGCUAAAGACGGACUCAGAAAGGUUUUUUUUUUAUUUUCAUUUCUCUUCAGUCCCGCAGUUUUCUUAUUUUUUCUUGUUUCUCAAGAAUAAGAAGCACAUAUAUGACGACAUUUUUGAAGUGUCAAGAUUUCUUGGUGAUUGUUCCAUGCUUUUCGUUUGAUUGACAGUUAGUUAUAGCUGUUCUUUAAUACAUUUUUGAAAGUUCACAGACAAUAUGAGGGAAACUCUUGGCACCUGUUCAGCUGACUUAUUUUGAAACUAAAUACUUUUGCUGAGUGAGAAAGGACAUUGACUUGUUUUUGCCUGUGGUGAGAAGAAAUGAAAAAGAAACCCAUAAGCGUCUCUUAGUAAAGGAGUAUUGACUGAGGCCAUGAUUGUCCCAUUUGGCAGUGUGUGUGUUAGAGAGAUGCUGAGUGUGUGCCAGAGGCCACUGGUGGCGUGAGGCCUUUUGUCCGCGGGAGGAUUGAGGAGCACAAAGAUAGAGGCCGGAUGGUAUGGAUGCUGCUCUCCAGAGAGUUACAGUUCAGAGGUCAGUUUAGGCUCUUUUGAGGAACUGUGUGCCUGUGGGUAGAGGGUGUUGGUGUGUGUUAUGGGUGUGUGUGUUGUAUCUAUUUAUGCACAAACGCCUGUGUGUAAGCAUGCUACGUGUCUAGAUUGUGGGUGGGGUUCCGCAAGGCUCAAAAUGGAUCCCAGUGGACUGGCGUUUUCAGGACAGGUCCCUGUGGAUGGUGAAGAAGGGAGGGAGAUGAUGAUGAUGAGGGUUGGUGGCGGUUGGCGGAUUGGGUCCAGCAGGGAUGGGGCAGCCUGCUAAUGAAGAGCCAUCUGAGGCCUCCAUUCACCUUGAACAUGGGCCACUGCAGCUGCCCUGACCUUGGCUUUGAUCCAUAAAGAUGCUUGACCCCCACCAUUCCCCAAGAGUUACCCCUCCUGCCAUCUGGCCAGCAGGCAUGCAUAUGUAUACAUAUGUGCACACACACAUACACACACACACACACACAAAUACAUAUGCAUGUACACACAGGCUGACCCAUAUGCACAUGCACAUAUGCUGUUUAAUUCAGUUCCAUGCUAUGUUUGUUUAGCCACAAGCAGCAUAUAUUUUAGGGCAAGUUAGCUGCAUUUUGUAUGUUAGUGCAUUAUUGACCUGUAUGUCGAUGAUGCAUGUGUUUUUAUGUAAUUAGAAAAAAAACACCGCAUACAUACCCUUCGACAGACUGUUAUUCAUGAAAAUAUAUUCCUACAAAUUUAGAAAUAUUGAAGUUAUUACCUGUACCCUCUCUUACCACAGACUCCAUGUUUCCAGCUACCUAAAGUUAUUUUUACAUCAGCUUGGACCUAGAUUUAUUUUCUAACCACAAUUCCAGUGUUUGCCACGCUCCAUAGACAUUACAUUGCUUUGACUCCCUUCUCUCUAAUAAGAAUGCAGCAGCUUGGAACAUGGGGGGUUCCAUGGAAAUUCCCAAAGUGGCGCAACACACUCGCCCCUCACACUGGCUUGUCUUGCUUGUCCGCCCAGUUUAGCUGUAAAUGACAGUUAUGUCACGGGUGACUUAAGUUCCUGUCCAUCUGUGGAAAUGCAGACCUGGCUACAUUUUUCUUUCCAGUUUCCACUCGCUGGCUCUGUGACUAUUUUUUUUUUUAGCCUUAAAAUAAAGUGAUGUUUUAUGCAGUACAAUGAGGGGGUUUAUCAGAAAGGUUUUGUAGCCUAUCACAUUUUGGAUUUUGUCCAUAAAAGUAAAAGCUUGACUCAAAACUCAAAGCUUUGCCAGACAGUCAUCAUCGGCAGAAGCCACAGCUUAUUUAUCCCCAAAAGUAGGUCAGAGUCGGCAGGUUUGGUGUCCAUGACACGGACAUGGUCUUUGCGUCACUGAUGUGGACGUGUCCCUUGAUUAAGUUACUGCAUGGAGGCAGCAGCAUCUGUGCAUAUGCAGGGGAACAAGCUGUGCCCAUGGCUUAGUAAUUAGAGACAAGCAGAAAGAUGAGGGAGUGUGUGAGAGGGAGAGAAUACAAGAUUACCCCUCACUGUGCAUCAGGUCUGAUCUCUGCAGCAAUUUUUUUACCCACAGAUAACAUCGUACAUUUACUUAAGUGAGCUGAUUAUGGCUCUUGCUUUCACUCAUCUCCAAAAUACCUUAUAUUAGUCCGCCUCCCACGCUGCCUGUCUUUCUCCCUUGCAGGCUGUCAUAUAGUUUUUGCUUCCUCUCAGUAAUCCCACACUAUCUGCCUUUAUUUCAUUUUUUGAAAAGAAAAAAAAAAUCACCCACUUUAAUCCAUUUGUCUUACUUGGAUAGAGGGCAGUGGAAGAAAGUAGUGAAGGAGAGGCGUGUGUCAGAGUCAGAGAGAGCGUCUGCUCCAGCUGGAGUCAAUAUUUGCUUUAGGAAUCUCAAUAACAGGCCUCCAGUCAUCUGCAUCUCUGAUAAUGGACAGCCAUAUGGCUCUGUUGACCCACGCUGUGCCGAGGUUCUCUUUCUCUCUCCUUCUCCUUCUUUGUCUUUCAUUUGCCAGCUUCCUUUAGACUUCUUUCAUUUACUUUCAUUAAGUCCUCCCUUCUACUGUACUUUGUCUUCCACCUAUUACCUAUUUGGGCACAUUUUGUUCUUUUGCAAACAUCUCUCAUCAUUGUCUGUCAACCAUAAAAGCCUGGAUAUGACCCACCACACAGAGCUGUGACCCAAGUUACCAUGGCAGCAGAGACUAGGAUGCCCACUCUUUGUCCAAUACUGUUUCCAGCAAGUGACAGAAAUAGUGACGUUGCAUGUCUGGUUAUGAUGGAGGACAGAUGAAGAUAUGUGAAGCUGAAGAGAGAAGUGCUGAUACUUGCCCUAAGUCUUGCUGUUGUAUGUCAUAUAAAUAUACGUUUUUACUCUAUAGUGACAGUUUUUUAACUCACAGGUAGUCAGAUCUGCGAUUUCUAUUUUCCAGCUCAAGAUAGCAGGCCUGUUCUGGCCGUGGCUAAAUAAUAAUGCCUUUUUUUUUUUUUGCUAUUUUGAACAACAUUCAAUAGUUUGCUUAGUCUGACCUGUAGUGAAAAGAAAUUUGCCACCAUUACAGAAGUAACACUCCUGCUUCCUUUGUCUUAUUAUGCCCUUUGUCCAUCUCUGACCAUCCCUGUGAGCAGCUUGGCCAUGGUACCCCCUGGAGCUUCCCGGCUCAGGUGCCCGUCACCCCAGCUUUGCCACGGUUCCCUCAUAGCCAUUGGUCAUGGCUGCCUUGGCCCCCACUGUGGCGGCAUGUGCCCACAGCAGGCCCCCUGCCCAGUCACUGUCUUGUCCUAUCUAUCUAACCCAGACCGGAGCCUCCCAGUCCAGUCCACCCUAUCUCAGCUCAUCCUGGUUCAGCCUUGGCAUCAGCAACAGACCAGUGCCACUCCACCCUGGCAGUCAUAAUGAGACGAGGGGGAGGGAGGGGCUCUGUGCUGAGAGACCAGAGUUGUCUGUGUGGGAGCGACAAUACUUGUUUGUUAAGCAAUUUGUUGGGUGUUGUCUAUGAGGGAAAACAACGGAUGGUGAUUUGAAAAAUUAGCCUCAUUGUCAAACAUACACAUGUGUUGAAUAUCAAAGGAACUUUCCACCAUUAUGCCUCCACAUGGACCUUUUUACUCCACCAGUGUCCUGCAUCACAUUUCCUCCAGCACUUGUCUCCAUUCCAUAGCAUGCUCUGCACAAUAUACUUCUGAUAAUGUUAUGAUAAUAGCCAUCAGAAUGUUUUCCACCAUCAGCACCCAACAGCCAUUCUGCAGAUUGAUUUAUUUAUUUAUUAACAUGAGCUGUCCCAUUUCAAAUCCAGCUAUCCAUCCUGCAUGCUGGCUGCCCAGGCUCCAGUUGCUGCUUGUCACUCUGAAUUUCAAAUGGCUCCAAUUUUCCCCCUGAUGGCACGGAGAAGUGGCAGGCAGCACAUCGGGGAGGGUGGUCCUAGACAUGCUGCCUGCAGCAGGGGUUCUAUUAGAGAGAAGAGAGGGCUGAGAGGGGGGACAGGAGAGGUUUGGAGCAUCACGCCAGUAGUCAUGUAUUCUUUCUUUCUUUUUUAUGAUUAUUUUGGAGACUGCUUUCUCAUUUGGGGAUGUGUGGCAUGGCUGAUUGUUCCAUCUCUGCCUUUGGCUGGGCUGCUGAUGGUUGAACUGCCUUGCCUGCCAGAGCUGUCUCCCACUCUCAGCUCACUCUCACCAUACGUUGUACAGCUCUGGAAAAAUGUGAUUUUUAACUGUUGCUUCCAUUUGGUCCCUUGCUGACUAAGCGUACCAUCUUGUGAUCGAAUCACUCGUGGAAGCUUACCAAUUGUGAAAUCUUUCCUCUUCUAUGCCAUGUUUUGUUCCUUAAUGAGAGCUUUCCAGCUAUGAAGAGCGAGCUCUCUACUUGGAGGCCAUUGUUCAAAACCACAGAGAGGUCAUGACCUUUGAAGACUUCGCCUCACAGGUCUUCUCCCCUUCUCCUGGCUAUUCAAUGAGUGGAGCAGGUGAGAAAUGAAUCAAACUGCAGCUCUGUCCUCCUGCCUUCCUUCCUUCCAUCAUAUCUCUUUUUCCCCAUUUCUUUCCCUCAAACCUCUGUUGCUUCAUCAUAAAAGAUCCUCCUUUCCCUCUUUGUCAUUUCUUCUCACACCUGUUUGCCUUGUCUCCCCCUCAUCCUGUCCACUCUUCCUCCACGCCUACGUUCACUGAUGAAUAUCAAACGAUGGGCCCGGCUCUUCUCCCAACGACUUCAAACACACUGUUUUCUCCACUUCCUCAAGCCCCACUCACCUUACUUUGUUCAUCUCUUCUUGUUUCAAACUGCAUCUUUCCAUGCAAUUACUCCUCCAUGAAUAUAAGCAGCCUUGUUAAAUGGUGGUUGCAGAGUGCAUUUACGUCCAUGUUUGUGCACAUGCGCUUGGCUCUAUGAGCUCAUUCACAAACACUUAAAAGACCCAACCAACAAACAGCAGUACACAGAUGUCAGCACAGCACUCUUAUCAGCCCGUGAUGAAUAGAAUGGAAAACGUGUCUUAUCUUGUUCUUCCUACUUGUAGUAGCUCUGAUCGAUCUGCAACAGCACUGAAAUCAAUACAGAAUUGCACUUUUCCACUCUAUUGGAUCUCGACAGACAUUCUGUUUUGACAAGGGAAGCACUCCACAAAAUCACACCAUCCUGUGAUUUUCAAAUCUGUCAGUGCGUUUAUAUUUUAAGGGGCCUUUACAGCGUAUCUAAUAUUUUCAUCCGGUAUGAUGGCAUGUGCAAAUUAAAUGUCUGAAUUUCCUCGACUGUGUGUUUGUGUGUGCGUAGACUGCCAGACAGCAGGAGAGAUAAGCGAUUAAAGGCAGGCAAGAGAUAGUCGGACACAUUACCAUCUCUUCAGUUGGCCCAUCUCUUCUGCACAGGUGUAAAAUCUCCCCAGACCGAUAUCUAGUCACCUCCUCUUAUCCUCAGCACCAAACCUGCCUAAAGACAACCACUGAGGAAAGAAAUAGACGGAGGAGCAGGUGGAAUGAAGAAGAAGAAGAAAACUUAGCCCAUUUUGUCAGCCAUGAUUUGAACAGGCUUGAGGAUUGUGAUUCACAUGAUCAGACGUGUGCUGUUGCUAAUAUGACAUCUGUAAGGCUGUUCUGUCACCCACACCUCUGCAGAAACUUGUCUUGAUGCCUGCAAAUCAAUCAGCUGAUUAAUAUAAGCUUGUGUAUCUAUUUGUUUGUGUAUCUUAAAAAGGGGGGACAUUUCAUAGCUCACUGAAACAAUCUCUGUAAAAUAUUCAAACCAAGGGCAAAAUCCUAUUUCCAUGUUUUAGAGCUGUACAGUUGUGCUCUUUGUUGCAACUGGUUUUAGAAAAUCAUGAUAUUUAUGUUAUAUUGUGGUGCUUUUGGAGCUCAGAGGUUAAAUUGUGCAGCUCAAUCAGAGAGGCUAAGGUUCUUGGAGUGUCCUCCCCGGUUCAAAGCCCAAAUCAAUCAUAAAAACAUAUUGUUGUGCAGAUGGAAUUUUGGGUUUGACUUUUUCUUAUCCAGUACAAUCCUUCCAAACCUUGCAGCACCAACAAAAAUAUACAGUUCAAGUAUUCUGUACGUGUGUGAAUCUUGUGCUUUUUAAACUACAAGCAUGGUAUAUUUGCAGCACAAGGGCGCAUAUUCAAUGUGCCUUUUAGACUCUGUUUACACAUGACCAGCUAUUUUCAUAAACGGACAUUUCACCCUCUUCAUUUACAAAAAUAACUGCGUGCGCUUUACUACAUUUUUAGAAAAGUUUGCGUUAACACAAACCCGUGGAUGAAACAGGGAAAUCCACGCCCCCAACCCAUUUGAUUGGUUCCUGCAGCAUCUCUUCUUCGCUCGCCUGUUGUUUUUCAUCCUCUGAUAUGAUAAGGGGAGAGUUAUAAGCUAAAGUAGGGGUUAGGGUGAGGUUAGUAAAGGUUAGGGUUGGGUUAAGGGUUAGUGGCGGCGAUGUGACUGCAGUGAAAUUUAAAAACAGGAGGGGGGCGCAUAUGAGGUAGAAGUGAGAGACUGUGUAGGAGCCAAUCAAAUGGGUUGGGGGUGUGAAUUUCCCUCCCUUGCUGUCAAGAGCAUAUCAAACAUGUGGGUGGCAGUGUAGCGAAAAGCCCAAGCCUACGUUAGCCAAUCAGAAUCCUGCAGAGCAAUAACAACAACUGCCAUCAACCUCCCAAAUCUCCAUUUUUCUCUGUUAUCAUUCAAACGUGCAAACAGAGUUUUCCAAAAUCUCCAUUUUGGCCAGAGUUUUUAAAAAGCUUUAUUUUCAGUGACAAAUUCUCUGUUUGCGUCUAAACAAAGAGUGCAAAUGAUGGAUAGUGUCUCAGUUCUUAAAAAUAAACAGGGCCUUAAAAUGCAUCUUUGUAUAAUAUGUCUGUCAUCCGUUUUCUUCUGUGAUCCGUUAAGUACAAACAGUAGUCUGAGAGCAGUGAUCACUAGCUAACACUGCUCCUCAUUCCCACUUUUCUGCAAUGUGCUCCUUCACUUUCAUGCCGUACAUGCGUGUGAGUGUGUGCUUGCGUAAGGUAAGUGGGGUUGUUUUAGGGGUGGGAGGUUGUAUGUGAGAUCAUCCAUCCACACGUCUGCCCUUUUCAUCCUGCUCUGGCCCCCAUUGCUGCCACUAACAUGUCAUUCAUGCUUCAUGACAGCGUGCAGGCGUUGGCCAGGGAUGGUUUGGGACAUGGAGUACCCCUGGGCCAAACUGGACUGUAAGACUCUGCCUGCUUCCUCCACACUAGGCAUGAUGCCCCGCCACAGGCCACUAACAUUUCCAUUUAUUUGUUAAAAAAGCUCUGGGUUACACCUCAUGUAGACAUUUCAUCUAUUCAUAGUAGAUGUUUAAUUUAAAAACACAUUCUGCAUGCAGUUAUUUUCAAUGUAGUGCUCAAUGUAGAGUAAGGUACCGGACCUUAAACUCUACACCUUUAAACUUUUCAGUUUUAUCCACAACCUUUUACUCUGUGAUCCUGAAUGAAAUCUCAUCCAGUCCAGUCGGUCUUAUGCCUGCCUUCAUGAGCUCGUCCAUCUGUCAUACCUCCUCCAUCCACAAUGCUCUGCCAUGUCUGUUCCACCUACACUCCUUUUUUUCCUUAUCUUGUGUUCAUCUUCCAAACUUUUCAAAAUGAGUUACUGGACACAUGAAAGCAACACUUCUCUCUCAGGAUAAAACAACCAAAAAGCUCCCAUGACCCUCUCCACUCUAACCUUAACCCUCUUUUCCAGUAACACCGGUGGUAAAUGUUACUCAGCCUGCUGUUGCUAUGUGAACUGCCCACCUCACACACUUUUGGGUUUCGAAAGAGUCUUACUUUUGAGAUCUGUGAAAUGGGCAGAUUUCAUCUUCAGAAAAGGUUCGACUUGAUGAUUAACUCACCCCCCAAAUCAGUUAACUUUGUCUGAUUUUGAAACCCUCCAGUCACAACUAACCUGGAUACCACACAAGCUGUUUGAAAAUCUCUCCGACCCUCAAUUCACAGACUUUUCAUCAGCCUUGUGUUGUGUUUUGCUGCAGUGAGUGUGGUAUAGUGUGUGCUACUCUCUUAAAUGAUGCUCUAUUGUGUUUCCCUUUUAGAUUAAAAAUUUCUUAAAGGUCCAAAUACUGUUUGUGGUGAAGGUAAGCCCCGAGUCAGACCAGAAGCUUGUUUCCGUCCAGCGGACUGCCUACCCUUCACUCAUUCACUCAUCCUGGCUGUUUUCCCCCACCUCUCCUUUUUCAUACAGCACUAACCUUGCUUUAUUUACUGAGUGCUCUGACAAAGAGAAGGGGACAGAGAAGCCAGGCUGUUUAUUUGGGGGUGUCCUACUGUUGAAGCCAGGAUGGUAAUUGAAAGUGAUGCACUGUGGGGACAAUUAGCACCUGACUAAGUAGCAGCAUGAACAAUACGGCUACACUUCUGGCCCUCGCUUCUGCAUGUGGUGCGCCUUUAUCUUUUCCCUCAGCAAGCACUUUUCUCCUUCCUUUCUUUGCUUUUUUCCCCCCAAAUCCCUCUACCCCUCUCAUUUCCUCCUGUUGGAGUGUGCCUGUUUGCCUGGGGCAGACUCUGAGACUAACACCUGCCGCACUGGAAGACGUCUUUGUCAUCCUAAGCCUUGUUUGAACUGCUGCGGAGGGGGCCAAUGGAAUGGCAGGGCCAUUUAAAGAGUCUUUGUUUUCUUUCUCUCAGUCUCUACCUUCCACCUUCCAUCUUAAAUUAACCUCAGCACACAGUGGUGUGGGCUGAGUAAGGAAAUGCAUUGGAAUAUUGAUGAUCACAACAACACAUUGGCUUCCUCAUAUUUUCAGAGUAUGACUCACAAUAAAAAAUGUUUGUAUGAAGCCAUAGAGGGGAAAACAUUAUAAACCAAUGCAACCGCAGACAUUAGAGCUGCAGUGCUGACUGUUGAGUGCAGCAUGUUUUAAUGGCUGAUAAACAAAAAGUGAAGCCUGUUGAGUUAGUGGGGAAUCAUAUUACACGAUUGACACUAUUUGUUUUUGGAGCACACGCAGCUUGAGUGUAUCAAACAAAGAAUUAAGAAGACAACAGCUCUACUGUAGGAAUGAGGAAUAAGGGAAUGUGGAUUUCUUCCAUCUUUAAGGCCAGCCUGUAUUUCAGCGUAGCCCUUCCCUUGUCUAUAUUCACAUGCAGAUUUGAGCAAGCAUGUUCAGACCCUCCCUCCCCUUCCCCUCAUACCCUCCACAAUGCACGCACCCAAUGUGUCAUGUACAGCCCAGCCCUCCUCUCCCAGUGAGCUGCGACCCUGGAUGCUGCCUGUGUCCACUGUGCUGCUGAGUGUCUGUUACUCCAGCCAUCUGCCAUUCCUUUUAGCCGCUGCAACUUGAGAUGCUUCAGAAAAAAAUGGCAGGAAAUAAAAGGAUAGGAAAGAAAAUAGGCAACCAGAUGCCACCUCGACAAAGCAGAAAAGUUGUUUAAACUCAGGGCAUUGGGUGGGGGGAUUCGGGGGUGGAGGGGCAUCAGUGGCAAACUGAGGAAGUCAGAGCCAGUUUCACAAUACUUCAUUGUCCUCGCCAGCAUUUGAUGCCCACCCCCAGCUUAUUACUAUUUGCCAUCCCGCAAUCAUGGAUGUGAAGUUUUUUCUGAGAAAGCACGAUGUUUGAAAAUGGGAACACUCCACAUGUUCACAACAAGAGCAUAAUGUGUAAUUUUAUUUUCAUUCAAAGCAUUCUGCUGUCAUACAGCGAACCGAAUACUUUUUUUCUGCCCUUCGUUACAAAGGUUACCUCUCAUUUUUACGUCCUAUAAGCAUCUGGAAAACUGUGGAGAGGGGAAGGGGUUUCUCCUUUAACAAGCUCUGCUUUUCUGCAGCAUGUGAAUAAGGCAUGUCAGAAACAUAUGGGAUGCUGUCUCACGUUUUUAUUCUGGUUACUUGAGUAGAACAAAUGCAGAUACUAACACUUUUUUUACAGUUUGCAUUUGUGAAUUUGUGAAUGAUGGUGAAAUUCCCUUGAACUGGGCAAUCUUGAUUUUGGGAAACGCAUAUGCAUGACAAAGCAUGAUGGGAUAAAGCGGCAAUCAGAUCAAGACCAAUGUGCCCCAAUCACAUCUGACCGGCUCUGUCCCUCUUUGUGUUUUUUUUCUUUGAGUUUCAAUCUACAGACUCUCUCUCUCUCCAUUUCUUUCCUAGGCUCUUUCACUGGCAGUGUGGGCACCGAAGCUGGAAACUCCGCAGGAACGACAGACUCUGUUGACCAAGUGUCUCCCACAAUGCCCCGGGCCACAAAGAACAGAGUUUCAGGAAAACUCCGUCGCUCAGCCAGCGCUAUAAGCAAAUCCUCCAACUGAGCUUUUGAACCCGUACCCCCUUUUCCCCCAAAAUGCAGCCUUUAAUCUUUUUCUUGAAGAACCUCACACACCCAGCCGUGACUGCAAUAGUUCUUUUUCUUUGUCUCUUUGUUUGUUUGCCGUGUCUCGUUUGUCUUUGUUUGAUUUUGUGUCAUAUUAACAUAACUGGAGCAUAUUGCAAUUUUUAAUUGAAGUGGCAAUCGUUGAUUUUGUUGAUACAUUUCCAUUUGUUGUGCUUGACUACUUAACCAAGAUGAGCACGUGACUAAGCUAUUUAUGUUCAUCUUGAUGGUUUCAGCUUAAGAAUCAGCAGCAUAGGAAGAUUUGACUUGGGAGUCUAAAAGCAAAUGUCAGUUUUCUGCUCAUUUGUAGUGCAGACUUGAUACACUAGAGAGGGAUGUUCUAAUUAAAGUGAGGGAAGGGGACUCUGCUUGACCCUAUUUCUAUAUUGCAUCUGUCUCAACACUUAAUAUGAGGAAGCACUGAAUGACACCUCUGUGAAUGGCAUCAUGCAAAAGCUGCACAUGAGAUUGGUAACCAUUAUAAAUGUGUCUGCCUUUUUACCUCUCUCUGCACCGGCCACAACCUUUCCGUGUCAAAGAUACCACUCAGUCUGCAACAGGAUGAUGAAGUCCUGCUCAGUAGCACCCAGUCGGGACCAUGUUUGUGGACCAUCUGCCUUCAGUGAAGAGGAGAUGAAACAAAUGCAUGGGGAAUACCUCCCCAGAAUGAUUUUACUUACUGCACUACCACACAGACUUCCUGUGUAUCGAGUCCCUGUAGUACGUGCAGCCAGAGUCUUUUAAUUGUUUUGAACCGAGAGUGGACAAUCAAUGAUGUCUAUCUGACUUUUCUUUUUUUUUAUUUCUAGUUUUUCUUUUUAAAUGAAUUCCGAUAGAUUGUGUCAUGACUUGAUUUAUGCAACCCUGCUGGAAUGAGAAAAAACUGCGUUUGUAAUUGUUUGCUGAUGUCGUUAACGUGGGCUCAUGUCCGGUAAUUGAAUAAGUUUCUUCUGUCUCUUUCCUCUGCGAUCAGUUUACCUGUCCUGUAGAGCUAAUGCAUCGACAUUCCAACGUUUCUGACCGACGGUUUUGCACUCACUGUCAUUGAUUAACUUUACAUUGAAUGUUUCUCUUUUUUUUCUUGGUUGUAAACUGCUUUAAGUUUUAUUUGACCGAUUUAUUUUGAUGUAUGUAGAAAGGACUAUUUCAUGAACUAUUUCCGCUGUUUUAUUGUUUUAUGUAUACAUGUGCUAUUUAGAGGAAAAAUACCGCCAGAGCCUCAGGUGAAUCUUAACUUCAUGCACUGGUGUGUAUGAGUGUGUGUAUGUGUGUGCGUGCGUGCGUGCGUGCGUGAGUGUGCUUGUAUGUGUGAGUUCCCUAUGGAGUGUCUCUCUCACAGUGCCUGUGUAAUGUCUGUCCUUUUGAGAUGCUGUCCUACACCACCUCUGCGCCUCAUAAUCCGAUUUAAGUUUAUCUGUAUUGUCUCAGAAUAACCAUGGCCACUCUACAUCACAUCUUUAGAGAUCCAGAACAGAGGGUUUGACUCCUCUGCGUCUCUGAAGGUCUGUCUUGUGUUUCUCAAAACAAAAAAACAACCACAGAUGGAUUCACCAACCAUUCAGUCUUUAUUGGAGGUGAUGUGAUGCCCUGUAUUUAUCUGUGAAUGAAAUCAAUUGGCACCAACUCCUCCCUUUUCCAGUGAUCUCUCUUUUCCCAUGUUGGCUCCUGAGGCCUGGAGAAGUGUUGGUGGGUUGGAUCGUGGAGGCAAAGAGAUGAACACUAUCCCAGCAACAACCUUCUCCAGCCUGCCUGUGCAGGUUGUCAUGGUGGCCAGGUGUUCCUCACACACUUAAACACACCCUCUGAGGGCUCCACCCAAGCUGCAACACUAUCCCCAUCUGUUGCACUACUAUGCCUUACUUUCCUCAUGCUCUCCUGACACCUCAGCUCUCAUCUCGCCUUUUUUUUUUCUUCUUCUGCCCCCGAGAGAAAAGAGGGAAUCCAAACGGUGGGAGGAUUGACAGAUCCCUUUUUUGUUCUGCUUUUUGUAUAUUUGAAGAAUGUAUAGAUGUAGUAUGAACCUUGAUCACAUCUCAGUUUUUUUUAUUUUCCCCAAAGCCACUUGAAGGAACCUCCCAGGAUGCUGAUCUAAAGAUUGUAGGACAUAGAUGAUGUCUGUCAAGGGGUCUGCCGUGCUCCCCCUUUUGUGGCUCAGUCGCUGAAGAUGUUAGUUUGGACCAAGAUAAAGAUUUUGCGUCUUAUUCAUGUGAAGAAAAAUGAGCUGGUGUUAGUUCUAGUGUGUUUUUUCUCCUCUCAUUUUAGAAAUCCUUGUACAUUGUGUCAAAUUUGAGGGCUUCAGCACCCUCUGAAUAUAAAUAUAUUAAAUAACGCCUGUAAUAUAAUCUUUGUAUAAGAGGAAGAGGAAAAAAAGCUUGAAGAUUUCAUCCUUACUUGUCAACAUAUCAAAUUGUUUUUAAUGACCGAAGUCCUACUAUCUUUAUUAGAAAUGUGAAAAUUUGAACAUUUCAUUAAAUCAAUUUGAAAUUCUA
Molecule: messenger RNA, 93202 nt
Organism: Xyrichtys novacula (pearly razorfish)
Lineage: Eukaryota; Metazoa; Chordata; Actinopteri; Labriformes; Labridae
Source: the annotation of a GenBank genome assembly